Messenger RNA from Xyrichtys novacula (pearly razorfish), 99929 nucleotides. NCBI's taxonomy places the organism in Eukaryota, Metazoa, Chordata, Actinopteri, Labriformes, Labridae. The record is from the annotation of a GenBank genome assembly.
AUGUCGUUGUUUAGUGUACAAGCGAGAAAGCACACAGCUUAUUAUGAUCACUUGAUGUCAAUAUCGACCACCAGAACACCGGGCAGAGAGCACCCGGCAGAGCGGAAAGCCACGGCGGACACAAUGUUGGGUAGAAGUGAGAUAACAUCCGGAGACAGUGCUUGUGAAGACAGCAGGUCAUCUGAUAAAAGCCGGCAGGUGAACAGGACAUAUGUCAUAUCUGCGGCGUCAAAGAGAGUCAGUGGGCAGCACACCCCUUACCGAGCCCGACUCACUCUGCAGAGAAGGUCCCGGAGGAAAACCGGGUCAGAGUCCGCGGAGAAAACCAUGGUCGAUAGCAGCCAGAACACCACCACACCGGCCCCGGAGAAGAGACUGACCCUCCAACGCAGGACGAGGACUCCCUCUGUGGAUAAAAACUCGCUCCGCCAACGUGGGGUUAGCGGCACCGGCCUGCAGCAGACACACAAAGUACUGAGUGAACCAAACGGUAGGACACCGAGUGUAUUCAGGUCUACAAGUUUAAGAGAAACUCCAUUAAAGAGCAGAGGAGGAGAUACUGCUUCUCAGGUGGACACUCGGGGGAGACCGACGCACUCCAAAACGCCCUCCUCUGCAGGUAGGCCUCUCGACGACCAGGCCCAAACCUUUAAAACCCCCACCAAGAAGACCCCGUUUGAGAAAAUCGCAGCCAAGAGAGAUGUGUUUGAGAGACUGGCGAGCAAAGAAGCUCCCAAACCAGUGGUGGUCAAACUUAGAAGUCUAGAGACUACAAAAACCAGACCGAUGCAGUCAGAGGAUCCAAAGCCUGUCCCGGCUCCUCGGGUCAGCAAAGCAUCUGCAGGUGUGCUCAGACCCAACGCUGCUCAGCAGGUGAGGAAGGCAUCUACCUCGACCCAAAGAGCAGACCUGACACAAACAAGGACCUCCACUCUUGUCCUGGCACCCACAGAGGUGACAGUAUCCCGUCCUAGUGAGGCCCUAAAGCAGCAGGAUUCAUUAAAGAUGGAAAACAGUGCAGUGACUGUAGCUGUUCGUGUACGCCCAUUCAAUGCCAGGUAGGUAAAGCCAAUGCACCUGAAGUGCACAGGUUAGUUGUGGAGGAGAAAAUAAUGUCUGCAAGUAAUAUGGGAUCUGCCAGAUUUAACCCAACAAUAAUGACACACCCUUUAGAAAGUAAUCAACCACAGGACCAUGGGAGGUUUCAGUGCUGUUCAACAGGCUCACUAUGACCCAAAUUUUAGUCUAUGAUGGUUUUCAAAUGUGCUGCAGCAGUUGUUGUGAAUGAAAUUGCAAUCCGUUACAAUCACCUUUGCAGCCUGACGAAGUGGACAUUUUUGACCAAAUAAUUUAUCAGUAAAGGACAUUUGAGGCUAAGUAGCCACACUCAUAAUAUGCUUUAAUUUCUGUCUUUCUGAAUGUUUCUGCUCUUUUUGUAGGGAGAAAGCAGAGAAGGCAUUACAGGUCAUCUUUAUGAGCGGUCAGGAGACUGUCGUCCAGCACCCUGACUCCAAACAGAGCUACUCCUUCGCCUAUGACUUCUCUUUCUGUUCGGUGGAUGAGAGUGACGCCUCAUUUGCCAGCCAGCAGACAGUGUACGAGACUCUUGCCAAACCUCUGCUGCUGAGGGCUUUCGAAGGGUUCAACACCUGCCUGUUUGCAUAUGGUCAAACAGGCUCUGGGAAGUCCUACACGUGAGUUGACGCUGCGGGGUGUCUUCCCCUCAAAUUCCUUCCUUUUCUUAAUUAACGUUUUGGGUAAUUUGAAUAUAAGCGAUGAGUUAACUGUCUGUAUAAUUAGUUUGAAAUGAUUGUUUAGGAUGAUGGGCUUUGGAGAAGAAGAAGAAGGGGUCAUACCACGAUUCUGCCAGGAGCUUUUUGCAAGAUUGACAUCCAUGGAAAACGAGGAGGUAAAUGACCCAAAAACUUGUGUAUGCUCACGAAUGAUCAUUUUACUUUUGUAACUUAUCAACUGCCUCUCUUGGGUUACUUCAUGUCAGGUCAAAUGUCACGUAGAGAUGAGCUACUUUGAAGUGUACAAUGAGAAGAUCCAUGACCUGCUGGUGACCAGAGAUGAGCCAAACCAGAGAAGAAUGCCUGUAAGUAGUUUCCAAAAGUACAGGAUGCAAAGAAAUAAAAUAAAGUCCUGGAUUGUUGUGAAAAUUGAAAUCUGCUGCUGGGCCUACAUAAUGGAUCUUGGAUUCAGUGUGUCCUGAUAUUUAAAGUUUUCUAUACAUGCCCUCUUUCACAUUACGCCUUGAGAAAGUUUUUGAAGUCUGUGUUGUGAUUGAAAACCACAACAAUGUCUGACAAUAGCUGUUCAAGAAAACCCUCUUCUGUUUGUUUCUAGCUGAGGGUGAGGGAGCAUCCAGUUCACGGCCCCUAUGUUGCAGAUCUCUCUGCGUGAGUAUUUCUCAAAGUUCUUUUGCUGUUUUACUGUUGAAUGGAGGUCAAAAGUACAUUUAUGUGGUGCCUUGCAGAAUUGUUCACUUUCUUGUAUUUUCUUGUAUUUCCAGGAACAUUGUGAGCUCUUACGGUGAUAUUCAGGUAAGUUGAAACUACUGUGAAGAUAUGUCUUGACCUGUUUUGAUCUUUCACCUUAGGCUGAUACGUUUAUCGUCUUUGAAUGAGUAAGCACUUGGGGGUUCAGUGUCAGACACCACAAUGGAAUACAGAAAUAAAGGUUUUGCUGAAUAUCAAUGUCAUGAAAGUGCAGUGUGGUCCAGUCACUGAAUAGCCAAGUAUUUCAUAUAUUUCCAGAGUGCGGUGGUGAGAACAAUACUAUGAAAAUCCCCUGGAGAUUUCCCAUUGAGAGGAUAAGUGAUCAUUUUUCUGCUGUUCUUUAGGGUUGGCUGAAGCUGGGCAACAAGCAGAGAGCCACUGCAGCAACAGGAAUGAACGACAAGAGCUCCAGGUCUCACUCUGUCUUCACCUUGGUUAUGACCCAGACUCAGGUAUGGCACUUAACUUUCCCACAAACAACAACAGUCUCAUCCGUCAGAGAAAAAUGUAGCCAAGUCAACUCUUCAGGUCAUGAUGUGUGAGAGCAGGUCUCUAAAUGGUUUUCUUGUGUGUGCUUGUGCUUAGACUGAAUUUGUCGAGGGUGAAGAACACGACCACAGUAUUACCAGCAGGAUCAACCUGGUGGACCUGGCAGGCAGUGAGCGCUGUAACUCUGCCCAGACAAGCGGAGAUAGACUCAGAGUGAGACAAACACACACUAUUCUCGAUUAUUGCUAUGGCAUCAGUUUUAAUCUUAUUCAAAUCAGUAAUUGAAGAUCUGUAUGUCUUGUCCAAUCCUAAGAUUAUUAUCCUUUAACAUUUCAGCAAAAUGAAUUUGUUCUUGAGUUUUGAGUUCAUCUCUGUAUAAUCUAUGAUCUUUUGUUUGUUUAUUCCUGCUUCCAAAAGGUACGCAAGAUCGGACCUACUGUUUUGUUCUGGGGGCUUACAAAAUUUAAAUCUAAAUCUGUUUUCUUGUUAUUCGAUCCUGCACUUUCACAAAGCCCUACUUGCUUUUUUAAAACAAAAAAAAUGCAAUUUUGAUGUGUUUCUAAAGGAAGGUGCAAGCAUCAACAAAUCCUUGCUUACCCUGGGAAAGGUCAUCUCUGCCCUGUCCGAACAAGCACUGAGCAGAAAGAAGGUCUUCACACCGUACAGAGAAUCUGUCCUGACAUGGUGAGACAUCAGAGCGUUUGUACACUGGAUCUGAUGUAGAAUCUAGUGCUUAUACUAUGUGAUGUUUGCACAUGUAAAACAGAUGUGUAGGAACUCGAUGUGUUAUAGGGGAUUAUAGAUUAGAACUGAAAGACCUUCCAUAACCCGAGGGAAUUUUCUGGUCAAAUGAAUGUUCCUCACCAGCGCUCUUGUUCUCCCCUGCAGGUUGUUGAAAGAGAGCCUGGGUGGUAAUUCUAAAACAGCCAUGAUUGCCACUGUGAGCCCAGCAGGCAGUAAUGUGGAGGAAAGCCUCAGCACUCUGCGCUACGCUCAGCAGGCCCGCACCAUUAUCAACGUGGCGAAAAUCAACGAGGACACUAGUGCCAAGCUGAUCAGAGGUCAGACACCCAAUGCAUUAACAUCUGAUUAUUUCUUUGAGCUAUUUUAGAUCAUUACAGCUGAAAAAGUCUCUUUUAUUUUUCUCUUCAUUCUGUCUAUUUGUUUAAGCUUAAAUGGCAUUGAUGUAAACUUGACUGUUAGUAGCAGUUUUGGGGGUUCAGAAGUGUACGCAAUUUGACUAUACUUGUGAUUCAUAUAUAAGGCUUUAUAUAAUGCUUUAUUCAAGAAAGUUGCAAGUUACAAGGUAGUUGAGAUCAAAGCUUUUUCUUGACUGUAAAAAAACAACAAAAGGAGACAAAAAUCAGAGAAACAAAACACCAAGACACCAAAAUCAUCACACUGAUAUAAAAGCUGGUUGAUGAUUCAACUGAAUAUAAAUGAAGCUAUCAUCCCAGCCUCUCAGGUGUAUAGUCACUGUGAACUGAAACAAAUUAAUGCAUACUCAGAACUAGAUGUUGGCUGUUAUUACUCUGUAUCUGUUGUAUGUCUCUCCAUUAGCAUCGUCUUCAUCUCCCUCUUUCUGUUCGUCUCACUCGCUGUCCUUUUUUCACUGCCCGUCUUUUAUUCAAGUCUUGCUCUUGAUCUCUUUUGCACUCCGUCUCAUCCACAUAUCCUCCUGUCUGCCCAUCUAUCCAUCACCAGAAUAUUCACCACCCAGUUCAAUUAAGGCCAGGCCCUAACCUUGCCUCCAGGCCAUAUUUAUGCACUGUCAGCUGCACAUGGCGGCUAACUGUCAUGCAAGUAUUAUUUUUCACGAGAUGAUUGUGCUGCUGUUUGAUGUUUUUAGCAGUAAGGGGAGCUCUUGCAGUGGAUUUCUCACACAUCACCUGUCAGUGGUUUAUGCUCACAGUUAACUUGACUGAAACAUUACGAGUCAAGUCAAUGUUUAGAGUAAAUUAUCUUCAAAAAGGACUCAAAGGCAGGUUUCUAAACAUUAUUCAAGCUGCUGUUAAAGAAAUCUCUACAUCCCUCUCUUAGCUUUCAUACCCACGUGUUUUCUUUCAAGUGUAUUUUGCUCCCCAAGACUAUAUUUUUAAGCCUAAACACCCCUUUGAAAAACUUGAUGUGUUUACAGAGUUGAAGGCUGAGGUGGAGAAGCUGAAAGCGGCCCAGAUGAGCUCCCAGGGCGUUGAACCAGAGAGGGUUAGGCUGUUUGAGCAGGAGAUAGCUGCCCUGAGGAACAGACUCUGCCAGCAAGAGAGGGAGAUGGUCGAGGCCAACCGGUCAGUGUUUGAGCGAUUUUGUUAUCAAGUUUAUCAUUUUAUUUAUGUGAUGCAACAGACGAGAGAUCAUUUCAGUUUUCUCUUUUUUUUAUGGUUUAAGUGAAAUUUGUAGCGGACACCAAUGAUUUAAAUCCAUGUUGUAAAGCUAUUUGUCAUAUUAAAUGUUUAAACACUGCGUAUGUCAAAAGAGAGAAACCCAAAAAUAAAGAUUUUGAAAAAGGUUAUCAUUUUGUUCUCAAUCUCACCCAGACAACUUUUUGUUCAUAAGAAAUAACUCACAGAGUCACAGCUAAUUUUAUAUUAAGAGUUAAAACUUUUCGUCAUCCUUUUUUUCUGGCAGAGCAUGGAGAGAGAAGCUUGAACAGGCUGAAAUCCGCAAACGAGAGGAGACCAAAGAGUUGCAAGUGUGUUGUCAAAGCUUUAUACAAUUUCCAUCCUGUAUUUUGUAUUCCCCACACCAAAGCUCUUCUUCAUUGUGUCCAACAAACCAACUGACCCUUAAAAUCAACACAAGAACUCUGAAUCAAAUAUAUUUUUGCCCUAACGCUGACAGCAAAUGUGUAAAAGAAACUUCCUUUGUGAGUUUUAGAAAGCAGGUGUGUCAUUCAAAGUGGACAAUCGUCUCCCUAACCUGGUGAACCUGAACGAGGAUCCUCAGCUGUCUGAGAUGCUUCUCUACAUGAUCAAAGAGGGUCGCACCACGGUGGGCAAACUCAAGUCCGAGUCCAGCCAUGACAUCCAGCUGACGGGAGCCCUUAUCGCUGAUCAACAUUGGUAAACAAACAAAACACUAGAGGGUUUUGAAACUAUAACAUUAUCAGUAUAUUCAUGUGUUAAUCAUAUUCCUUCAUGAUCACUAUCAGGUGACUGAGUUUUAAUUGACAUACUGUAUGCAACUAAUUAUCAGAGGAGUGUAAUGAUAGACACAUCAUUUUCUAACCAUCUAUAAUCUAACCUUUUUGCGACAGCCCACAUUCAGUGUGAUAAAAUAUUGAUAUUUUGCAUUUCUGUCUUUUUGUAUUUUAGUAUUAUAAACAACAUCCAGGGUACUGUCAGCAUCACUCCCAUGAAAGAUGCCAAAACCUUUGUUAAUGGAAACCUUGUCUCUGAAUCUGCUGUUCUACACCAUGUAAGUAGACUGAAGAGGGCCUUUCAUGAAUGAAGUUUAACUCUAAAGUGUGGCAUAACUACAAUUCCUUAGAUUAUUUGAUUUAAUAGUUUCUAGACUGAGGAGUCUUUUGAAAUAGUAUUUUUUUAUCCUGUGUAAGUAUUACUUGAUGUUUAUGAUUUUCACCUGAUAAAACCAUAAACACAACCAACCCAAUUCUUCAGUUUUGACAGUGGAUGUAACUCAGCCCGAUUCUGUGGUUAUGUGUUGUUUUCAAGGGUGACAGGGUUAUUCUUGGUGGCGACCACUACUUCCGAUUCAACCACCCAGCAGAGGUGCAGUCCGGGAAACGGGUGUCAUGCUGGACAGGUGCAGGCGAUGGCCACAAAGACUUUGAAUUUGCUAAAAAUGAGCUGCUCGCUGCUCAAAGAGCUCAGUGAGUACCAAGAAAAGUAGCAUUCAUAUGUCCUGGUUUUCAUGGCAUGACCUAGGAUAAAAAAACAGCUCAUCUCUGUGUUUCGUAGGCUGGAGGCAGAAAUUGAAGAAGCCCAUUUGAAAGCAAAGGAGGAGAUGAUGCAGGGAAUCCAGAUGGCGAAGGAAGUGGCUCAGAAGGAGCUCCUUGACCAGAAAACACAGUAUGAAGACAAAAUCCGAGCCCUGGAAAGAGAACUGGUGUGCCAAGAUUUUGUUGUUUUAUUCAUAUUGUAGUGAACAUAUGUGUAAUUUUGCACACUUUUACUCAGUGUUUGGUAUAACUUUAUUAGGAUGGGGAGAAUGAACGGAAACGUCGGCAGGAUUUGGACCAGCAGAGGGUGGCCAACCAAAUGGCAGAGCUGAAGAUGGCGAAGCUGGAGCUGGAGCAGGAGGUGGACACCCAAAAGAAACGCCUCCGCUUACACAUGGAAGCUCAGGUCAGGGCUCAGAGCAUUACUUGGAAAUGUUAAAUUAGCAUCCCAUUUUUAAUCAGAUUAACUAGUAUUCCCCUGGAUAUGAUGUACAGUAAGACCACUACUGUCAGGGGGUUCAGAGUAGGGGUAUAUACAGGCUCAGUAUUCAAAAGGCUAGACCGAUGAUGUUUUCAGAAGACCUCAUUUCAUUCAGCCUUUGGCAUUUUUCUCUCUUGAUCUCUGGAUCUGAGGCUCCUGGAAAUCUAGAUUAUUCCUCUAACUUUAAAUUACAUCACCUCCUCCAUUUGCUCGCUCUCACGGUUUCUGAUUAUCCAAAAUGAGCUUGUGAAGCUUUGGGAAAUAUGCUGAUGCUGGUUUUUAUGUCUAACUGAUGGGCCAUUUGGGAUAUGCUGUGAGUUGUGGUGAAGCUCACUUCAGCAUAAUGUUUUGGCCUGGUGGGUUUUAAUACUGUGUACAUUACUAUGAUUCACUCCAGGCAAUGGAAGAACACCGUGUGCGUCAGGCGAGGAUUGUUGAGGCCCUGGAGGCGGAGAAGAGGAAGAUCAGCAAAGAGCUCGAGGAGAUGCAGAAGAGGAGAGCUUUAAGGGAAAAUAACACUCCCAGAAAUGGUGAGGAGCUUGGUGAAGUGACUCUUGAGAACAUACUGAAGUGAGGACAGCUAAUGAUAAUUCACACUGUGAAAGUGGAUUUCCAGAUGGGUGUGGUUUACACUUUUCUGCCAGAAAUGUUAGAGAGUGUGUGCCAGGACUUCUUAUAAACACUGAGCUCAAUGUUAGUUUAAAAGGAGCAGAGGAGAGGCCAGAGAAACCUCAGAUAUCCAAAAAUAGUUAUUGUUACGGAUCUAUUAGAUAUUGUUUUUAAUGGCAGUAUCUUGAAUGGGACCAGACCUCCUGAAUGCUUUGGUAAUUUUACUUUUCCCUGCUCUGAAUAAACAUGUCCUUAAGGUACCCAGCCUGCCCAUGACACCCAUGAAAUCAGGCAUCCUGUAACCUGGUUAGCAGCAUAUCUGCAGUGCCAGAAUUAGCAGUGUGACAUAACAUGCAUGUGUGUGACCAAGAAAAAGAAAAUAAAGAACUUCUAAUGCAGAAAGCUGUUUCAUAAUCGCACUGACACUAUGCUAGUAUUUGAAAGAUGUCUCCUACAAAUGAAGGUUACAGUUUUUAUAAUGACUUAUUAAAAUUAAAUCAGUUCACACAGGUCUGUUUUUUUUCCUUAAAUCACUAACAAAUCGAGCUGGAACCACGCAGAGCUGAUGGCUUAGCAAAGACUGUUUCAUUCUGUAUUUCAGUGUCUCCUCAGUGGGAUACCAUGAAGUUGUCUCUGAUGAUUGAAGAAGCCAACAAGAUUAGUGCCAAACUGAAGAAAAACACCGUCUUCAGCAGGUAAGAAAAGACAACAAGGGGGCGAUAUUUUUCAUGUGAUCUUAUUUUUUAAUACUUGAAUUUAUGAAGAAUUAAUAGACCUGUUAGGAUUUCAAUCUAAUUUCAUAAUGCAGGUACCAUCCUCACCUAGAGUGACUCUAAAUCAUAUGACUUUUCUCUGUCAUAGGCAUGAAAGCUCUGACAACGGAAACCUGGAGAAUGGCGGACUGCUGCAGGUGCGGGUUCAAAACACAAAGCUGGGGAUCUCGACUUUCUGGAGCCUGGACAAGUUCCAAAACAACAUUGCCGCCAUGAGGGAAUUUGAGCAGGUAUGUCCCAAAACAGUACCAUCAAUUACUGUAAAUUAAUUAAAGCAUGUUUUAAUACAGACACAAAAUAAUGCAGGGAUCAAAAUGACUAUAAGAAAACUGUUAAACAUUACAUCUUACUUUUCUCCCACUUGGCAUGUCAGUCAACACACAGAGGAGACAAUUCUUAUAGUUUUAGUCGUGCUUAAAGCUGCAGUUAGUGCAGUCAGACUGUCAGUGCAGCACUGUCCAGGGUGUUUCCAGAUCUUGUUGCCAGUUUUCUGAGGUCAUCUUGAGCUUCAUCUGAUCCUUAUGUAAAACAGGGAGAGCAGAGGACUGAUGUCUGCUUCAGGAUUUUCGAUUUGAUGAUAUUGAUGGAUAUUGUGUGGAGAAAAACAACUAUGAGUAAAAUCCAUACAUAUAUGUAUUCCCAUAUUGUGGACUGUUUAUGACACAUAGAUUCAUGACCAAACUGAUAAACUAACAACAAAGGACGAAAUAAUGCUUUAAAAUAUGUAAGAAGCUCACAUGUGUAUUAAAUAUGAUCAGUGCUCAGUCUAAUAUGCUUAUGUAUGAUGUGUGAUGAGUGAGGCCCAUUCAACGAGCCAGCACGUCUGUUUCUCAUCCUGCAUAUUCAGAUUCUGACAUCAUCUCAAGUGCAAUAGCCAAUUUCCCAGCCAUCUGACCUUAUUUACAACCCAGAAUGGGUUGUUUUAUGCCUGACAGAGGGGCGCUGCCUCACUUUGCCGUGCUUUUCUCAUUAAGUUGAGUAAAUAAGACUGGGCAUGUCAGCAGUAGUUUACUCUCCGCAGGGGGAUCCCACCUCUAAAGAUGACGAUGUGUUUUAUGACCCUGAUGAUGAGUGGGAGCAAGAUAUAUCAGCCUCCUCUGCUUCCACCUCCUCCUUCUCCCGCCGAAGGUAAUUAUCUACGUCUUCUUCUCUUCUCCUAUCCAUCAGCCCCUAUUUCUAGUGCCUGACAUUCACGAGAGGUUUCAGGGACUUAGUUGGUAUUCUUUUCCAAUUACUUCAAAUAACUCGACAGGCUAGUGUUCAAAAACCCCCCACGGAGUGUACUCAGUGUGUUUUAAACUCUCCGUUCUCAUGCUGAACUGAACUUGCAGCCUUUUGCUCUCUUUCAAAGUGAACAAUGUCUCAGGCAAUGGGAUGUACAGUAAAUGGAAAGUUGAAAGGUAUAUGCACGGAACAGGGAAAGUCAACAGUUCGGAAGAUUUUCGUUAUUUUCACAAAGCUCUCCUAGUUUCCACCAAUGUGAUUUACAACCUGGCGCAUAUUUCUGACAUUCAACACAUCCUACUUUCUCCCAUGAAAAGCUGCUGCCCACAGAAUAUUUCCCUUUUAUUCCUUUUCCUCUGUUUAUUAAUUUUAUUUCCAUGAAUGCAAGGCCGCCGAGUUCAGAAAAUGAAAGGGCACUAAAGGUGUCUGUGUUUUUCACUCUGCAAGCCGCAACCCAAACACACAUGCACGCACAAACACAGCCACUGUGUCACAUGCAGAACCCCCCCCCCCAUUUUCCCCUCACAUUAUUGCUAUUCUUGUCAAGCGUGUUUAUAGUGCUCCUCGCUGCCUGAACAACCAACAGACCUGGCCAAAUGAAACAUGGCGGACUCUGUGGUUCUUUCAUCCCUUCUCUUUCUGACUCCAUUAAAGCCAGGUCCAGGCCUUGCAGUCAAAUUUAAAGUUCUUUAUUGAUCCCCCUCCUCCUCCUCCAGGUUGUUCAUAAUAGAAAUCUGCUGAACUCAGUUUACACUUAAACAUAGAAGUGAAUUAUGCAUCUUUGCAAAAUAAAACUAAGUCCAUCUAUAAAUGUGUCCCACUUGAAAUAAGACCAUUUAACUAUGCACAGAAAUAGUUUAGGGGUGCUGCCACCAUACAUUUGGUUUCAACUCAUCAAAAAUAGAUACAGGAAUUCCCACACGUGAAAUAUAUAACAGGUAGUGCACAGAAUAAUAGGUUUCAGUGGUUCUUCAAAAAAAUCACAGAAACUUGGAAAAAAUCUUGUUCAUAACAGAACUAUUUUUUUUGUGCCUGAUGUUGUGUAUGCCUCAGCAUCAACGUCUGCACUACUAACAUGUCAGAUAAUAUUACAAAAGUCAAACACUGCUGCUUAGGACCUUUGCCACAAGCCAAUCUUUAAUUUUCAUAAUCCAACUUAGACAAAAAUUCAAGAAAAACUGUGUUAAAAGAAAUCUAACAUGUCUGACAUCAGGAGCCGCAGCUUGUUGAAGAGCAGGAGAAUCUCCGGGCGUUUGUACGAGAUUCGGGUCCAUCCCAUCCAGAGCCUCCACAACAGCUCCACACAGUCUGCUGGUAAGGCAAUGAAUUUUUUGGUCACUGCUUGAUAAUUGAUACCAUACUUCAAAGAAUUCCAUAUUUUUAAUUAAGUUCUGCUUUGAAAUUGGCUUCAAUAAUUGGGAGAUUGAUGAGACACUCAGUGGUGAGGUUUUUUUUUUUUGUGGCCAAAACUCUGCAGCUCUUUGAGGUUACUGCUCUUCUACUAUCCAGCUUUUGUAAACUGAAACACUGCAGAGGAACCUGCUUUUAAUUUUUGGUUUGUGAAGGGGAAACUAUUUCUAUCUGCACACAAAAAAAGGUUUAAAAAAUGUUCCACCUUCAAAUCUUGAGCAUUUAGAUUUUUAUUGUUUAAGAAUCAUGUGAUCCCUACAGCUCUCUUAAAACCCUUUCUGCCUCUGCCUCAGGUUUGAUGGGUGCAGUAAAACCGCCUUCAAGCCAUUCAAGCAGCACAGACUCCUCCAUACCUGGCAUCUGUAAGGAACUUAUCGGCCAGUCAUUGGCCUGUCUUCGUAGUUGUGGUGGAACAGAGGAGAGCAUGGCGGACAAGUUGGCCUCUGAUCUUCACUUGAUAUGUACGGCAAUCCAGACCAUAUCUGACCUGUACAACAGCCUGGAUGAUGAGAGUCAGGAGAACGGUGAGAGUCAAACUAGAAAUCAGUGAGAAAGCUCAUGCAAAUAAGAGGAACAAGUGAAUUGGUUUAAUUUUGAUUUAUGAUCAUUUGUUCAGUCUAGUCUGAUAGAUACAGAUAGUUAUGAAAAAACAGGUUUUUACAAACAUAGAAGAGUGUAAAUUUUGAAUACUCUAAAGGCUCAUGAAGACGUUCCUUCCUCUUUAGUUUAUUGCACAGAUUAGAAUAACUGGUUUUACAGCUUUCUUUCUCCUACAGUGUUCAUGUGUAACUUGGAGGCCCAGACUCAGCUGGUCAAGGCCACCACGGCUACAGAGACUGCAGUGUUUGUAACCAUGCAGUGGUUGACCAGCAUUAAACCCUCCUCUGGUCUUCUCUACACCAUCGCUGAAGAACUCAAGAGCCAAGUUAAGAAGAUGGGGGGGUUCAUUCAGCUGCUCAUUCAGGUAAACACAGACAUGCAAGCAUGAAAACUCAUGUAAUGACAUUUCACUUCAUUUUUUAAAUUUCAUAGGAGUUAGCUGAAAAGAGUAAAAAAGAAUCUGACCUGCAAAAUGAUUUCAUGUUGGUGUGGUUUCUGCUGGGAUGUCUGAUCAAAAUGCACAGCAUUAAUUGACGUGUCUUAGCUCUGAGCUGUUUGAACUCUGUCUAUGGAAAUGACCAAGCAGAGGGAAUUCUCAGCCUUGAGCCCCAAACAGAACAUGAAUAUAUGGAAAAUAAAUCUAAAUUCCUUACCAGCCUCAGCACCUAAACACACCAUUUUCCACUCCCACUCCACUUUUCACACCUUUCCAGUGCAUUUUAAUUUAUUUACUAACCCUUCAGCCUAUCUUGACCGUUUUGUUGGCGUGCUUGCAUUGAUUUACUGUUAAAUCAAUUUUAAAUCAACCUGUUUGUUUGUGCUGACUUGAUGCUCACAGAAAAUGAAAAUUUUCUCCCCAUCUAGGGCUGUGAAUCUGAGAUCACAUCGAUGGUGACAGAAGCACAAAAGAAGAGCAGUCAGUGUUUGGAAGCAGCAUUGCUUGUGCUGGGCCACCUGGCGGCAAUGACAGGCAUGCCGCUGAAUGCUGCAGAGUGGGCCGCCCAAGCCACAGGCAAGGUAACACCACCAUUAAUACAGCAGCAGCUACUGUCUCUGUCAAAGCCCAGGGGUCUGCUUUAAUCAAGCCCCCACUCCACAAUAGUAGUGAAUUGAAUAUUAGCUGUGUGGAUCUCGGAGCAAGAAACAUAUUAUGGAGUGGUGAAUUGCUCAUUUGAUUUAGGAUGCAGCAUACUGAUGAGCAAGAGAGGUGAUAUCACAUAACGCGGCAGAUAUGGUGGCCAGUUAGAUACUAUAAAUCAGCAGAAAAACAUUCAAGAUAUUUUGCAACCAUGUUGUAGUUAUGUGGCUUGAUGAUCAAAUACAACUGACAUGCUUCAUUUUCCAAAUAUCUGAAAAUAUUGAGGAGUUUAUGUUUGGAUUUACUCUGUUUAUAACCUGGAGAUGCUUUUUUUCUUUCAUGACCUCUGUUGGCUCAAAUUGGUUCAAGAUGUUGUGGCAUCAUCUAGCUUUUGUAUUGAGAGAAAUAUCAAAAUAAAACUUAGUGUGUGAUUCUUUCUCUACAGCAAUCCAUUGUCAUGUGUCUGCUGAAGGGGACUAAUAAGGGUGUGUGCUCUCUCUUGGAGGAGAGCCUCAUUAUCACCAGAGAAAUGCUGAGAGAGGCUCAGGUGGCUUACCCCAGGAACCAAGUAAGAGCUCUCAUCAUCUAUAUUGCGAUUAUCAUGUCCCAUGUUAAAAUAAACUGAUGCUUUUAGUUCAGUUUACUUUGUUUAAAUGUAUUUAAAGUAUUAUCAUAAUGCGUCUCUUCAUACAGGUCCUUCAGAGCCUAAAAUCAAAGACACUUGAUUUUGCUCGUGCUCUGCAGAACUACAUGUAUUGCCAUAUUAAGGUGAGUUUGAGCAGCACAGCCAUCUACUUAUAAGUUUGUUAUAAUAAUGCACAAGAUAUUAGCACAUAUACCACAAACUGUGUAAUUUAUUCACGUUUUAUUCUGUUAUAUUGCCCCAUGGGUUUAUGAAAUGUGUAUUAUAGGUUUGCUGAAGAAAGAAUCGUUAAAUCUGUCAUGCCAGAGAAAUACCCCCUCCACUAGACACACGUGAUGAUCUACUUUUCUAUGCAUUCAGCUGUAAAACAACACUUUGACACGAUUCAUAUGGUGCUGUAUUUUAUUCUAUGGUAUACCACAACCCUCAGUUGAUCUCCUAUGGAACAUGUAAAACAUAGUUUUGUGAUGAUGUGGUAUUUAAGUGUCUUUUAGUAAUGUCUCCUAUCUAUUUCUUUUUUUUUUAAAAACUUUAUUUUUGUGUUUUUUUUAUAACAAACUCAAAGAACAUACAAACAUGGUCAUCGCAUGAUAGACAGAAUGUCUUCCAGCAUAUAAUAUUCAACUCAAACUACAUUCAAAAUAAAAUACAACAUAAAUAAGGUACAAUAAAAAGAUUAAAAAAAAAGGGGUUACAAUAAGGUAUGCAUAUCAACAUUUCUUUUAGUCUCCUUUUCCAAGUCAAAUUAUGUCCCUUGCCCUCUGAAGUCUCCUGAUAGAUAUUCUGGGGUUGGUUUCUCUGGAACAAGGACAUCACUUCGGGUUGCAGUAUGAUUUCCAGUUUUUCCAGUAUUUUUCCUACUUUCCAGUUGCAUAUCUAAGAGAGAAUGUCAGUUGUUCCAUUUCAUGCAUUUCCUUAAUUAUUUCCUUCCAUUCGGUGACUGUUGAAGAUUCCUUGUUCAACCAUUUUCUAGUAAUUGCCUUUUUACUACCAGCUAGUAGUAUUUGUAGUAGGUAUCUGUCUUGUAUCUUGAGUCCAGUUGGCAGAUUUCCCAAAAAUAUAACACUAAAUGAAAAGUUGAGCUCAGAACUGACUAUAGAUCUAAAUGAUCUAGUUCUAGAUCUAGUUAUAACAUCCAACCAAUAAGAGGAAAUAAUAGGACAAUCCCAAAAUAUAUGGAAAUGACCUGCAGACAUAUGACCACACAUUCUCCAGCAUUGACCAUACUUAUGAUCAUUCUUUUGUAUUUGUUUGAUUUUGGGUGUGAUAAAAUACCUUACUAUGUUUUUCCAAGUGAAUUCUCUCCACCGGUAGGUCUCCUGUCUAUUUCAAGUCUUUUUGAGUUUUGAUUAUCAAUUUCAGGGAAAAAAAUUAAUAAGGUUGAUUGUAAAUGUAGUUCAUUUAAAAAAGAAUAAGCUAUUUGCAGCUUUGCCAAAAACUGCUGGUAUUUGUCAUGGUAAUCCUUGUUUGAAAGACAAAAUACAUGCUCAUCAAAGCUUCUCUGGAUACGUGAAGGUUAAAAAGAAAUCUUCCAUCUUGACACAGGCUUAAAUGUUUCAGAUUAAUACCCACACCCAGAGCAGCCCUGUAAAAGAUGCCACUCAGCCUUUAUUGCUCGUGUUAAGCUCAAUGCUGUGUAGGCUUAUCUCUCUGCAGUCGUCCCUUGACGAUCGUUCAGGCAAUGAAUGUGUUGAAUGAAGUGGCAUCAGUCACAGCUAACGGGCUUGUUUGCCGUUAUCUUAGCCACACAAACUAGCAGUUUUUUGUUGAAGCCAAUCAUUGACACAUAUUGGUCCUUGGGCAUUUUGCUGCCCACAGUGUUAUUGUAGUCAAAUAAACCUGAGUUAUUGCCUGAGGCAGCUACUUUCACGUUAGCACGGACCGCACAUUUGCAUGAUCUUUGAUGUAAAUGCAUCUGUUAAUGUGUUCUGUCCUGAACAGCGCUGUCAUUUAUUAAUGUAAAAAUGUUGAACUAUUUUAGUUUACAGAAUUUUUUUUUUGAAAUGUUUGUUUUAAUGGGAAAUCUGCACAGUUGAGGGGUGAUGGAAAUUACAUGACAACCUAAAUGGAAAUGAAUUGUUGGUGUAAUAGAAAACAGACAAUGCUUGUUUGAACAUGAUGAUCAGUAAAGCUCACAGUUUUUUUUUGCUUUUUCUAAAUAAGUUAAACAGUGAAAACAGCUUUUGAUCAGAAUGUUGGAGUAAUUGACACAAAUUCCCGCUACAGCGUCGAAGCCUGGGAAGGGGGCCAUUAGGUUUAUGUCAUAGAAAAGGCCACAUCACCAUGGAAGCCACAUUCAUCCAAUGACAUCAUUUGCAACGUGUGUUUGUGUGUGUGUGUGUUUGUGUCCUUGAGUGUUUGCUUUUAUGCAUCUGUCUGACUUUUGAAAUGGACUACAUGAUAGUUGGAACUAAAAACGAAAGAUCUCUGGGGAAAGUAUCAAGACCAGCUGGGAAACUGUAGCUGGGGAGUAUUAGGACGAUUUGUUGGGUAACAUUCAGCUGACUUGCCACAUAAGUGCUUCUUAGGAGUGCGUCGCAGUGCAUUUUAAUAUCAUUUUAUAUGGUCCAAUGGUAGUCUCUUGUAUGUAUAAUACUUUGUUUUACAGAGCAUAUGUGUUUGUGUUGGUUGUUACAUUCACAGCACUUUAUUUUGUCUUGCAUUCAUUUUUCUGGGUGUGUACAUGUUUUCAAUCAGGAAAGGCAGACUGUCCCAGAGGGAGAGGAGGGGGAGGAGGAGGAGGAGGAGGCCCCAGCCUCCCAUUUGCAGAGACUGACGAUGACAGCGGCCAAGCUGUUCCAGCUGAACCAGACCAUCAGACAGCUGCAUUCCUUAGUGUCUACAGCACUACAAGGUAUAGCUUCGGGUACAUCAACAGCUGGGAUGUUUAAGUUAAAAUUUGUAUCCGAUGUCAAUACAACAACUGUGUCUAAAGAGCCCAAGCAAAUUGUUGUUUGAUGUUUCCUUUCAUCAGCAGUUUUUUCCAAAGUCCAGAGUUUCAUUACAUUUGUUCUACAGCUGCUUUGCUUGUUUCUAAGUUAGUCAGAGCUUAUUCAUUUUUGUCGAAUGGUGCAGAACUGUAGUUUUUUGUGUCUUGCUGCAUAUUUUUGGUGUAUUAUUCCUCCAUAACACUUGAGAUGUUUUACUGAAAAUACUCUAAAAUUGACCAUAGAGUUUCAAUGAUCAAUAAGCAGACAAUUUGGAUUAAAACGCCCUCAGCUAAACCAGAUUGUCACUAUUUCUGUCACCCUCUCCAGGAAAGGAUCGAGACUCUGAUCUCAGCAGCAGCCGCGAGUUGAUCUCUUCCUCUGCCAAGGCUGUUGAUGAGCUGGUUACUGAUCUGUCCAGGGAGGGAGCUCUGCUUUUAGCCUUACAACUUCCAUGCACUGAGAGUGUCAUGGUUUCACAAGAAGAACUCCACUCAGCCUUGCAGUGUCUGUGCUCCCCUUGGGACCAACAUGGGGCAGGAGAGGCCAGAAACGCCUCCAUUUCUGACAGAAGCCAAGAAGAUGAAAUAUUGUCUGAAAGUAGUGCUAUUAUCCACAGUUCUGUUAAAAAUCGAGUCGUAAGUAAGGUAGUGUACUCUUUCCCUCCAGGGGUAUCAUUCAAAGGCAGUUCUCAGUGGGUGUAAAUGUAAUUCUUAAUAAUGUGCUUAUGUUGUGCACAGCUUACUGUAAACACUUAACUGCUGAUAUCAAAAAGUUUAAGUAACACUCCUGGUAAUAACACACUGGGUGUAUAGCAGACACCACAGAGACUUACUGAGUUCUAGCUUAAUAAGGAAUCAGUAACUUUUGCAACAAACGCAUCUUUCUGAAUGUAGAAUGAUAGUGAAUUCAAGUAAUUAAAAGCAAUGUUGUAAAAAUGUCUAGACUAAUGAUUGGCUUAGAGUCAAAAAGGUAUUUUGGAUACAGUAAUGAUACCAGAAUGUGUAAAAAAGUAAUUCUUGUUACGUGUGUCACAAGGUUUUCAUACAAAGCAGCUCAGGUGUAGUUUUUUCCAAAAGAAGAAAAGGUACAGAUUUCCUUCAAUUCUGAACUUAAAUGAUUUGGUUUUUCAUGUGUAAAGGCAUUUUUGUUCUCAUAUUUGCGAAAAAGUUUUGCUUUUUUAUGUUGUAUGCGCCUACUGUUACAAUUUGCACUCAGGAGAAACAUGUACACAGCAUUUCUUCCUAAUACAUGCACUCAAACAAAUCGGUGUUAAUUGUUUUUCAAGUCUUUUUGUUUCCCUUGCUGAAAAAAGUCACUGUAAUAUAGCAGAUAUUAUCCCUGCAAUAAUUAAUGUAUCUUGCUUACCGAUGCGAAAUUUGUAAAACCAUGGCCUACUGGUGAAGACUGAACUUUGUCCAGUGGCAGAGGAUGCAAGCUGGCUCUGAAAUACAACGCCCUGUAAGUAAACGUGCACACAAGUUAAAAAUGAUCAUUUCAGGUGCUCCAUAGAAUAUUCGGUAACCCUUUCGUUUACGGUACACUUAUUACCAGGUAAUUAACAGGUAAUUACCAAGUAACAACAUGAGAUUAUCUGGUAAUUACAUGGUAACUACUAAGUCAUUACUGUCUAUUUUUUCUUUUUUCUGUACAGCUCCAUUUUCAAAAGCUAUUUGGGGUUCUUAUUUUCUAUGAUUGACACUUGAUACAGCCUAUGGGCGUGCGAAGAUAGUGUAGUGAUUCGCUGUUUGAGCCGAGCAUUAUCACAACAACUCACCCGCCGAAUGCCUACAAUGCUACUGCCCAAGUGGUGGUUCCAGGACGCGGAGAAAAUCCUGGAAAUACCAGAGCAAUCGGCUUCAAAUUUGUAUGAUGAUGGAGGGUUACCUACCUGGUAGCUAGACAGUAUUGACUUGGUAGUUAUCAUGUAAUUACCAGAUAAUUAAAUGUUGUUACUAGGUACUUACCUGUUAAUUACCUGGUAGUAAGUGUACCGUAAAAGAAAGGGUUACAGAAUAUUUUUCAUUAUGAGAGGAAAUACUUUAUAAAUCAGCCCUAGGAGUUGCAUGCUACUUUUCCCCAAUACCAUUCACCCAAGAAAUUCCCCUCAGGUAAGAUAUUAUCUAUAUCUGUGUUAUGUAUGUGUUAAAACUAAUGUAUUUUGGUUUUGAGUUGGUUAAAGUUUAGUUACACCUGUGAAUGUUCCACUUCAGUAAAUUUAGGCAAUAGCUGCCUCAAACAGUCUUGAAACCUCUGCUGAUCGAUUUAUUAUAUAUCCAGUAAUUUGUUCUCAUGGUAUUAUUGAUUUAUUAUGCGACCCCAUAGCUUAUCUAAGAAUCCUGGGGUACGACCAAAGGGCCCUAGAUAUCUUGAACCCUUUUUCUGUGUCUGACCCUCCUCUGCUCGCUGCAGGUUACACCCACUCCUUCCUCAAGCCUCUGCAUCCUCCCCUCGUGCUGUUAGGAGCCAGCGAGGAUCCUGCUACUUUCGUGGGGAGGUGAUAGAGCACAAGUUAAAAGAAAAAAAGACUUUAAAUAAGCAGCUUUUUGAGUAAAAGAAAUACAAACAUCGCAUUGAGAAGUGGUUGAAUGCCUCGUUCACAGAUACGACGCUAUUGGAAUGAGAAAACGCGCAAAAAAGACUUCAACGAGACGAAAAAUUAAGGUAAAAUUUAUGAAAAGGAUUCGAUUUGUGUCCUAUAUUUUGCCAACAUGAGAAAACUGAGUGAUGAAAAGAUUUAAUUGUAGGCUAAUCAUUGUAUUUUCCCCCCAGGAUGCACUGGUUAUUGUUCCAAAAUUUAAGUCUUCUUGUAAGUACUUACUCUUUAUGUUUACCUUUUAUUACUAAUGGAAUAGUUUAAAAACGACAUUUUUCUUGAACAAGGCAAGGAUUUAAGAUUUUUAUAUCUCUUCAUUGCAAAAGCUUCUACUUUUCCUGACUCUAACGCUACCUCUGUGCGAAACUGCUCAAUAUGCAAUAAGACUUUGUUGACUCGUUCCCUCAAAAUGCCAGGAUGAUUAUGUAAAGGGAAAGACAUAGAGACACUUAUGACCAAGUAUUGCCUAUGCAGUUCUUUAAGUCUUUUCUUAUUUUAUUAUCUUAAGUGUAAAUAUGUCUUUUGUCAUAAAGUAUGAUAACUGAAGCCCACUAUAUAUUUUUUAUUUUAAUUUUUUGAUUUGACUUCACAGAUUGGCAUGCCUGUUGAGAUGAUUGCUAAUUUAAAUACUGACUCCUGAUUGGUCUGAAAGUUUAUUGGUGUGGUGACGCAAACGACCUUUGGUUUAAAGAUUAAUCCGCUGAGCGUUGGAUCUAGCUUUUUUUUUAAUGCCUCCUCUACGUUGAGAUAAAUUAUUUUCGAAAUGAUAAACUACACUCAAAACGUGUCAUUAAAUUAAAUCCUAUUUUUGUUAUGAUCUGAGAUAGGGGCGUGGAAAUACUUGGUGAGGUGUCAACUAAAAUCUUAGCGGAGGAAUAAGAUGUUCUUUGCCUCUAUCUAAAUAAUCCCUGUUGAAUGUUGAGACACCUGUUGAUUAUGGCUUCAUCUUCUAAUAAAGAGCUUUGUAUUUGUAUACUUGUAACAUUACAAUCUGUGAGCUAAUUCCUCAUUUUUGUUUCAGGUUUGUUUUCACAACUACAUAUCAGGUAAGUUGCAUUUCUUUUUCUCCAAGUUCAUUAAAAUUGUAGAUAGGGCAGCUAGACCAAGUACAGAAGCCAGCCUUGUGACAAUGACCUAGCCAGAAAUGUGACCAUAAUCUUGAGGUUGCAUCUUAUGGUAUGUGGCAUUCAGCAGAACAGAAUGGGUAGACUCAUAGAUAUUGCAAAUUAAUAAUAAUAAUAAUGCAUCAGAUUUUUUUAAAGUGCUUAACAGAGACCCUCAAAGCGCUUUACAUUGAAUACGUCAUUUGUUCGCACACACAGUCACACUUUGGUGGUGGUAAACAACUUUAUUAAUCACAGCUGCCCUGGGGGGCAGACUGACGGAAACAUGGCUGCCAGUUUGCACCUACCACCACAAAACAGUCACAUUCAUAUACCAGUGGAGGACACACACUGGGACCAAGGUGGGUUAAGUGUUUUUCCCAAGGACACAACAAACAGACUAGGGAUAGGGGGGAAUCGAACCGCCAACCCUGUAGUUCGGCUCUUCCUCCUGAACUAGAACCGCCCCAAAUUAUUCCCAUUUCAACACACAAUCAGGAACUGGCAUAAAUAUGAUUUAGCAGCCAGCUUCAACUUAGGUACAGAUGUUAAUGACAUAUAAAUAAAGCUCAGCUGAGACAAAAUAGGGUCCAAAAUGAGCCAACCCUGGCUAUUAAGAAAUAAAGAGACAAGAAUAAACCUAAAAAAAUAUUUUUUAAGUUGUUAUUUCCUUUCACUUGCCAGUAGUGGAACAAAAAACACAGGACUGUACACCAGUUUUGCUGUAAAUGAGCAUGAGGUCUGAAUGGGAGAAUUUCCAUUUCUUUGUUUCUCAACCUUUUUUCGGUGGGUACAUGGGAAGGUAAAGGAUUUUAAUAAUUUUUCUGUGGGCCUCUGUGCUUUUCUGAAAGUAAACAAGUUGAUAUAUUGAUUUAAGCAAUGCAACUAAAUACAAUGGCAUCAGCCUUCAAUGGUAAAGUUUUAACUCGUGUAAGUAGUACUACACAACCUCAGUAUUCUCACUUAUAAAUCCACUCCAGGGGUGAAACAAUGUAACAGACAAUACUGGGACCUGGGCUUGAACCCCGGACCUUCCAAUGGAGAGAUGACCAGCUCUACCACUGAGCUACAUCUGCUCAUUAAUAUAAACGUGUCAACUUUCCAGCAGAUUGAGGGUCUUGAAGUGAUCUGUUAAUGACACGUUUUUAGAUGAAUUCUCGCUGGAGGAUUCUCAGUUUUCCAAUCCUGUGUACCAACUUAGUUUUGAAUAGAAUUUCCAUAGAGAUUUAACUCAACUAUAUGAGACUCAAAUUUCAACUGUACAUCGCUUGCAUGUUGUCGGUAAGGAAAAAAAAAUCAGAAGAGUAACAUUAUCAUUGGGCUGAAUGAAACCAUGAAAAGCUUUUCUCUAAAGAAUACUAGCCUUAUUUGUAAGGAGGAACAUUUGACUUAUGAUGUGAAAUUAUCUGAAUAGGUGAAAAUUAUCCUUGUAGUACCAAAGUCAAAGCAAAGUUGGAUGGUUUAUGAUAAAUUUAUGUCCAAAUAUGUUUCCUCUGUUUACUCCGGUUCUCUUUUUUUGAAUAGCCUUUACAGUGGACACCAGAACCCAGACAUAUGAUGAGUCCUACUAUGAGUAUGUACCGGAUCGCCUGCAAUGGGACAGAGCAUGGGAAGUGUGUAAACAACGCUCUGGGACCUUAGCCACUGUCUCCAACCCGACAGAGAACAGCGAGCUCACCAACUUCUUAACAUCACUGCACAUUUCUCAGUCAGUGUGGAUUGCCAGGAAAGUUAUGACACAUCUGACAAGUAGGUUGAGUCAGCCAUUUGUGACACAUUGUACUAACAUAUUAGCACCCUGUCUAAAUAACAAGGUCUUUCUUCCUGGACACAUUUCUGCAUACUUACUGACUAAAAAAAUGGAACAGAAUACAAAAUUGGACUUAGGAUACUGCCUUGUAGAACUUUUAGCACAAUUAACUAAUGUUUCCUUUGCGUUAGUAUCUACUAACAAAGUAGAAAAUUUACCAUUUCCAAGAGCUUUGCCAGUAUUUUGCCUCCAUAACAAUGCUUCUCUCUUCUCUCUUUGUGGGAUGAAACCAAAGGUUCCUCGGAGACCCCGAUUCUGGAGUUCAGAGGGCGCUCAGAAACCAAGCAUGCCCGUCUACGGCAUAAGUUUUCCUCCAUGGAUUCUGUGACUGUUUGCACCCGGCUCCGCUUCGAUCCAAAUUGCUUUGGAAUUUCCACCAUCUUCUCUUAUUCUAUACAGUCCUACAUUAAUGAGUUCCAGCUCCGGGCAAACCUGAUUAAGGGUAAGCCUGUUCAGCUGGCUCUGCUGGUACAUGGUGUCCAUGGACGUUAUCAAGAAGCCUUUGACCAUGAUGACUCCUGGCACUCGGUAUGCGUUUCCUGGAGCCAGAAUGGUGGACGCUGGGCAAUGUUUACUCAUGGCUAUGCAGUUGCUAGGGGUCGUGGCCUCAACAGUUCUGACAGCAUUGGCAGUGAUGGACUUUUUAUCAUCGGGCAGGAGCAGGACACCUUUGGGGGCUCAUUUAAGAAGGAUGAGUCAUUCUCAGGAAGCAUCACAGAGCUGCACAUAUGGGAUCGGGUACUGAACAGCAGUGAAAUCUACACCAUGGAAAAGGAGUGCUCACCCGUUCCCUCUGGGCUGGUGUUCAAGUGGAGUGGAGCAGGCAUGGAAAUAGAGCCCUCCCUCACUGUGCGGUGGAGGAACAGCCCUUGUCAAGGUACAAUAGUUAGGAUGCAGUGUGCACACAGAGGAAGAAGCUCAAGGCUUAGCAAAAUCCUAGUCUUUCUUACAAGGUACAGGGAAGAACAGAGAUUGAAACCCCCCGCAAAAGAUCAAAAGUGACUCAAAUAUGUUAGGUGGUCCUAAUAAAGCUUUCUUUAAAAUGCUGUUUACAGUUUUGCUACAUGGGUUCCAAAGCUGGGUGGGGUUGCUAUGCAGAAUAACAAUCACAUGGAGACCAUUUAAAAAGUCAUUUUGAACUACUCAGUUUUCAGUAACAUGCCAAGAUCUGAGCUGGCCCGAUGUUAACUCCACCCAUCUGGCUUUCCUGGAAGGGUAAAAUGAAUGGUUUGAAUAAUAGGCAGGUACAACUGGACCGAAAUCUGCUCUUUCUCUAUUUCGUCAACUUUCUCCAAAACCAAGUUGAUUCAAUCUUAAUUUUUCAUCUGGAUAUUUUACUUGUGUAUUUUGCGGUUUCUGUCCAGGACAUCGAUACACAACUGAAUAGAAAGAGGACAUUAGGUAGAUAACGUGAUGUAACAGAGUUCGGACAUUACUGUACAUGCAAGCAAAAGCUGGUAUAGGAAUCAGUUGACGGUAUUUGUCCAGAUCCCUUCAGUGAUGAAACAUUGGACACACAAAAAGCACCAUUAUGAAUUAGUAAAAUGCUACAGUAAAGUUGCACAUGUGCACACUUGCUCUUAAUCUCGCAGCCAAGCACAAAUAGAAGUUUAAUGAGACUGGAAGAAUUGAAAGUCUCUGUAUCGGUAACUCUCGCUCAAAAACAAACAGGGAGAUGAUGACCAAGUUGUUAUUGGCAGAAAGUACAGUUUCUAAUGAUUCUUGUAAAUGUUUUGUGACUCACGUCAGCCUGGAUCCCACCCUUCAAAACAAACUUCUCCUGUACUUACAUCAUGCUCCCCAGUGAGCAAUGAGAGCCCAAAAACAGACUCCCCCUCUUACAGCUCAACAUGUAAAAGCAUAGAGAGCUUUUGCUUCUGUGAUUUACAGCUAUAGUGUGGGAUUGUAUUUCCUUAGCUUUAGAGAUAAACGAACGCACGGCGAGUAACAUAUGAGAAUUGUUACUUGUGACUGAAGUGGUUUCAAGAUUAAUCCUUGGAUUAUUAAGUUAUGUUACUUUCAGAACCUGUUGUAGUUUCCUUUCUCUGUUUUCAGACCAGCUCAGAAAAUAAUCUGUCUGUCACUGUCACUACUCCUUCAAGUAAAUGGCAAUAAACUAGAUCACUAAAACAAAUACUUAAGUCUUCUGUUCAGGAUCUGUCUCUGCUGUCUCUGAUCUGUUCUCAAAAAAAUCUUUACCUUUACAUACAACCACACCAAGGUUUCAAGACAAGCACUUGACCUUGUAAUUGUGAAUUAGACCUUUUUAUAGUUGUGACCAUGAUUAAUUUACAGUUUUAUUAGAGCAUAUUUACGUUUACUUAACCCUGUCCUCAGUCAAUUUGCUGCACACAUUACUAAUAAAAAAUAUAAAAAUAACAGAAUGCAGCUGCCGGUUUAGAAUGACCUUAAAAUGUUUUUGAAAGCGUUUACAUUAUGAUUAUUUUUGCCACAGUAAUUAAACAUGACAUUCAGUCUUGUUAUAGCUUUCAUUUUGGAGGAUUUACACCAUGUUUAUUAACAUUUUCUUUCAUUCACUAUUUCUUUAACUAGGAAACAUCACUAUUAUAGCGACUUCGCUUGUGGAUUCACUCCAGGAUGGAAAUUCUUUGCUGAAUACAACAUUCUCCAUUAAGUUCAUUCAGAGCUCUCAGUCUGAUGAGGAUUGUGGUAUCUUUAACCCAGCUUUGGGGAACUUGGAACUUGCUAAGUGUGACUCAGAAAGAGGGGCUGUCUGCCAGUUCAAAAAAGGUACCAAUUAUUUUAAUAAUAAUUACUGAGAAUGUUUUUUCCUUAUUAUUUUAAUGCAAUGUGAGUAUUUGGUCUUAUCAUGUGCAUAUUAAAAAGCCUGAGCGGUGCCAUGCAGUCAAAACUAUAUGGCCCAGUAAUAAAUACUACUACUUAUUAAACCUUUUAUACUAAAUAUACCAAAAAGCAUUGAAUCUGGAGAAAUGUAAUGUGCCAUAACAUGUACCCUUGCUCCAGUAGAUUUGUAUAAAUUGUUUUUCUGUUUUCCCUGCUGUUUGCAGAAGUCCUGGAUAUUUUCACUUUACCGAGGACAAAAUUCUUCAGCAGACUGAGCAUAAUUCCUCUGACCAAACUUGUGAGUGUGACGUCAAAGCCAAAUGUGGUACACCAUCAGUCUAUUGAUACACUGCCAUAAGUGAACGGCAGCUUAGCUCACUAGUGCACACUAACACACUCAACUUAAAAGCAUGACUGAUUAUUUGUUUGUGGAGCCUUGUUCAGGCUGUGUAGUUUUUAAAAUGAUUACCAUAAUAAGAACCAAACUUUUAUGUCUUUUCAGUCUCUUGAGAUAAUUUUAAGAAACCUAUAGAAUUUUUUGUGUAACUGUCUUAAUACAACAUUGCAUUAAAACUACCUUUUCCAGGUGAGCAUGAAAACUUUAUCUCUCUUUUUUUUCAGGCAAUUGAGGAGCUGAGCGCCAACUCAUCCAGUGAGAGAGAUCUGCUUCAGCUUGAGCAGUUAACACAAGCUGUUUUGCAAAUAUUGGAGGCUGAUGGACCAAACCUUCUUACAUCCAGUGAUGUCCUUUACCUCACCCAGAUGAUUGAGAUGGACCUGACCGCACUGGCUAGCUCUCCCUCUGCAGAUGGCACAGCUGAGGUCAUGGUGUCCAUAGCUACAAACUAUGUAAAGGCAGCAAGCGUGAUGCUUGAGCCCCACAUGGCUACUCAGUGGAUGGGUCUGGCAGAGGAUGGGGUGAGGGUGCUUCUGCUGCUUGUACCAAAAAUGAUUUUGGAUGUGAUAGUAACAACCAAUAGUUACCUUUAAUCUCUGCAAAAAGCCUUUCCUCAAUUAUUUAGGUUAUUUGAGGGAUGAAGAAACUUUUUGCCCCCAGAAAAUUCCUCUUUUUUCCUGCUAUGAAUCUCAGUCUUGAUUUGUUGCUCUUGUACAGGUCAGUGUGGGGCCAUUCACCAUUGUCAAGAGCAUAGAUAGUCUGACUGAAGCGCUUGCAGACAUGUUAUCGGCUGAGGAAAGAGGCUUCACUCUUUCUACCAAGAACAUAGGUAAUAAAAACUUUGGUACAGAACUUUAAUUCACAGUACUGUCAGAUACAUGUCACUUGAACAUUAAAGGCCAGCUUUCUGAUGAAAUGCUCUAACAUCUUACAAAGAUAUUGUUUUCAAAUCUUUUUUUGUUCAGUAUCCUUGAGUUUUGCUUAUCCAGAGUAGAAUUGUCGACCAAUUUGUUGUUUCUAAGUCCUCUGUUGUCUCUCUUGUCAGAUGUGUUCAUGAAGUGGCAGAGGCUGUCGGAACACAGCUGUAAUCAAGUCUUUAAGCCUUCUGCUAUCGGCUCCCAUGUCAGCAGUAGUGGUCAGGAUGAGUUGCUUAUCCCUGACACUGAGCUCCAAAGGAUUCACACACUGGGUAGGAAAUACACUCAUGUGAACGCACUUAGGGUUAAUAUAAGAAUUCAAAAAUUCAAGGUGUAAAAAUUAUAGCCUACAGAAGUCCAGCAUGUACUGUAAACCAGUCUUAUUUUAGUGAUUUGGAUUUUCUGAAAUGCUGCUAGUUAAAUAUUUGUUCAUUUGUGUCCAAUAAAUUAAGGGAUCAGUUACUACACCAUCUCUGUUUCAUAGCAGCUCUGAUUUGGUGUUAAUACUGUGGGGAAGAUAUUCCAGCUGUUCUGUAUUGCCGUUAAUUAGAUUGUUCGAGGCACUCAACAGAUCAAAGUGUUACUGUUACUGAUUGGCUAAAGACUAACAUAAUGCCUAUUACUUUAGAUGCUUUAAACUGUUUACAAUAUGUCCUUGUUGUUUAGUAAGGUUUUGAAUCCAGUUGCUUAAAACACCUCACAUUUUGCCUUGGUGAAUCUACAUCCUCUCAAUUUCCAACCCCAUUACACAUGCAGUGACACAAGUAGGCUGGGUUGCUACGAUAAGGAGGCACUGCUAUGAUUGGCUGCUUGAGUAUAGUCUGAGGGAGGAGGGUGCAAGCCUGUGCAGAUGAAUGGAAAGAUGUAGUAGACUCUGCCUGUUGAGACCAGCAGGAAACUGAUGAUCUGAGCGAUAUUAUAUGUGAACAUUUAUUGAUUGUGCUUUCCUGACAUCAACCUUUGAUGGACAGAAACAGAUGAACACUACAGCCUGUAAAUUGCUGGCUUUAUUAGCUGUAAAAUUUUAGUCGUAAAACCCCUCUACUUAUUGGAAAUGUAGCUGAAAUUUGCCAUAUUGUUGCAAUGUUUUGACCUAUAUAAAUACCAAGACAGGUCGAAACUUUGCAACAAAUGUCUUUGCAAAUAAAAUGUCUUUUAACUGAACAACGUCUUUGUACAAGUGAGCUUUGUGAAUGAAUGUUAGACAUGGUAGAAGUAUAACACUGCCAACCUAAAGGGAUCAUCUGAAGAAAUAUGGUAGAUGUUUCUCAACUAAAUAUAUUUUGUUUUCAAAGGAUUAAAGUGAAUCUUUUUUUCUCUGUCUCCUUCAGGAUACGAGGAGGUGAUGUUUAUUCAUACCCACUACAGUCAUCUGAGUGAGAUCGUGUCUGGAGCACAGGAGUCUCCACUGAGUUACCAAGAGAAAGACAAGAGGUUGGCUUUGGUUUGUCAAUAUUCUUCUUGCAGAGCUGUACUUUAAAUGUUCAUGACUGAAUGUUAGUCACCUCCCUGAAACAAAUAAGUCAAGUAAUAGUUUCAUAUCAUUUCCCUUACUUGACUUCAGUGAUUUUCUAUUUUGAAAUCUUAGCAGCUCUUGAAAUCAUGUAUUACAAAUAUUCAGUCUGCCAAACAAACAAGUUUCAUUACUGCAUUAAAACAUACUUCCUAGGAGAUCAUUGAGAAGGUGUACCAUUACGAUUUUGCUGAAUUUGUGAGCUUCAGGUGGUUUACAGAUGUAGACGGUAACUUUCGUCUGCCUUCUCAGCGUUCUGCCAGGUCAGCUGACUUCAGCCGUCAUAUCAGCCACUGUUCGCGACACCUCAAAAGGCCAAUCCAUCCCUGUUGCUGUUGAGUACACAUUGUCUUCAUCACAUGUGGUAUGGUUCAUUAUUCAGAUUUAUAAUUUAUAUUAGGUUAUAUAAAGCUAAUUAUUGUCGACAGCUUUACCCCAAUGUUACAAAAGCUUGAAACAAAUGGUUAUUAUAUUAAAGCAACUUUUCUUUGGGGGAUAGUAGUUAAGCCAUAGUUUUUUUCUCUUGUGUAAACUCACCAACUGCACAAUAUUACAAUAAUGUUAUAAAACUUACCCAAGCAGAUAGCAUGUGUCUUUUGCCAAAAGUGCUCCUGCUUUGCUUGAAGCUCAGAUAAUAUGUCAAAAAGGAAAAAGACAGAGACGGGGAAACAAAGAGUGAAUUUGUUUUUCGGUUUUUAGGUGGAGUAUUCCCAGCGUGUUUCACCAGUUUGUGCCUUUUGGAAUUUCAGCCUCAUGUAAGCUUGACCAUCAACACAGUCACAUUAAAAGUCUUAUAAGUUCUGUUUUUGUAGUUGGGAUUUAUGCCGUUUUAUAAAUGAUGAUGAGAUAUGUGCUAAUAAUGUGCUGGUAGAGCCUUUUUAAACCUACUCAGCUGUUUCAGUUCUAUGUAUCUUGUUGAAACAAAGGAUGAUAAAUGUGAGAAUGAUGAGAUAUACUCACAGAAUGACAGACAUAAAACCUGUCUCUACAUUAUUUGCAAUUCCUCAUGUUCAAUACUAAAUGUUUAUUUGUUGUGCUGUACAGGCAUAAUUACACCAACAGCUGGUCCAGUGAUGGUUGCAGAGUGACUUAUGCCGGUUCAGGUGUCACUUCCUGCCUCUGUAAUCACACCACCAACUUUGCAGUGCUGAUGAAUUACCUGGAGUCAAAGGUAAGAGGAAAAUGUGUUCUGAUGCAGAGAAGUCCACUUAAAAUGGGGGGUGGUGUGGUGGACUCUUAGAACUUUUCUAUAUGUUUGUAAUGGUAAUUUGACAAAUUACAAAAAAAAAAGAAAAAAAGACUGAUUAUGCACAGUGCAUCUAAAACUACUUGUUGCUGAUUUGAACCCAAAUUCAGCUUCUUGUCCUCUAAAAUUUUGACGGGCUUAGUUGUCUACUCUCAAAACCAGGGUCAUUGCCAGACUUUCAAAACUUUUGGGCGAGGCAUUUAGAAACUUUUUGUUUUUUUAUAGUGCAAAAAGAGUUUAAAAACAGAUAAUAAAGCACUAAUAUCAAACCCUUUUGACUGUAAGAUUUUAACAUCACAAUGCAGGAAUUAUUGACUAAGUCUUUUAGCUGGUAUAAGAUUAACUAAACUCAUGUUAUCUUAAAAGCAGACACCCUCUGUGUCUCCCUCUGUCAUUAAAGUCCUUUCUCUGUCUUCCAGUGGAGUCCUGAGGAAGAACUCAUCUUGACAAAGCUGACAUUUAUUGGUUGUGGUGCGUCUCUAUGUGCGCUUGUGGUGACCUUGAUGCUGUUCACCGUUCUGGAGUAAGUAGCUGAUUUUCUUGUCCUGCUCGCCCACAAUGCCAGCAUUGCUGUCUUAUCUCUGGCUAUAUUUAACAAAUGCAAGUAAAUCACUGUACCUAACGUAAAGCUACACAGAGGUAAUGCAUUCAUGGUGACCUAAGAGUUGGAUUUGAAUUUAUAAUAAGAAUUUAGAGGACAAUCUGUCUGUGAAAAGAAUAUAAAAGAACGUCAGUACUUUAAUAGAAAAAAGAAGAAAACAGACAAAAUUAUCAAUAAGUUGUUGCUGCCAAUCAUAGAGUGAAUAUACUUGUUUGUAUGGAUUACCAGGUAAACCUUUUGUUAAGAACAAAGUCAAUUUAAACAGCAGUAUGUCAAAUUAAUUUGCAGGUAUUUGCCUUUUUCACUUGGAUGAUGUCUUCAAUCAUGUAAUAAAUUCAUGAAGUACAUAAAGUCACCAAUUCACCCACAGCUCUGGUCAUAAAAUUGCAUGUAAAACUCAGUCAAAUAGACAAAGUAGAAGGAAAAAAAACAACGUAUGAGCAUUUGUGAGCUUAGUGCUUUCAGUAUUGAUUAGUGCUAAUCCAGUAAUUACUGUAGUCUAAAUGAGAGUCAACUCUGAAGGUUUAUGGCUGCUGUUAAUUAACAUAAGGGUCACUGUGGGAUCACAAUAAGCUGGAGGGGAGCUGUCCUGACUAUUUAUGACUGUCCUGAAAUCAGAGUGAGCAGCCAUGCAUUUCACACACACAUGCCACUCUAUGAUGUACAUGCACUGGGUUAUUGAAGUGCAUGCACACACACACAGUAAGAGGUACGUGUGUCUUGAGCUGCAUGUGUAAUCAAACUAUGAAAUAAUGGUGGUCACAAGCCUGUAAGCUCAUAACAAAUUAAAUUUGAAUAAGGUAAAGUCAUCUUAAGGUAAUUUAGCGUCUGUAGUCCAUUAGUAAUCACAUGUACCAAAUUAGCCUUAAAUGGUACCAGAGAGAGGGAGGAGCAGAGAGAGCGUGACAAAUAACCUGAAAGAGUUAAGAUAUACGUACAAGUUUAGAGGUGCAUGUUACAUUUUAAUUCUUCAGAUAAAUUUACAGGGAAGAACGUCUAACAUACCCUGAAAAAACAGACAAACUGCACACGUAAGAGUUUUCACAUUCCCUCCUCUGAGGCAGCUUUUGCAGCAUCUUUUAUAUACCGUUUUUGCAGUUGGUUGGAAACCACUGAAGUUUUUCAAGUCACUCUGGCUCUGCUUAUCAAUUCACCCUCUUGUUGAUUCUUGAUUCCUAUUUUGUUCUUCCUAGAGAGUGAGAUAUUACAUAUUUUAAAAGCAAUGAUUGGCUUGCUUUUGCUGUUGGGACAUCUAGGCUCUUGUGCUGUUAAAUUGGAUAGGGCAAAACACUUUCACCUCCAAUCUGUCACUCUAGUGACUUUCUCCUUGUUUAUCUCGGCCUUCAUCACUAGAAUAAGAAGAGUUUCGACCCUGUAGUGCAGAAACUCCUUCUCUCUGAUCCCAAACAAGAAUAUACCUAAAAUGUUUGUACACAUUAUCCAUUUACCUGAGUAUAAAUGCUAACACGAGCUCAAGUGUGUUUUGCACUUGAGUGUGACAAGGUAUUGCUACAACUGCCGCUCACAGAGGGUGGUGAACAGAAGACCACAGUAUAUCUAAUAUGGUGUAUUCUCUUCAAUUUCAUGCUCUGUGAAGUUAUUGUUUAAUCAUAUUGGAGGUGUUUCCCUCAUGAAAUACUAUUGCCACAUGUGUUACACUUUGCGUAGUCAUUUUUUUCAAGGGACGCUUGGCAAAACUUCUGACCACUUGCUGCAGUUCGCCAUGCUUUAUUUCCCACAUUUUUAACGUACAGCUUCGCAUAACGUUUAGUCAUCACAGCAGGCCCUGGCAGAGAUCCAGCUGUUUUUUUGGCAUGCAAAAUUCUUGUUAAUGAUUGAUCAAGCAACAUUUGAGUCGAUGUUAACAAGCCUCAUCGAACCUUUUAAUCCCCAAAAUUUAGAACUGGUUUAAGGUUGGAACUGGUUCUUGAUAUGCUAACCUUUCUGAGGUGGCUGCCUCUCACUUUUGUUAAGCAGGAAAAAACCCUGAUGUUACAGGACAGCACAAACUCAUCUCCGUUUUACUGUGUUGUUGUGCUGACACAUUUAACGGUAUCUUGCUCCAGAUAAGACUUACCAUGACACUUGAAGUUAUCCCCUUCUCUCUCUACAGUAUUCCAAAAUCUGACAGGACAUCCAUCCAUAAAAACCUGUUCAUCGCCCUGAUCUGUGCCCAGGUGAUUCUUCUGUGCAGUGGCUCAGCUAUCCACAACAAGGUAGUAAUCUGAUUUUAUUUUAUUUUAUGUUUUAUUAUAAAAUAAACUGAAAUAAGGUUUGAAACAGUCAGUCACGUCUAUUCUACCUUUCUGUACUUCUAAAAAUCAAUCCAUAGCACAUUAAUGGCCACUAAUGUCUUAUCAAUCAAUCAGUUAGACCUCAUGAUUCAGUCUUCCAGGGCUCAUCCAGUAGCCUGUAGUUGUUCUGACCCCUGAUCUUUUGACCCUGGGUCAUGUCGAGGUUAGUUUUACCCUUAGAGACAGGCGAAGUGCAGGGAAUUCAUCUGGUUUUAUUUGUGUACCAACAGACUGACUUUCUGGCUGAAGGAAGAAUUUGGAAAUUUAUUCCAAAUUCUACAUUUCUAUUGAAGACGUACUUGAUCAGCUUGACUUUCUUUUUGUAACCAUAAGCAUUUUUGUGCCUUUAAAAGUUGGGUUGAUUUGUCAGAGGAACAAUUUGUCACAACAAAAUGAACUCUAGCUAGUUUUUAUAUAUCCAAAGAACUGGAAAAUCUACAAAUCCUUCCACAAGCAUGCCUCAUCAAAAAUGAUAAUACUUAGUGUCUCAGUAAUGAUACAGCAGCUCUUCAUGCUUUUAGCUCUUAACAUGUAUCCGUCUGCACGUCUGUGUUGGUGUGUUUAUAGGUGGCAUGCACACUUGUGGCAGCGCUGCUCCAUCUCUUCUUCAUGGCAGCGUUCAGCUGGAUGCUGGUGGAGGGUCUGCUGCUCUGGAGCAAGGUGGUUGCAGUCAACCUUAAUGAGGACAGACACAUGAAGUAUUACUAUCUCAUCGGCUGGGGUAUGAUAGGCUUAAGAGAACCUAACCCUUUUUCUUUUACCUGAAAUUUUCCUUUUUUUGUAAAUGAUAUUGAAUUUUUGUAAAUAAAGCAGUUGUAGGAUGCAUAAAAUAAAACUUUAAAAUUAUCCAAAUGUCAGUUUUGCCAUUUUCUUUUACAUUUUUCUUAAUCCUUUUUUGAUCAAUUGUGUCUUCUUGUUUUUACUUCAAUCAUGUAUCCUCCACCGUUUUUGUUCCCCCCUUCCUCCUCCUCCAGGUCUGCCGGUGCUGAUCGUCACCAUUACACUAGCAUCAGCCUCGGGCAAAUACUCAGCUGAUGGCUACUGUUGGCUAAGUGUCCAGAACGGCAUAAUUUGGGGCUUCGCUGGCCCAGUCAUCUUUAUCAUCAUGGUCAGACAUUUGAACUAUAUCUUGUCAUAUAGUCCACUCACACCUAGAUAAGAUACACAAUACAAAUUCAUUCUGCCUUAUUUAAUAACAGCAAAAGUUCAGCAAGUGUACAUUAAAAAAAAAGAAAAAACAAUUUUACCCCUCGCACAGUGCCGUACAAGUCAUGUCUUGUGUUUGCUCUGACAUGUAUUUUUUUUUUUAUAAGUGUUAUAGAUGUUCACAUGUAUUUGAUCCAUUUAGCUCUUUUAAUUGUACUUUAUCUUCUUUUCAAGGUUAAUCUCAUGGUUCUGACCAGGGUAGUGGUCAUCACUAUCUCCACAGCCAAGAGAAGGUCCAUUAUGUUGGCCAUGGGCACGAGUCCUGUGGAACAAGCCUAUGAACAAAUGAGGUAAACACCACAAGGAGGCGCCAUUUGUCCUCUUUUUAAGUGAAUCAGCUGAACCAGAGACCUUGAAGUAGACAGGCUCUUGUCUGUGAUUGUGAUUUAAAAAGUAUCUGGAAGAUUUAAUAUUAGAUUUGUCAAUUCAAAACAAAAGCCCAAUUAAUUAAAAAAGAGUGCAAUAUCAAUGCAUAGCAUGGAAACUUUUUAGAAAUAAAAUCAGAGAUAUUUAGAUGACUCAGUGAGCAAAAGAUACAGAGUUAUUCAGAGGUAAGUAUUUCAGAUGCGUGGGGACACAAAGUACCAAUGUGAAACGGCAUAAAUUCAUUGAAUUUAUUCAAAUUAAUUUUCUCUGGGCCAUAUCCUCAAAUUUUUUUUUAACUGUGUUUAAUCAAACAAAAGCAGUCGUAGUUAUUUGAAUAAUUAUUAUUAAGAUAUAUCCUUCACCAACCUGAAAAAGUUCUUGUUUUUUUGCUGGUCAAGAGAAGUUUCAGCAGACUUAGACAAAAAAUAAAGUUAACCAUUCGUAGUUCUUUUAGAAAAGAUAAGACAAACACUCUCUUUGCUACCACCUGUCAUAUAGUCAUCCGAUUGACCUUUUGUAAAAUUACUCAUAAAAACGUAACAUUUCUAGUUUUAUUGUCAUAUAACUGUUGGCUUAUUUUUACACUGAUAGUGUUUAUUUCUUUACAGUGGACACAGUGAGACAGUGUCACAGCUGUCUUUUCCCUCAUUUUUCUUCAUUUUGAGUUGGGUGGUAGCUCUUUAGGGUGUUUUUGAUCCACUAGAUUCCCCAAGCAGGCAUGUGUAAGAUCUUAUAUGUAAAUAUCAUGUUAAAGUAGAUAUUUUUUUCACUUCUUUAGGCUGCCAGGACUCAUAGUAGGUGCUUUAUGAAGGUUUUCAAAGAAGGCCUUGAACCAUUUGGCACCCCUGGGUGGCAGCCAUUGCGGAAACUCAAACACAUUCCUCCGCUAAAUAAACUAGGGCUCGCAGCCCACCAUGUCACACACGCACAAACACACACACAUACAGCUGGUGCGGUUUGGCAGCCACCUGAGCGGGAAGAUAAUUCCACUCUAAACAGAAUUAAGGCAGAUUUAAGGUGGGAAGUUGUCACUCCAUGAGCCUGUCCAGCUGCACAGUGUUGUAUAUGGAAAAAGUAGCCCGCCAGAUUUGGUCAGUUUUCUCCAAAUGAGCUGAAACAUUGAGAAAACUGGAAAAAAUUAACUUGCACUGAGGACAGUCAGGAAGGAAAAACAUUUUUUAACAAUUUAAUUUGAAAUUGUGGACCAAGUUGACCUCAGUAACAGAGUCAACCAGUCUUUGUGUAGUAUGAAUGUUCUUAGUUCUUAUAAGAAAUGCCCCAAUCCGAUAUCAGCAUUGGUCCGAUACUGGCCAAAAUUAUUGGUUUGGUUAAAAAACUAAGUUUAAACUGUCUAAGCAGAUCUUUAAGCCUCAACUAAUUGGUGCAGCAAGUAGAGGCUGGCUCUUCAUGGUGGAGGUAGGCUGCUGCAGCACGUCAUUGUAAAAAGUAGCUUAAGUAUUAGACUGGUCAGCAGUGCUGCCAUAAUUUAAGAUGAAGGGAAUUAUUUUCAGUUUAAAGAGGGAGCUAAUUAAACAGAGGCUGCAGUUUGAAGAUGUUUUAUGCUUGUUAAGACAACCCUGGAAACAACUAGUAAUGGUCAUGCUUUGACCGGUAACGUGGUUUAGCUAACACUUAUCAGUAGAUGGAAGAGAUGAGACAGCUUUGAGCUUCACCAGUGAUAUCACAAGCUCUCAUUUUUACUUGCAUUGUACUCUCGGAAAAAAGGUCAUUGAUUUGAUACUGAUAUUAAACCAGACCAGUGUGAGUGUAGGCUAAUAUGUAAGUCCAGAUCAUAUUUUUUUCAUAUAUCUAUGUGUGUAUGUUUAUGUGUGUUUGUGUGUGUUUAAACACAGGGCUGCAGUAAAAGCAGUGUUGGUGUUGCUUCCUAUCCUGGGCUUGACGUGGCUGUGUGGUGUCUUGGUGCCUUUUUCCAUCGUGAUGGCCUACAUCUUUGUUCUCCUCAACUCUCUGCAGGUACAUACACACAGGAAAAAAUGAGCAUCGUUUUGUUUUUUAUUUUAAUCUGGAAACACUUCUACAUAAAAAAACCAAUAUCGACAAUGUCCUGUGCCCUUCAGGGUCACUGAAAGAUUUGAUACUGAAACUGAGGGAAAUGGUAAAUAACUGUACAACCAAAAGAAACAGCCACCAAUCAAUUCAAGUAAAGUUAAAAAAGAAGAGUAAGAUUCAAUGAUUUAACGGCUCAAAACUUGUGAGCAACUUAGAAAAAUCUUUCAUGGCUCAAAGACUUGAAAGAAUUUUUUUUCCUUCAAUGAGAAACAGAAAGGUUUUCCAUUAUACAUUUUAAUUCUGCCUUUCUCUCGUGGUUAGGGUACACAGACUGUCAAGGUUUUUAUUUGUCAGUGACAAGGCUGAGGCAGAGAGGGGAAAAAAGGGCCUUGGUCUGGCUUGUGUUAAGCAGGUGCUUCAUUUUAACAAGGAAAGUCGAUUUGUAUUGUUUGUUUGAUUAUUCCUGCUUUUUGUAUUUAGGGGUCAGCAUUAUUGUUGUUUUUGUGGCUUGUCAGUGUUGAUUUUAGACUCUUUGUGCUGAAAUUUAGUGGAUUGUUUUGUCACAAGUAGUUUACCCAAGGGCAUAGCUUCUUUUGAAAAUGGCCACAACUUUAUGAAAUAUCGUGUUUUACAGAAAAAAAAAAAUCAGUAAUUCCUAUUCAUCCUUUAUUGCUGCUGCACUGCAGUAAUGAAGGUGGAAUAAUGUAAUUCUCCGACUACAGCAGUUGGUCCCAUUACCCCCAGCAUGUCCAGAUCUGCUGCUGUGAUUUGUAGUUGUCUUUUAAUCUGCUGUAUCUUUAAUUGAGCUGUAUAUUUAACGAGAAAAUCAAUAGAGGUUUUAGCCGCAGUCUGAUCAUUAAGCAAGGCCUCUCAGUCGCCAUAAAUAGUUUCUAUUUCCCUCCUCAUUUCUAAUUAUAUUUUUUCCUUGUCUGCAGUAAUUACUGCAAUAGGUUUUUCUGAGGUCUUGUAUGAGUUUACGGCUUCACAUGUAAACACAUGUAGGCAUGUUUUCAGCUUCAAGCAUCAGUGUGUCUCUUACUCUCUUUUCUUUAAGCUGUCUGUCAGCAACUUUGCUAUUUUUUCUAUCUACCUUCAUCUUUUAUCUGUAUUAUUUGUUUGACCUUAUUGGCUCAAUUGUAAUGAAGAAAAUAUGCUGCUAAUAGUGAGUCAAUAUACAUUUUGUGCUUAAGCCCUAAGCAUGAUGAACUGACAACUCCCCAUAGUCAUCAGCUGUAUAUGUUCAUUGUAAAACAUGGAAGAGACAACAGGUGUUUGGCCAGAUCACUGAAAAACUUAAUGACACAUUGAUUUAUUAUGCGUCUAAUGCGUUUGCUGUAUCACACAUUGUAGAUUAAAGUACAAUUAUCAAAUGCUUUCAAGUGUAGCAUCCUUCAAGGAUCUGGCUCUUAAACGUCUCUACUCCACACUUCAUUAUUGUUCCAGUUUUGCUUUGUGCUAUCUCUUUUGUGAGCAACUCCAAUGUCCUUGCACCUCUUAUUGUAUUUUAUAGUUGUUCAUAUUCUACACAGAGAAAGACUAUCUCAGUGUGUGUCCCAAACAAAUGAGAUAACACAGGCCAUUUAUCCUACAUUUUGUGCUUAUGCCGGCUCACAUGUGUUGCUGGGGUUCCUGAGGAAUUGACCAGCAGCUCUGGUAUAAUAGAUCUAUUUAGUGUGUCUUUAAUAAGCAUAAACAGGUCAGGACACAAGAGGAACCCUGCCAGGCUCAAAGCUGCUCCGAUGACACACUCUGUUAACCCCACUGCUCUCUGGUGUGCAUGGUUGUAGUGACACUUAAAGUGGGCAUCUUUUGGGGAAUUUUGGCGUGAAGACCUUAUUGCUGUAAUGCUAUUUUGGUUUUAAGUUAUUUACUAGUAGUUAUAAUAGUCUGUGUUUAACCAAAGAGUUCCCUUUGGAUGUGAUUCUUGUGAAGUUUUUGUCGGUGGUCUCCUGUGACUGGACCGCAUUUGUACAAGACCUUUUUCUUUUUCUUUCUUUCUUUUUUUUUUCCUCUUUGAGAAUUCUAGAUAAAAUGUGGAAAUUAAGUUAGAGGUGUCAAGAAAACAUUUACAUAUCACAUAAGGACAAAAACAAUAAGGGUCUUAAACUUUCUUGUUUUUUUACUGAAGCAAAUGAUUCAACAGCAUUUACAUGUUAAACAUUUUAGAUGUGCUGUUGAAUUUUGCCUCUCAUUUUUCUUUUGUAUUUGUAAAAGUCUUGAGCUUUGGUGACCUUGGCGGUAAUAAAGUCUGUUUUUUAGUCAUGUUAACACCAUGUCAGUGACAGGUCUUGUGGUUUGUCAGUCUUGAUUUCUGCUAAAUGCAUUGUCACAACGUAUUUGUUGAUGAGCAAAGCCUCUCAUCACCAAUGGUCCUUUUGGUUUUUCUUAUAGCACCAUGUUAAGGUCGACUUUUGUUGAUUGGAUUGAAAGAUACUGAUUAUUCAUUUUGAUUGACCGCUCUGAGCAUGUGUUGAUAUUCCAGGGCAGACUGAUUAUCAGCCUAGGCAGAGUAUCGGGACCGAUACUCUGUAUUUGUGCAGUUAUCUGUAUCAGUGUUUUACUUUACUGAUUGAAGGUUAAAUGAAUGAAUUAAAAAGCAUUCUUUCCUCUGGGUCUGUCUUCAAUAUCCAGCCCAUAAAACUAUCUGAUCCGCCAGAUGUCACACAAGUAUGUACUUUAAAGAGUAACUAGUUUUCUGUUCGCUCCUGUUCAUGAUGUUUAAAAUUUCAGUUUUGAUUGAACAUUUGCUAAAAGCAUUCAAUCAAAGUUUUUCAAGAGGAGUUUGUAGUAUUCCAAAUUCUAAACUGUAUCCUAAAAAUUCAACUUAUCCACUCAACAUCAAUAUAUUUACACUUCAGCAUGUUAAAAAAACAACCAGCUUGAGCAUUUAAAAGAAAGUAAAUACUCGGGAGCCAACCCUCACAAUAAUAGAGCACUGUCGUUCUGUAGACAACAGCCCUCUUCCUUCUCAAUCCAAUCGAUCUCUUUGUAUCAAGCACAGCUGUACAUAGUCACACCAUAAUAGCUGCUCAUAAAGAUGAUAAAAGGUGUGAAACUUAAACAAUAUUGAAUACAACCUGACCCGGUAGGCGGGACAUUAAAAACGGGGGGGAAAAAACAACAUAAAAACUCUCAAGUUUUUUUUAGGAAAUCGUUUUUUAUUUGCAGCUGUUGUAUUGUCGAUGGAGCUGGCAAAAGCAACAUAAAGCUUAAGCGGCAAGCCUUUACUGUUAAAUCAAUAAAACAGAUAAUGUUGACAAGCCUUUUUCAUUGCACUCCCUUGCGCACCCCCCUGCUCCUCAUCUUUCCCCUGCAUCCUAACAACACUGCCCUGAAGUGUCUCCGCUGCUGCUUUAAUUUCUUUCAAUAGACUCCUGAACAGGCUAUUUAAAGCAUACAUUCUGUACGCCUGGCAUAUUUGCCUGUGUGCUGCACUGGCCUCAGCAACCAGGGCUAAUGACUUAUUUCUUAUUAAUUGAUGGCUAAUGAUGUGAAGUUUGGCUGUAAUUAGUAUCCAGGGCUAUAGCAUCACAGUUAAGUAGAAGUUGCUGUAGUUUUUUUUGGUUUUGUCAAACAAUGAGUUUAGAGUGGAUAUGAGUUGAAUCAAACUUCGUACUCUUAGCCUGUAGUUUUUAUGAACACCUCAACCAUAAAUACAGGUACGCCUCAUCUGCUUCCUUAUCAAGCUAGAGAUAAAUAGCAUAGAGUGUGUGUGUGUGCAUGUGUGUCUGUCUCUGUGUGUGUGGAAGGAGCAGGGAUGAGGAGCUCUUUGCUUAGCCCAUAAAUCGCUCCACCCUUUGUCAUCCAAUCUCUGGGCAAUGUCAUUCAAAACCUUCUCACUAUCCAUUACCUGAGUAUAAUAGGCUCCUGGCCAUGCAGUGUCCAUCUUAUUAUUAGCCCAUAACUUCAAACUAUCAAUAACUUUGAGCUUCUGAGGGAGGCCAGGAGAGAGAAAGGAGCAAGAGGGGAGUAGGAAAAUGAAAGGAGAAAGAGAGUUGGAAAGAAAAUAUUAGGGUAAUGAUUAUCUACUGCAAGUUGUUGAGAGUCCCUGUGGUUUGUUUUGGUAGCUUUGCAAGCAGGAGAUUUGUCAAGAAUGUUUCCUUUUCAACUCUGUGAUGUCUGUUUGCUGCCUGUGGAGGGCAACCCUGUGCUUUUUCAUUAAAGUGUGAGAAUAUGGAGAAAUCAAUGAGAGAAUUUAUCCAAGCCAUUUCAUUCAUAUCACAUUAAGGUCUUUUAACCGCGGAAACUGAUGACGACAAUGGUUUUGAUUUUCUUAUGAAAUGAACAGACUGGCACCUAGUAAUGAGAUUUUUACAGGCAUUCAGGAAAGCUUUAGAAGUGCAGUUUUUCAUUUUAUUCAUUUGAAUAUAGUGAAUGAAGAAUAUUGCUAUUAUAUAUUAGUUCAUUUAUUUAUCAUUUCAAAAGAACAAAGAUACUGUGUUGACCUAACAUCGCUUUCUAAGCUUGAAAUGGUUACACAUUUUUAAUAAGCACAUUAUGAAAACAGCUCUCUUUUUAGUUUCUGCAGCACAGUUUUAGAAAUUAUAUGUAAACUCUGAUCAAACAAAAGGAGUGAACUAACAGACUGGUACAUUUUAUACCGUUAAAGCCGUGUUUGACAUCCUCUACAAAGAACAAUUGAGAGGAGUCGAUGUGAGGUUUUUUUGAAAUUAAUAUUUCAUGUUUUAAAAUGAAAGCACCGACUCCUGACUUUAUUAACUCGCAUUCACACACGUGCCUGGCUAGUGGAGCAUGACAUCAGGGUGUAUCUAAGAUAUGGAUAUGAUCAAUAGAGAAAUAGUGUCCUUAUUGAUUUCGGCCUGUGGGAGAUUUAUUGUGUGAGUCUGAGAAUCUGAAGCGAUUGUUUGAGAGUGGGUGUAUUUAAUUUCGGUCUGCUCUGUAGUAGAGUUGACAAAAAGUUUUAAUUGUACUUUGCGCUAAAAGAGUCUGUGUUUAUGUUUCUAGAUUGGCUUCAUGCACAAAGAAAAGCAUUGAUGCUAUUAUAAGGGGCUAAGCUCAGACAGUUGUACUGCGAGGAGUUUUCUGAAUUGUUAUCAGUUUGUUACCGUCUCUAACUGCUGAAUUAAUCAGAGACAAAACUUUAAGUUAAGUCAGGCAACCAUUCAAUAGUAUUAUUGAUUCAACUGGUCUUAAAGUUAAUGAUUUGGAAUACAUUGAUAUUAAAACUUUUAAUUAGUACAAAGGGUUUUGUUGAGUUAGGUAGUUAUUCUGUUUUAGUAGGUAGUUACUCUGUUCAAAGAAUUUAAGUCUUGAUGUUUUUUUUUUGCUUGUGGUGAUUUUGCUUUUCUGUGGCUCAUAUAAAAGAAAAUUGAGCAAUAGAUUUGUUAAGCAUAAAACAGCUAACUUACAAGUAUCUCCCCUCCACAAACCAAAAAUCAAUCCCACCCUUGAAAGUAUGAACAUCGCUUUGGAUAACAGCGAUGUCUGCGAAAUGACAUUUUAAUUUGUAAUUUGUAAAAGAUGCUUGUAGGUUAAAAAUCUAAUCUCAUGGGUAUAUUUCUAUUCCAUGCCUCACAGAAAUCAUCAAGUUUAGUUGCACGAAUUGAAAACUCUAACUCUGCCUUUUUCCCCCCUGCAUAUGUGAAUAAAAUUUAUGUAACAUAUGUAAAAAUCAAAGCGUCCUGGAAUCAAUUAAUGCCGAAAAAAAGGUUUUACUUUGACUCGUGGAGAAAAAAAAAUAUAUGUAUAUAUAAUUUGUAUGUUUGUGUCUCUGUUUUUAAACAAUCAUGAUUCAACAUUUUUAGUUCCUCUGUUACUUUGUUUUUGUAAACAACACAACGCCAACAAAACAUCCCUGAAUGAGGCCUGAUGAUUUUGAUGUGAGCUCUUAUUUAGGUAUUUAAGCCUUAACAGGUGGUAGGCAGGAGUGAAAACUUUCUUAUGUACUGUAAGUGGGAGAAAGUGUGCCCUUAAUAUUACCUUGAGUCAACCGUCAGUUUUAAGGCCUGUGUAAAAGCUGUAGUAAAGCCCUCUCUGUAGUUGCUGUUGAACUGGAAAACAGAUUAAAUCACACCUAAGUGGAUCCAUAUUGGGGUCUCUGCUUUGCCUAACACUGUCACUUAUUAAUCAGAUAUAUCGGUGAAGUUGGUGUGCCUUCAAAAGCUGGUGCCUUAAAAAUAUUGCCCCAACAAAUCAUAAUUCCAACCUUUACUUUCAAUUUAACCCCAUAGGGUACAACAAAGAAUCAGAGAGCACUGUCAAAUUGGACAGGUAGGAAUAUACUGCAAAAAAAAAAAUAGACAAGCGAAAACAAAAUGAAUCAAUCAGUAAAUAUUUUGGCCGACUUGUUCCAAGCAAAGUUCUCCCAGGGAUGACAGCAAUGCUAUCUUGUUGCUUUUUGUGCCAUUCCCUUGAGUGUUUCAAAUGUGUGUGCUCCUAUUAUUUUAACCACUUGUAACAAUAACCCAUGACCCACAGGAAGUUAAAAGUUAUUUUUAUUUCUCAUUUGGCAGAAGAAACUAUAAGAGUAGAGGUUGGGUUCAGGUUGUCGGUCAUCUUCAGUCCAUUCAUCUGGACCCCAAAACCAGUCCAUUUAAAGCGAGUUUUUCCCUUUUUUUCUUCCCUUUUCUGUUUCUACUUUUCUCCCACUUCAGAUAUCUGUGGCUGAGAUGGAUGCUUAUCACAGAAUUACAAAAUGACAAGAAUAGUUUCAUAAAUUAGCUGUGGUGGAUAAUUUUUUUCCAAUAUUAAGCAGGUUUUAUUUAAAACUUUUUGUUGAAAGGUGAUGAUGUUACAGAGCAAAGUGAAUAGCACAAACAUUAAACAAAGGUGUGCAAACAGUUAUGUAAACAAAUCUCUUGUUUAUUUUAAUUUCUACCCAUUGGAAUCUAAUAAGAAACUUUAAAAAAUUAGAUUUUAGUGCAAACUGAAUCUAGAUAUUCCAACACUGUAAAAGAUAUGUCAAGAUUAAAUUGAUGUGAAACUACCCUUAGAUUUUUUUCAAUGAUGAUUUGGAUAUUUCUGCGUCUGCAUAUUAUAUCAAGUAAAUUACAGUUAGGGAUGAGGACAUUUACCGCACAAAGAGUAAAUGUUUCUUUUUUAUUGCGUUGCUUAGUCACUACAGGGGUAUGACCUUUGUCGUUACCCAGUUAACAUCACCUCCUCACACUCUGUGUAGUCACACACGCACAUACAGGGUCACAUGUAGCAGUAUAUACACAUACUAAACCUCACGUUGUUCACGAGGGAGAUGAUUUUCCAUCUGGAUCGUUUGAUACAGUAGAAACUAAUUACCCUUGAUAUGCUUUUUCAGAUCGGCUAUGUCUCACACCACACAGUGUUCAAAGUAUAAAAGACAUCCCUUAAAGUCAAGUGCAGUUUAGUGGGUGUAGUGUGAGAAUAAGAAGAAUGAUUUGGAGAAAUAAAUAUCACACAAUAUGAUAUAUAUCUUCAGCUUUGCUUUGUUUUAAGAAUUAAUGUUUAAAAUGUGAAUUCUGAUCUCAAACUAAUCAACAGGACUAGGACUAGUAAGAAAAAUCAAUCUUUUACAGACAAACUGAGGUUAGUGGAAGGAAUUUGUCCUUUGCUUGUGCACUAAAUUUUAAACAAAUAAGUGAUAACUUUUGAGUAUAUAUAUAUAUAUUUUUUUUGUAAAUUGAAAAUAUUUAGCACUUGAACUAAAUGUAUUUACAAUUAAUCUAUUUUACUCCCUUAUAGUAGCCUUUGGUCCCAAAACAAACAUUUAAAAUACUCAAUUUAAUAAGAUUAUUACAAACGAUAUAAAAAAACAAACAAAAUAGUCAGGUAUUGGUUUGACUGUGUGAGUGCGUUAGCUCAAGGAACAGAAAAAAAAACUGUACAAGAGUAAUGAAAACUUAAAAGUCAAUGUAGUCAUAGGUAAAAUCAUAGAGAUUUAUUUAUAAAUCCAUAUUUAAAUUAGUGUCUUGGAUAAUUAGGAGUUGGGGUUGAAAAACAAACAAAUAAAUGCACGCCUGAUUGUUUGCCUUCCCAUUGCCUGAGAAAAUAACUUUCUCUUUGAAAAGGAGUCCAGUGUUUGCGUUGCAUCCUCAAUUAUCAGCAGCUGCAUUAAAACAGUAUUCAAACAGGAUACCAAGGUCAGCACUGACUCCCACCACGCUUCCCUGAGAUGGCACAUAUAAUGAGGAUGUAGCACAGCUUUUUAAAGUCGUGUAUUUAUAGUGUGUUUUGUCUCAACUUGUACUUAUCUUUCCCUUUUUUCUUUUCAUCUAUUUUCAUAUAAUAAUUGUUUUUUACUCUACUAAAAAACAGCUUUAGUAUUAGCGAUCUGUUGCACAUUUCAUAAUACCGUAUAUUCACCUACUUGAAGUGAGGAUUUCUUACAGACAGGCUUAAUUCAAGAUAUUAACAUCAAGGUUUUUUGCAUGGAAAAGCGCUCGUAAAAAUGGUCAACUAAGUACCCUUGAAAUUAACUGAGAGGAAAUGGUGAAAGAGCUGUCAAAUAAUCUGCCUAUAUUCUUCACCGUAAAUGUUACGUCUGGGAGAAAAAAAAGGUAAAUAGAGGCAAUAAUGUGCAAAAAAAAAAACCAUCUGUAAUUCAGACGAGGAAGGAUUCUGUUUUUGGGAAGGAGGAGGGUGGAAACACUAUAGGAGAGAUCACUUCUUUAAAACUAGCCUGGGAAAAUAAAGCGGUGAGAAUAAUAGGCUUCCUGUCAAAAGAGGCGAGAGAAUUCCUGUCAUUGCUCACAGCGGCACCCCUAAGACCUUUCCUUGUGUUAAACCUGCAGGCAUUUAUUUGCUUUAGAAUUACCUGCCAGCUCAAUUUAGUAAUGGCCUGUGUCAUAAGAAAGCAAACCCUUCCCUUUGCCCCUGCCCUUCCAUACCUGUAUGUCUACACCAGUGUGUGUCUGUGUGUGUGUGUGUGACAAAGGGAAGCAGAGAACUUUCUUUCAUUUACUUACUGAUCGCCCUCUUUUAUUUUCAUCUCUACUUUGAAGCUCUCAGUGGUAUGUGCCGGGUGUAAAGGUUUGUGUGCAUAUCUGCUGAAUAAGCAAAUCAAUAAGAACUUUUUAACAAUCAGCUGGUUAAAAAACUUGAUGACCUCAUCCCUCCAUGUCCCCUCCACUUCCCCUCAUCAUCCGACCCACACAGCUGACAGCCUCAGGGAACAACCCCGACACACAAAAUUACCCAUAUUGAAACAAUGACCAUCCUAUUUAUAAGUUCACCGCCCUGCCUUUGUAUCAGCUGACAACACUUCACUUGUACACAUACACACUGAUGGCUAAUGGUGACUGGAUAGGGGAAGGUCCUGGUUUCUCUUACCCUGUUGCCAUUUUGCAGCAGAUCUGUGGAUUUGCCCGGCUUUUGAUGUAUACUUUGUGGAUAAUUAGUGAGAACAGGGUCACCACGGGGCAAGAAAGCAAAACCCCGUUGUUCUUGUAGUGGGUGGGUGGCUGGGAAGGAGGUUAGACUGGGUCGUAAGGAUGUGUGAGGGUGUUGGGGUCGAGGUUAGAAGGCUGCCAGUUUCUUUUUGCUGCACUGUGGUUGAAUAAAUAAACCCCGGUGUCUCUCUCUUCUGUGCUUUUUUUAAGAGUAUGAAAAAUGUGUUUUGCUUUAUCUCAUCAAGCAAGAUGAUAAAUAGUUCAUGCUUAAUCCAACCAGACCCACUUGAAUGAGCCCAAAUAAGUUGCAAGUAACUCCAUUUAACCCUUAGAACUUCCAGCUUUAUUUAGCUAUUUUUGGUCCGCCUGUUUUUUUUUUUUUUUUUUUUUUGUAAAAUCUAUGUAGCAACUCUGUCCUUUUAAGCACAGCAUAUAUAUACACACCUUUUUACUUAGGACAACCUCAGCUGUCAGUUUAUGGGUGCAAAAAUUAUGUAAAAUGAAUGAGACAGUAGAUUCAGAACCAUCAAAAGUGGAAAUUGAUACCAACAGUACUUUGCUCAAAAAACACAUAAAUCUAGAGUGACAAAGCCUCUUCUCACCUGCACAUCAUACUGUUAAGUCUUGGCUAUCAGUAGAAGAAAUUUUGGGAUUGGAACAAACACACAACAGAAACUAUUUACAUAUUUACAAUAAUUCUUCCAGGUGUUUUUGUUAUUUACAGUUGUUUAUGCCACUCCUUAAAGCAGUUCCUGUCUGGGAUGAGACAGAGGGUCACAUCAUACUGCUCAUAAUCUCAUCUUUGCUUGUUUCCAAGCAUUGAGGACCGUUAUUUCUUAUUUUGCAGACAAGCAGGGAACCUUCUUGUCUCUUAUUGAUCUUUGGUUGCCUCUUAUUGGACACUCCUGUCAAGGGUACAAUAGAGGAAGAAAAUGAGACCAUGUAAUUGGUCGAAAGUUUGACAGAAAAAGAUGUCCGCAUCACAGCUUGUCAAACCCGGAAGACAUUAGCGGCAUUUAGUGAUAGUGAUCUUUUUUUAUCACAACAGUAUGAUAAAUAAUCAUGCUUUCACCAGUAUAUCACUGCAGAUUUACCAUCAAACGUCUUUGAUCAAACACCUAUUUUUGUGGCUGGAUUGUAAACCUUGUGGGGUAAGCUUUUGAACACUUUUUAUCCCAUAGAGAAACACUGUAUAGUGCCCAAGAAACUGUAAACAACAUUAAUGGUGUCACGUGGGAUUGCUGACGAUCCAGUGGAGUUCUAGGUGUUAAAUAUGACAGAGGCCCCUUUAAAACUCUUAAUACAAUUAGUACAACUACCUGUUAACAUGAACAGGUCAUCAACAGACCAUUAAGCACAAUGCAAAUCCAACACAAAGGUGAUUUAUGGGCAGUGUGUGGCGUCUGGAGUGCAGGGUGGCUACUUGUGUACGUUCUACCAUUCCAGCAUUGUGUGAAAGUAAACACGAAAGUGUUGAUGGGAGCUGGGGAACAACAGCACAGGCAGCAGGACACUGAUUGGGAUGUUGAUGUUCAUCAUCUCCACUGGCCUUUUGCCCUUCCUGCUGUGGCCCCCAGCUUGUCCCCGACAGAUACCCCGGGUCAUUUCCUAUGCGUGUCAACGCACAGAUAUACACUCUCCUCAGCGAGUGUUUACAGCCACAUGCUGAUUUCUAUUAAUCUGCUUCUUGUCGGAACAGGGUGGAGAGGCAACCCUGGUGGGUUUGUGUUGAAUUGGGAGGCCACUGAAGGUGGGUGAAACAUUCACACACACAACCUGAAAGCCCUGUCUGACAGAUUGCACCAGGCCUGGACUUCUUUUUACACUGAGCAGAUGUGGUCUCCCACUUGUUUUCCUUAGUAAUUAUCCCUCAUUAAGUGAAAGCAUGUGCCAAUCAAACAGCUUGAGAGCGAGAGCGGGGCCUGAGCCAGGGCAGAGAGAAAGAGGGAGAGAAGCAAGCAGAGAGACCUAUAGCCUCAUCUCCACUGUUUUUUCUUGCACAGUGUCAUUUCAGAGUCAUUACUAGAUUAAAGGCAAGCUCUGCCGCGCUGUGAGAGAGCUGCAGCAGCUGCAGCACUGGCAUUAUUAUGGCUCAUUUGACUUUCUAGUGGUUACAAAUUUGAUGAUUAUCACAUUUAACACUUGCCAUGUUCAAUUAGAGCUUAAUGCAAUGAAGAGCUUUCAAUCUUAAAAGGAGUUUCUCUGUCAUUUGCUUCAUUGGUGUCUAGGGAUUAUUUCUUUGAAAAUUGAGCCCUCUUUUUUUUUUAAUAUUUGAAGCUCAGCAGUAUGUGGUCUCUCUCUGGACAUAUAAUGAAAGGACUUGCUGUAAGGUAAAAAAUAAAUUAUUUUUGCUUGUCUAGAUUAAAAAAAAUAGUCCAUCUACUCCAAAAAAAACUAAAAAGAAACCUCUAACUCUAACAGGUUUUAAUCAGUCAGUUCAUGUGUUUUAUCAAUUUCUUUUUGUUCACAUUGAUGCUCAGCUAUAAAAGAAAAAUUGUAACCAACCACUCUAUUGCUAACGCACACAGGCUUAGUCAUUAAUGAUUGACUGAACAUGAAGAAAGAGUCAAACAUUUCCCAUACCAGAGAGAGACAGAUGCUUCAGUGUGUCAGCUCGAUAUUUAAGUAAAAUAUCGAGCUGACACACUGAAGCAUCUGUGUCUUGAAUUGAUGGUUAGAUGUUUAAUGUAAAAAAAAAAGAAAGAAAGAAGAGAGAGAGAAAAAAAAAGAUGAUUAGGAAACAUGAAUAAUUGUUUAACUUGCUUUGGGGCCUUUGUGCUCUUACAUGGUCAAAUAAAACCCUUCUGCAACUUGAAGUACACCUCAACGUGCCUCAUAGAAAUAUUUGUUCUUAGGAGCACUUACAGUAUGUGACCUGACCAGAAAUACACAUUUUUAUUUCAUUUAAAGAUAAAUGGAAAAAUGUGCUUUUUCUCAGAAUCCUCUUGCCCUGUAAUGUUUUUCAGACAGUGACAAAAAAAGCGAUUCUAACAAGAGUAGGUGGCUGAAACAAAAGAGAGAAGUCUCCUCCAAAAAAAAAAAAAAAAAAAGAUGAAAAAACCAAAAAGGAAGAUAUAUGAAGUCUUCAUGUCGAUGAACUACCAUUCAUUUUCACUUUGAAGUCCUGCGAACCGUAGUGAAGUGUGAUUGCAUGUGACAGUUGCCGAGUCUGCCGGUUUAUCAUGAUGGAUACACCCUGCCAUUGUGGUGGUGGUGCUGUAGCACACACAUACGCACCUUUGCUCGCUCAUGUACUCUCACACAUACACAGAUUGGUGGAUAUGGAGACAUGGAAGAAGUGGGUUCGUGUAGAAACAAGAGGUAGAACAUAGAAACAGAAGAAACAGAUCAUACAUUUACAAAGGAAGGGGAAUUCAGAACCUUUUUCAUGUGAUGUGGUUUCAGAGCUAUUGAGCAUUCAUAGUGUAGUAAUAGUUUCCCUUGAUUUUUGAAAAUUUUAAUAGUUUAUCUGUAAAAUAAGUUGAACACAAGUAUAGUUUUAUAUUUGAAACCUGUUUAAACGGAUGCCAUUUAAAAGUUAGAUCCACGCUGUGUAGACCUAUUUUGGCAUUUUUAAGUUUAGGGGUAUAGUUCGAUUUUUUUACAGCUAUUCUUUAAGGGACAAACUGGCAGGUUCAUGUAUUGAAUGAAAACAUCGAUCCAAAGCUUAUAAUUAGACACAGUUGCAUAAUUAUAUUUUAUGAAUCUGUCUCUGCUGACUUACAUUCCUUUGUACGUACAAGGUAAAAGAUACAGCAUAGAUACAGACAAUUUAAACUGUGAAAAAAAGUCAGAUUUUCUACACUCUCUUUCUGUCCCUCCGUCACUCACGCCUUCAUGGGCAUACGAUCCACACACUCUCCUACACACUUCUUGAUUUUGACACAUGCCAUUAACCCCAGCUCGGCUCACCUCACUGGGAAACAGGAGAGCAAAGGCAUCACAUAAUGGUACCUGAAGCAAUCUUUUCCCUGUUUUGUACCCAAAAGCAACUUGUUCAGACUUUGCAUAUUGCUUCCAUUUGUCAUUGUUAGUCAAGGGCACUGCAACACAGCCCUGUCAGCGGUGCAGUUUUACGUGUUCUGGCUAACAGUGUUUGCACAAGAUGUGUGCUUAUGUGUGUGUGUGUGUGUGUGUGCAUGAAUCUGUCAGUUGAUUUUAAAUUUGUACCCAUGCUUACAAAUGUAUGCAAAUGAAUAAGUGGACAUAUUGCACACGAGAUGUAGAAAAAGACCAAGGAUAAAGCUCAAAAUGUUCCCCAAGUAAGGAGUGCGCUCUUACCUUUGGAAAAACCUAUUUGAAGGUUUUUCUCUCCAUAAAAAAACACUUUGAAAGAAAAAAAAAGGUAAGCAGAAGCUCUGUUGCUAUAAAGGGAGAACAAGGGCAGACAUCUUACCCUAGACCACAGAAACUUUACUUCGCUUCUGCAGAACUAUACCUUUGGCUGGGUUGCAAACAGCUGAACAAAAAAAAAAGUUUACAAAAGGGAAGGCAGUGAGGCCAUCUACUUUCAAUAGUUAUUUUGAGUAAAGAGUGGACUCAGUAUUGAAGCCCCUUACAGACUACUUUUUCCCUCUUUAGUCCCAAAUAUUUACUGUACAGCAAUUACCAAUUGAGUUUGUUCCUCCCCAUGUGACUUUUCCUUUCUUAUACUGUCUUAUUGUUACAUUAAUCAAUGCUAUUCUACCCGUUUAACCUUGAAGAUGAUUAAGUGCAAAGGAAUGCAAGCUAUCAGGUGAAGUGUAUGUAUAACUGCAUGUCUGCAAGUUUGAACUUUGUGCAUGCAAAUGGGAGUGUGUGAUACACUCUUAUGUGUGUUUUUAUUCUCUAAAAUGCAUUUCAGCAUUAGUUAAUUCUUGUGUUUAAAAAAUGAGAGGUAGGUGUAUCUAAUUGGAAGUUUUCAUCAAUGAAAUAUAUAAUCAUAUACAUGUACUAUACUGCAUUUCUACAUAUUUUUGGAUCCAUUUCCAUGUGCAUUCACACUACAUAUAGAACGCAUGUGUACCAAACUUCAUGCACUGAGUAACAGAGCAUGCAUAUGUGCAUGUGUGUCCAUUUACAGUUCUCAUAAACCAAACCAAGUCCCCAGCUGCUAUUUCUCUGGAUUUUCACUCUUCCAUAUUCCCCCCCUCUCUGUCAGAGGAAAAGUAUGCAAUUAGAAAACACCCUGCAAGAUUGACAGCAAGAUCACAUACAAUUUGACAAGGGGGCGCCACAGAAAGGCCCGUUGGAUACCUAAGUAUUUUUAAUUAAACAGCUCUCUGCUCUGGCGGCGUGCUUUUCCUCACCAGUUCAAAGACGCCUGCUUUGACCCAUGUGUUAAAUGUUUGUAUCAGUUUUCCACGGCUAUGUUUUGCUUGGCGUCUCAGACACGCAACCCUAAAUUGUCUUAUUUAAAAGCUAGUUUGUUUACAGUUCACUCUAUUUCUCGUGCUCUCUUUUCCGCCCCCUGUACCACAUGUGUGGAGUGUGAUCAGGUUCAGGGUGUAGUUUCCCACUCCCAGCAGGCCCACAUUUUGUAAAUGGAGUUAAUUUUCAAGACGAAAAAAAAAAAAAGAUGUGUUUUGGCGAAUGGAAAGACCCGCUGCACAAGUCCAUCACCCUUUCACCUUGCUGCCAUUCUGGUUUAUUUAAACGUUAAAACAAGUAAAAUAGAGUGCUCAUCUGUUACAUGGGAGCUUCAUCAAUAACAUUUGUCCGUCUGAUGUAAAAUCAAUACGACACACACUGACACAAUGCCAGAGCAAUGGCAAAUGUGUCGUCAUUUGUCAUCGACUGGCAAUAGAGAUAUGUCAGAAUUGAUUUUAGCCCCCCCUCCCCCCUUCUCUCCCUUGCCUUGCUUCUCCUCUUCACUCUUUCGCAGUAGCAGUAAUAAAAGAAAAGAAAUGAAUGGUAUUUUUGACUGAGACAUGGUCAGCCUUGCCAAAGCCAAUUAAUAUUGGAGCAAUGGGCUGUAAUGAUUUGUUGUGAUUUCACAGAAAAAUUCCCUGCCAGAGAUGUAAAGAAGGGCGAUGGACGGUUGGGCGGGUCUAUUCUCUGGUGGGAAAUGUUUUGUUUUGGCUUCAAUCAUUACAGAUGUUUUAACAGACUUACAAACUCAGGUUUUUUUGCACUUCUGGGUUGGCUGUCAGAGUGGUUUGUGAACUACCAUGUGUUUAAAAAAAAAAAACUCUAACCUUGAAUUGAGACACUUUAUAGAUCUUUAAAUCAUGUUCAAAGUUGACAGAAUUACCUCUUGUGUGUGCUUGUUUUGGAUGGCUGAGGUUGGGUUGUUAUCUUCAACCUGUAUAGUGAUGUUUCAUUCAGUUCAAAAAUGUGUUUGUGUGUAUGUUUGUGUAUAUUUGAGCUUUUUUUUAAAUGACUCAGGUUCUGAAAUUACAAAAUAGCCUAGAGGCAAAUUAUUCGCCUCAAGCCUUAGUUUAAAUCCAGAUAUGAUACAGUUCACUGUUUGCACACUUUGCACGGAAUAGCCACCAAAAAUCUGUCGGACAAAAGCUCUGAAUAGCCUUAUAUGCCAAAUAACUUAUAUUCACUUGCAAAAAAACACAGAAAAAUGCUAAGCCAAUACAUUACAUUAAGUUUUUAAAGGUUAGUUUUUUUCCAAUCAUGCACUGAGAGACAGCAGGUCAGUGCCAUCCUGCUACAUUGAGACAAAAAGGUAAAAAGAGACUCCUGAUGAUCAAUUAUAGGUGUUUCCAAAGAUGCAGGGCGAUUCAGCUAUCUCAUCAUUCAACUGUAUAUAUAUAUAUUUUUUGUUGUUAUGAUGCUCAUGUUUUACCAUAGAUACCCCUAGAUAAGUCAGCAAAAGCAACAUAGUCCUUCUCGUCAUUCAGUGGGAUGUAAAAUUCCAUCAUACUCAUCCUGAUUAAAUUGUGGGAGACAGUAAUGACACUCAGUGCUGUGAAUUCUCUUGCCUAUGUUACAUUUCAUUUGGUUGUUAACCUUUCUCCCUCCAGUGCGUGAGUCAGUUUUUUCAAUGUCUCUCUGGGACAAGAGUUCAAGUUUGGCCACAAUUUCUCUCAUCCUUAAUAAAAAAACAGCAGGGAGACCUGGCGGCCUGUUGGCACUCAGGUCUCAGAGUUAUCCUCAUGGGCGCGCCUAGACUUUUUGAACUGGGUGGCACAAAUGAGACACUGACAUAGGCAGGGGUGGCCGGGAUUUGUGUGCACACACCGGUUUUUAGCAUUUACACUCUCUGUCUUCACCAUCUGCUUAAGCAACUAUCAUUGAAGUGUUUUUGAGAUAUUUCAGCCCUGUAUAUAGCUUUAGUUAAAUAAUAUAUUACAAAUCAAUAUGUGUAUCAGCAAGUCAAAUGAACUUGAAGUAUAAUUAUUUAGUAAUAAGACAAGAUACGAUGAUCAUUUAUUCAUUCACCAACAGAAAAAUUGCAUCAUUACUGCAGUAAAUUUAAUAACAAAAAACUGCUGAGCCUGCAAAUUAUCUCAUUGGAUUACAUGAUCUUGAUUAAUUGAGAGAAAAUACAUAAUUUUAUGUGUUGAUAUCUGUCUCCUUUUAAUAUCAGGUAAAAUUUAGAUCAGCUGUACAAAAGAGAGGAUGCCAUUUUUAAAUUUUUAAGCAGCUGUCAGAUUGAGCAGAGAUAUCGGUGUGGGUCACAUACAGCUGUUUGUGUACAGAUAGCUCCCAUGCUGCUUUGUACUUUCUUGAAUGCAGUUACAGCACAGUCUGAUGUGGCUCCACAGUAUAAGUGUGUGUGUGUGCUCCAUUCUGUGUCCGUUGUGUAUGUUUGUGUGUCAGAUUUGCCAUCGCGGUUUGUUGCCACUGGGUUGUGUGUACCCAAGUUGCACCGCUGGUAGCAAGCAACAUCUGUUUCGGGGUUGUUGUUCCUCUUGGCUGCUUUUCAAUUGGAUUUCCUCAAGCAGGGCCAAAAGCUGUCACCUCUGCCAGGCUCUGUUAGCAAUCACCGCCGGCCCCUAUAUUAAGUAGGUGGUUCAGGGCUAAGCUAAUAACUCUCCCUCCUCUCCUGAGCCAUCAUACACCAGAACUGGUGUUACUGCUGGCCUCAGUGUGUGCCUGUUUGUAUGUGUGAGUGUGUGUACUCUCAGGUUUUCUCUGUAGCUAUGCAGCCUGUAGGGGCAGGCUGGCUAGGGGGUCCCUUGCUCAAUGUGACAGCCCAUUUGACUGGAUGCGUGUGCGGGAAAUACAUGUGGAGAGUCCUAAUAGCUCUUCUCAAAGAAUGACUGAUCAGCUUUCCCUAUUAAAGUGCAACAGGAUGGAAACAGGAAGGAAUCUUUGACCCUAAACCCACCAUCACACAAAGAUUACGUUCUGUAAUACGUCAUCGUAAAGAGAACUGAAGACAGAUUUUGACGAUACCAGACAAAAACUUAAGGCCUGUGUGUUUUUUGAAAGACUGCAAAAAAAGUUGUACUCUGUGCCCAACCCAUUUCAGUUAUAUUCAAAGUGAAUGGAGUAAAAUCUGUUGCCCUGUAUAGAAAGUUCCUCUGAAUUCUCCUGUGUUAGGUGGGUGUUUUUUUUUUCUCUCACUAUAAACAUCAUAGUGCCUUAUGUUGUGCUUGAGUUCAGCAAAUCUUAGCUGGGUGUCACAGAGCUUUUAUCGAGUGGUGUUUACCUCAUCAAACUGACAGGGUGGCUGGCAGCCCGCCCUACCUGUCUGUCUGCUUUCAGGUCUCACUGCCAGCUUCUCCAGCCAGCUGGAGCAGCUACACCGAGCUGGAUUUGAACUGAGGACCUGCAAAGUAUCAACUCCCUGUUUCACAGCUUUGACAGACACUUUGAUUUGACAUGCCAUGAGCAGUUAAAGUGAAAGUUAUGUAUACAUGUUAAUUAAACUGUUUAUCCGUGGAGGGGUCAGAGACAUUAGCAAGCCCCAGUGUAGAAGUGUGAAUUUCUUUUCUUUUUCCCCCCAUCACAGCGUUUUAACCUCUUCUGUCUCUCAUUUCCGUAAUGAUUACCAGGUGCAAGGGCAGAAUUUUUCCUCCCUUUUUUUGCCAAGAGGGGAUGCAGAUAGGUCUAUUUGUGAAAAGUGUCUCUGUGUGUUUGAAUUUAGGCUGGAGUAUUUGACGUCUGGUCCAGCUCGUUCAAAUAGCUCUAAUUUUUGCUUUUGGUCGAGACAAAAUGGAUGUGGAGGUUGUGGUCUUUAGCAGAUUUGCCAGUCUGAUUGAAAGACGUCUUUUGUGAUAAACUCUAUUCGGAAAGUGCAAAUUAUUUUUGAUGUUUUAAUCAUUUUAGGGUUUGGUGCAACUUUAGUAAAAGUGUAUUCAGCAAGAACUCCAUGAAUGGUGCCAUGCAAAUGCAGGACACUGUUUGAUUCAUCCUUUUACUUUGAGUGCUUGAACCACAGUAGACAUCUUAUACAUCUAAUUUCCUGUCAAUGUGUAUAUGCAAAGGCUGAAGUUAUUCCCUCUGGUCAAGUGUCUGUUUCUAAAUGUUUCAGCCCAUUAACUGAAACCGUGUUUAGACGUGCAUUACUGCAAAACUAUGUUGUAUCACAGACCAAAUCAUUCUGAUGAUAUAAUUUAACCACGCACACAGAGUCUUGUGGCUGUAAGGACACAGAGAGAAAGCUUUGAUUUUUUUAGCACCAAGGCUACAUUACCCCACAGACUAUCCAGUGACACAUGUUUCAUAUUGAACCCUUUUUUUGGGUAAUAGCAAACAGACAUGAUAUUUAAAAUGAUACGAUAAGGUUGGAUGAAAUAAACUACAAGAUAUAGUUUUUAAAAAAAAAUCAUUGAUAGUUUUACAUUGACAAAUAAAUCAGCCAAUGGGACACACAGUCAUUUUUGCUAGUAAUGAGACUCUUGUGGUGAUAAUCUAGAGAUGGGUGAGUAAUCCAAGAUCAAUCAAAAAUUACAACAUAAUCUUGCAUAUGUGGAUUAUCACAGGUACUGUGCUGUCCCCUAAAAACAACCUCAGUGUGUAUAAAACCACCUGAAUCUGCCUUGUCAAGUCUGGGACAUGUGAGCAACAUGUUGGACAACUGGAACACUGAACAAACUGAACGACUUAAGCAUUUACUUUAUUGCCUUUUAUGUUUAUUUUACUGCUCUGAAGAUUAAUCCCUGAGUUAUAUUUUAUCUUUUUUUUUUUGCUUUAGCUAGAAUUCUGUUGAAGAAACAACUUUAAAUAAACAGCUUUUUUCAAAUUAGUGCUAGAUGUCUAAGUUAUCUAACCAUAAUUGACUGGUUUUAAAGAACAAUGGAGAAUCAACCCAAUGUGGUCAUUGAUAAGAUUAUUAAAGCAAUGCUUAACACUAUUAGUGCAAGUAAGUAAGUCAUAAGUCAUAUUACACAGAGUCUUUAGAAUAAAUGCUAGUUCAUUAUUGAUGUGGUCAUAAAUACCACAUGAAUGAGUCAUACAUGAUGUGGUAUAGACUUAUUGGGUCUGCAAUAAAGUUUAUAAUAAUAAUAAUAAUAAUACAUUAACUCAUUAUUAUGGGAGUAUUAACAAAACAAUAAUAAAUGUUACACAUGAAUACAACAACUUUAAAUUUUUAUAAAUUCAUAGAAAACAUGUUUUAUAACAGGGAUGAUAAAAUUUUCUUUUUUUUAUUAUGACAUGUUUAAAAAAUUGUUCAUGAAAGUUUAAAAACAUCCUUAAUAUUAAUGAGAAAUAGAAAUGUGUCACUUCGCACCCAAGAUAUGAAAACCAAUCGCUUUACAUUGUUUGGUCAACUGCUUCUUACACACUUAAAUAUGAUAUUGUGUAUGAAAGGUCACAGGCUUCACCCUAGCAGGUCGUAGUAUAACCAGCAAAGUAUCUUAAAUCUGUGGAAAGUACUCUUCAUCUUAACAGUACCAUCUCUCCUGCUCAUUCACUCGUCUCAAUAUGUAAAAACCCACUCAUUGGUUCUGCCUCCUUGCAGCUGAACAAGAUCUGUUCGUCUUAAUGGGCAGGUUACAAGAACCUUUCAAAGGAGAACCAUUAAGAUCUUCAAUCAAUCCUAUAAUUUCACACACAAUGAUGCUAUUCAGUUGCCAGGCUUAUACCAACACUGGAGUAAAGCUUUCAUGACAAGUGUUUAAUGCACCGAGUUGAAGCUUUUAUCGAGUAUUAGUCACAAGGACAUAUGAGGUAGACUAGGUACAUUUCCACAUGGUGGGGUUUAAACAUCACAAUCAGCCUGAAGUAAAAUGCACCCAAGUUAAAAACCACAACAUCCUGCUUUAAAUGAAUUACCUCAAAGUUUUUAAAGUGAAUAGAUCCCUACUUUUAUUUUAUCCUUUAGGUUUUCACAGACAGAGCUCUCAGUAUACGAAGAUAACAAGUACCACCCUUGUUGAAAUAAACAAAUGCUAUUUUCUGUAUUGCAGCAUCUCUCUGGAGUGAUCAUGUUUUUGGUCAAACACACUGUUUGUUGGCUUUAACUUUUUAAACAUACAAUUGUUCCCUAAUUAGCUGGAUGCUAAUUAAUUUAUGCUCCCCUGUUUGAUGUACAGUAAAGCAAUACUUUGAAAGCAACUGCGUUUAUUCCGUGCAUAAAUUUGUCGAAUUUGCCGCUGAGUUCAAAAGAAACAGGACUGGAUUUAGAAAAGCACACAUGCAUUUAAAUAAUGCGCCCCAUUUUUUGUCUCUGUUUGUUUUUAGUGGGAAUAUUAAUGAAUUAACAUUUUAAACAAUCUAUCAUUAUUGUUGUGCUGCCACUUAUUUUUAACUUAAUCAUAUUUUAAUUGAUCAUUUUUCUCAACAGUAUGUUUGCCCCACUUUGUUCCCUACACAACAAAAGAUUAAUUACAAAUAAGAUGAAUGAUCAAAAACAUGAUAAUCAAAUUGCAACAGUAAGUAGGAAAUUGCAAUUCUAAUGUAAUACAACUGGGUAUGUGUUGUAAAUUAACCUCCCACUGUCUUAUUGUAUGUGAGUGUUUGGAUACAUACUUGCUCAUGAGUGUUUGUGAAAACAGCAUACAUUUUCUUACACAAAAGUUUGGGUUGUUUUAUACUCGAACAUUAACUGAUUUUAAUAAGUAAGUGAUAUAUUACUUGCUCCAUUGUUGGGUUGGGUUUACUAGAAGUUUAAUCCCAGGACAAGAGCUGCAAGGAAUUAUAUAUGUUUUAAGGUUUUGUACUAGUUUUUUUAAUCAUAUUGAACCUGCUGAAAGUAUUAAACAGCAUAGAAGUUUUUGACAACGCUGAUAUUUUGGUCUUGUAUCUGUAAAUUUAGUUAACUUCAUCAACAGACAUGAGCACAUCACUCCUGACCUUAGCUCCCGUCAUUGGCUUCCCGUCUCUUAAAGGAUUGAUUUUAAACUUAAAAUGUUUGUUGUUAAAGCUCUCAACAGCCUCGCCCCCAUCUAUUUAACUGAGCUUUUAACCGUUCGGGAGCCGAGAAGAGCUCUGAGGUCGUCAAGCCAACUUCUGCUGGAAGUGCCCAGAUCGAAACACAAACACUGGGGUGACCGAGCCUUAUCAAGUGUUGGUCACAGGCUCUGGAAUAAGCUCUCCACCAAAAUGAGACUUAUUUCCAACCAGGGCCUUUUUAAAUCUCGAUUGAAAAUGUAUUUAUUUAUGCUGGCUUUUAAUACCCUGUAUUGUGGUUACACUUUAUUUUAUUGAAUUGUAUCUUAUUCUAUUUUUAUUGCUUUUAUUGUUUUUAUUUAUUCAUUUUUACCAUGUAUUGUAAAGCACUUUGGUUCACCAAAAGGGUUGUUGUAAACGACUGUAUGAAUAAAAAACAUUUUCUUUUACAUUUACAAUAUCGAUGAAAAAUGGUGAAAAUCUACAGAGUCAUAUUGUUAUGAAUAGUGGCAUGCUUUUUUAAAUUUUUGUUAAGAUCAACAACACUUUAAAAAACGUCCAAUAAGAAGUGAAAUAAAACAGCUGGUGUCAGUCCUCGGCUUGACAUCCCCUGUUAUGCCUCUUGUCUUGAGCCUGUCAGAGUGCAGCUGAAUUGUCAUUUUAAACAGGAUGGAUGUACAAAGGUGUCACCUGACAGCCCGACAGGGCAAUCCAGUCCCUGGAGGACAGGAGAGCGGCUAGCAGGAGGUGAAUGGGCAGUAGUAUGGACUUGAGGUUGUCGUUGUUGGCGUGUCACUCUGAAUGGGUCCCCAAAUCAUGUUGUCAAUGGUGAUGCAUCGAGACCUCCCGCUGGCCAAAAUUGGAUGCUCCAAACUGGACUUGAUUGAUGCAUUGACCGGAGUGCGUCUGCCAAGAUGUGUCCUUACCAUCUUAAAGAUGAAACAACAUAAACACAUUCUAAGAACAGGAAAGGAAAUGAUGUACUUAUAAAAGUUUUUCAUGUGUGACAGACCCACAUUGAAAUACUGUUGACUUAUCAAAGAAUCUAUCCCACCCAACAACCUUGAGAGAUAUAGGAUUUUACCUGCCAUUUAAUUUUUCUUGGUACAUCCCUUUUUGUAGAGCGGUUCAAUUGGUGCUCAGAGAAUGUUUCUGUUUCUUUUGAGGCAACAGUAUUCGUUAUGGCCUGAAGGCGAAUGCACAGCUUGUACAUUCAGCAGAUACACAAUGGAUUGGAAUGAAAAAUAUCUGUUUUUCUGUGACCAAAAGUGCAGCCUUUAUGCUUCCAAGGGCAUGGCAUUCUUGCGCCCUGGGUACUAGCCGUGGAGUUUUGUGAACAUGAAAUAUCUUCUUUUAUGUGUCAUUUUUUUCAUUAUGCUCCCUCUGUCUCUCUCUUUCUCCGCUUUCCUCGAAUGGUUUCCUUGAUAGUCUCGUCUGGCCUGAGUUGCUCUCUUUAUGUGCGUGUGUGUCUUUUAAUAUGAUUCUGUGGUCAUAUUGUCCUCUUGUACAAUUUAUGUCUUUGUGUUUUUGUUGCUUAUGUUUUUGAAUGAUUUUUUUUUUGUGUCUGUGUAUACGUGCGUGGGCCUGAUCUUGUGCUAAAUGUGUGUUUGUUGAUGUUCCGUCAUAUACAGUAUACGUGUGUUUUUUGUGUCUAACAACACAGACUGAGCACAGGCACUUGAGAUUUUCUGUUUCGACAAAGCUGUGUGGAACCUUGGAUUUGAGCCUUUGAUGGCUUAGUGGGGGCUGGAAUGAGGAGCUUGAGUAUUGUAGUAGAAACAAAUGCAAGCUGAGCCUCAGUGAGGUGGCCCAGUUUGGAGAAGUUGUACUCUUUUAAGUCCUCUUCGUCUACCCACACGUCUAUCUCCGAUCUUUUUUAACUCUGUUUGGCUGGGAUAGAUGGAUUAAAAAUCACCCCGAAUCAGUUUGUAUCAGUCUGCUUAUUACGUACUGUAACAGUGGUUAAGAGAGAAAACAACUGUAACAACUUUGUCCUCCUCUUUCUCUUACCCUCUCUUUCUCUCUCUCUUUCUUUGUCUGUGUUUGCAGGGCUUGUUCAUCUUCCUGAUAUAUGGGGUGUACAACACAGAGGUAAGUCUGCAUUGUGUCUCAAGGCUGUCGGAGUGAAUGAGAGAAAUGACAAGUUUCUGAUGGGCUCCCUGCUUGAAAGCUGUGUGGGUGAAUGGGUGUGUAUGUGUGCGAUCGUGCAUCUGUGGAUGGGUGGAGGGAUGAGUACGAGGGGAGGGGACAUCGUUUCCACGCAAGCGUCCCACUGCCCUUCAUGCUUGGACUAACUUAUAUGCAUCCGAGUCCGACCAUUAAACACUGACACGCCGCCGUUCUCAGCCACUCAUUCCUCACCCACAUUGGCUAAUAUUUCACUGCCUCUUUAAGUUUUUAAACUCACGGCCCUCCAUUUAGCAUCCUGACAAAGCCACCGACCAGGGCUUCAAGGGGCCCCGAGCGGUUACCAUAGUAGGAUGUGAAAAGAAAAACAGUAUGCAACCAACAAUAUGCAAUGAAGGAGUCAGGAUAUCAUAUUGAGAUGCUGCUUUAUCACCAUUUACAUAUGCUGUGGCUUUUUGGAGACAGAGACAGGGAGAUACGCUUUAAUGCAUGAGACUCAGGUUAUGAAAAUCACUCUGUAGAUAGGACCUGAGAAUAGGUAACAAUUGGUUUCACUUUCAAAAUACACCUUUUUAUGAAAGGAGGUGUAUUUUGAAAGCUCGGAUAUGUCACUUCAUGUUUAUCACAAUGAUACAGGUAAUGUUUGAAAAAGUAUGCAUUAUCCCUUUGAGAGUGUCUUUAAGUCUGUAUUUUCCUAUGAAUGCAUUGAAUAGAUAAGUUAGAUAAAAAAAAAGAUAAAGGUUUGCGAUAAAUGCAAACAUAACUUUACACUCACUUUUUCAUUUGCCUCGAGUAGCUCGGACCAAAUGUACAAGGCCAUCCACCGUCAAUACAGGCACCUUUUUUAAAGAGCUGAACACAAUUGAUAAUUGUUAUACAACUCUCCACAGGCAAUGGUCAGUGUGACAUUCUCUUUUCUACUAUUAAUCUUUUGUUUGAGAUACUUUCUCAACACCAUCUAACACCAGGACUUCUCUCGUAAUACAUUUGCAUUUUCUGGCCAUUUCCAUCUCUCCCUUUUCUUUCUUUAUCCACCUCUACUCCAGAGUAUGAAGAGCUGUCCCUGAGUCAUAGGCGACGCACCAACAAUUCAGAGCCAAAGAUGGCUGACCCUUCACUCCGUAUAAUAAAUCAACACUGUAUUCUUGCUUAAGUGGCUUUUUUAGUGCCUGGGAAUUCAUUUUCUUACGCUCAAGGUGUCCUUGACCCUGGGGUCUUCACAAUUUUUGAGCACCUCAUGUACAUGUUCAGGUUUUCAAAAGGACCACACUUCUUUGUUAACAACAAGAAAAAAAUCUGUUAUCUCGCUACUAUUCACAUCUACACAUCUUUAAGUCUUCAUCAUAACCCAUCACCUCUUUCGGGGUCCUUUUGUUUUUUUGUCACCCCGCUUAUUUUAAUAUUCUUAAGAUCUUGAACUUUUAUUACACCUUACACCGACCUUAAAUCGCUUCAGGUUUCACCCGAUAAAAAUGAAUUUUCUCAACAAUCACAAAGAUGGUGAACAUGAUUCGAAGCUGAUUUUGUUUGUUUGUUUCCUGUAAUCAGUAGGACAUGCAGAGUUCUAUGUAAAAGAUCUGGUUUUACUCAUUGAAAUCAACCAGAAUUAAUGGCUUGGGAUGCUAAGUGCUCCUUUGGUUACAUUAUCAGACACAUAAACCUGUUUUAAGACACAAAGUCUACAGAGUGAGGGGAAAAAAAAAACUUUUCUAAGUUGUAGUAAGUCAUUAACCUGGUGAGGUAAAUUGGUUUUCAGCCAUCUGAAGAAGACAUUUUUCUUUGAUAUGCUAAAGACAGGUUGAGUUAUUCAGUUCCUCAAAGCUGGAGAAAUCCUCCAUUCAUGAGGCUGUUAUCCAAGCCCAGUAAUAACAAAUAUGGAAUGGUAGACAGACUUUGUCUGCUGCUAUUACACUAAAACGAUGUGUUUUAAUUGCUAAUUACCUGACAAUAGCUUUCCAUUAUUCAUUGCAAUUAGCUUUUCCUUGGUGGUCACCUUGUAAUCCCACGCUUUGAUGACCUUUUAUUUCCAUCAGCUCCAAGGAUGUCGGCAGGUGUUGUCGGGUGCGCUGCUUUCAUAUGGUAAUUGUUUAGUGCCCAUUUACAUGGGAAACCACGCUUUGCAUCAUUGCGAAACCUUGAGUGUGCGCAAAACCCCUUAAACACAUAACGAUCAUCUAAAACAAUGCCCUUCCCCUCAUUGUCAAAUGAUUAAUUAAGUUGUGUCAUGUAAUUGCCUCAGCACGCCGGCUGCUUUUGAUAUCAAUGAAAUCCCUUGGACUUCCUUCCUCUAUUAAAUUGUGUUGAGACUGUGUCUCUCCAACAUCUACGUUAUGCUUCGGGCCUCCUCAUCAGACAUGAUACGAGUGUUUGGGAAACAUAAUGCUGGGGCCGUUGAUUCUGCCUUGUCACAAGGCCCUGGCUCUCUUCAUUAUGUGGCCCUUUAACGUCACUAUGUAUGCAAAACAUCCUCUGUAUACACACUGUCUCUGAGACUGUGUGUGUGUUCAGCGUAGUGUCAUAAUUUAUAACACGCUGCGACUUAAUGAAGCCAUAAGCCAUAAUGCAUAUUCACUAACGUGGUGGGCUGGGCUGGGACGGGCCGUAUGAUGAGUGCCCAGCCGCUACAAAUUUACAGAGAGGACUGACAAUGUGUGUGGCCGUAUGCGCAUAAACACACACACACAUAUACAGGCACAGACGCACACAUGCAUACAGACAGAGGACUGCCAUGGAAGACUUGAGCGUAUUUCAGAGAACCCUCCGAUAAAUCCCUGCUGUAUUUGAUUUUUUACAUUUGAAUUUAAAACAUAUAAUACUCAUUUUUUUCUGAUAUCAAAUGAUAAUGAGCUUUUAUAACAAAUUAAGAUGUGAUUAUUACUUUAAGAUUUUCCUUUAUAAGAAAAUAGUAGGGAUCAUCAUGAGCCGACAAUUUAUUUUUACUUUGUUUUCCUUUAAAAUCAGUCUGUCUCUCUUUUAUUUCUAAUUUCAUUGUCUUAGAUCAUGUGAUGCAAUUUACACAAUGUUGACAUGAAAAGUUUAAUAUUAAUCUAUCAAAAUCAAUCAAAUAUACCUUAUCAAAAAACAGUUUGAAUAAAAAAAGCAAUAAAGAAAUGUAAUUUUUAUUGUAAGUAAAAAAUCUACAAGUUACAAUGGAAGCUCUGUCAAAUUGGUCUCUUUUAAGGUGUUAAUAUAUUUUGCUGUAUUCCAAAUAGUCAUUUGUUAUAAAAUAAAAAUCUCUUGGGAAUCUUAAUAAAUAAGCAUUGUAAAAUUGGGUGUUAACUGCUCUCCCUAAAAUCUAUGAAACGCUUGUCUGGUGUUGUGUGAGUUAAAUGACAGCGUGUAGUACACUGUUUCAUCCGGAGUGUAAAAAUGUAAUCUGUUCUGCUAGGGCGGUCCCUUCUCCUCCAAUAGCUCCAUUUGUUGGUCCCGGCGCUCUGUGCUGACAAAUGAUAGCUAGAAGUCGUCUCCUUAGUUUGCCAGCUCUAUGUGUCACUUUCAAGUCCCAUUAGCCACUGGGACAUACAGGAACACUCUCAGAGAAGUGCACACACACACAUACACGCACCAACAAACCUCUCCUAUGCUUCCAAUGGCUGCAAACUGCUGCUUCGAUUUUUUCUGUUCUUUCUUUUCUCUUUUUUUCUUUGUUCAUUUUAGACUUUCUGUAUUUGCAGGACUUUGCAGCUCCAUUUUUUUUUCUUCAUAAAGUUUUUUUUUUAUUCGUUCCAUGAAGUGAUUCAUUUCAGCUCAGUGUUGGAUACAUUUGUCACUUUCUUUCUCAUUCUCUUUCUCUCUCUUUCAGGUUCGGAGCACGGUCAACAGGAUCAAGGAGAGGAGAAAAGCGCUUAAUUUUUCAGUAUGUAGUUCUUUUUCUGUGAAUAAGUUUAUGCCUCUGAAACAGACUGGUGUAGCAGACUCAAUUUUUCUCACAGCUUUUUGCUUUAUAAAAAAACUACUUCAGUAUUGAAAAACUGGCCACAAAGCAACAUUGUGCAUCUGCUAGCCUCCCACUUGUCGACAGUCCAUGUUAGAUGCCCUUAUACAUCAAACAUAGACCCUCCAUAAUAGCCUCCCUCCCACCCUCACUCUUCCCAUCGCAGCACCUUCAUCCCAGCAAUGUCAAGCUUCGUGGUGGGUUACAAGUUUCUAAUCCAGGACAAGCAGUCCCCUGACAUUAAAGUGUCAGGCCAGUAUUUAUACCUUGUUGGAGGAUGCUGUUUGGCUGAGGUGGAGGGGAUGCUGUAUGUGUGUAUGUGUGUGUCUCUGUGUGUGUGUCUGUGUGUGUGUGUGUGUGUGAGCUGGUCUAAGCAAAGCACUUUUAAAGUACUUAAUAGUCUCCAGCACACACAAACCCACUCUGAUCACACACACAGACAAUUAUGGACUCCAGCACCUUGUCAAACACCCGGUCUCGUCAUUUCACAUUACUUCGCUCCACACAGACAUUCACACACAUGCAAAAUGCAUCUUGUCCGUUAUGACUGAUCACAUAAACUCCAUACCGCUUUGCCCAGUAACUCUUUGUCCUGCCCCUCCCACUGCACCCUGACCUACACAUAAACACCCCAGUAUUCCUCACUCACUUUGGGUCAUCGGAGGGGGAAUGACACCAUUUCUGGCAGCAGAUUGAUUCUUAAAAUAUCAGCGCUCCUACUUCUUUUUGACCCCCACCGAGGAGGUGGACACUGUUGGAACGGGAAGAAAUGAAAUAAAUAAAUAGAAAAAAUUUAAUGUGUCUGUGUGUAGGCUGCUUGGGGUAAAGGGGGACCCUGGGGCCCCCUGCCACCAGGUGCAGUCUGAUAUAUUGGCUGCUCAUGUUAUCAGUGAGGCCCCCCAUCUACCGUCAUUUUUACUGCUUCCUCUCCCCUCUGUUGGUGGCAAUUUUCCAAUCUUGCCGGGUUCCGCUACCAGAAUGCGUUUUUUAGCCAUUGCUGCCGGCUGACGGUUUUUAGCUAAUGCUAUUUUGUGCCAUAAAUCCUGUUUGAAAUACUGUAUCUACCUGUCCUUUGGCUAGAUAGGAGACAUUUGGCUCUAGAUGACCGCACAUGCCCCUAUAUAUCCCCAUGUUGUAAAACAUAGGAUUGGGUAGCAUGCCUCGCCAGCUGAGGGAUAAAGAGGCUUUGGCUGUGUUACUGCAUAUGGGGUCAUUUGAAGACGAAUGACACUUGUCGGAGAUGGAGGGGUUUAUGUGUUAUGUUCUUUGCAACCAUUGAAGGGUUAACCCAAUGGGAUAAUUCUCCUGCAACUCUGAUAUAAGCCUUUACAGUGGGCUUUUAAUUUAGAUUUUUUUUAAAACUUUUACUUCUUUGGAAGUAACAUCAUAAUUUUACUGCACCAAGUCUUGCUAAGGUCAAAGACACCAUACAAGUAUACACCAUUAUAGAUGUUUCAGCAUGUCUAGGGUUGUUAAGAUUAUUAGGGACGGCAAGCUCUAGGCUGAAAUAUCAGAAACAAGCAUCCAAAUGUCUGAAGAGCACACAUUGUUUGGUUUUAUAAAAGAUAAUAUAAUUAAAUAUCAAAAUUAUGAUGGAGUAUUAGGGCCACAUUAAGAAAAAAAAGACUGGGAUUAAAGUCAUUAAAUUAGAAUAAAGAAUAAAUUUAUUAUAAAGUAAUUUUCUUACGAGAUUAAACUACUAAAAUUAUAACUCACGAGGGUAAAGUCUAAAUAAAGUCCUUAUAUUCUAACCCAUUGUUUAAAAUGACAUUAAAAUGUAGUAGUACAAGUUGAUUACGGCUUUAUUCUCAUAAGUAAUAAUUUUACGACGACUUUAUUCCUGUAAGUAAUUAUAUUGUUGCAAAUUAUUUUCUCGUAAGUAAUUGCAUUAUUACGACGUAAUUCUCAUAAGUAAUUACUUCAUUACGACUUUAUUCUCGUAAGUAAUGAUUUUACUAUGACUUUAUUCUCGUAAUUACUUUAUUAUUAGUAAUUAUUUUGUUAUGACUUAUUUCUUGUAAGAAAUGAUUUUAGUAUGACUUCACUCUCGUUAGUAAUGACUUAUUCUCAUAAAUUAAUGACUUUAAUCUUGAAGUCAAAUUUUUUUCUCAAUGUGGCCCUAAUACUCUGUCGUACAAAAUCAUUUACAUAGUGUGAUCAGUUAAAUUUAAUGUUAACUACAUGUAGCUAUGUUUACAGAGACAUGGCUCUCCUCUGACAUCUUAUAUCAAUCUCACCUAAUCUUAUCUCACACUCUCCCCUUCUGUAUCCCACUCCUCUGUCAACCUCUUUAGCCCUCUUCCUUGUAGUUGCCCUCAACUAGAGUGUGGGUUGCACAGUGCCUGUCUAGCCCUGGGGGACGCGGUCUUCUACACUCGCACACACAUACACACGCUUUGACCAGUGUAGCCUGUCUGUUUGAUACCGAGUACUGCCUGACCCACCCUGACCUCCCUCUUGUACACACACAGCCAGAUUGCUUUGUGAAAUAAAGCUGUCACUUGCGGGACCCAAAUAAAAAACACCCCCCUCCCCCCACUGCUCCAUGUCCCUGACACCACUGAAAUAUAGACAUAAAUUGGAAGCAGAUUAGUUUUUUUGAUCUUAAUUCAAGUUUUGACAACAAAGAGGAAUAAAAUAUUUCUUGAGAAUCCGUUUUUAAAAGCUAAAGAGAAAGAAACAAACCCGAAUUUGACUUUCUUGUAUGAAAAACUUAAUUGAUUUUUAUUCUUAUGUGUAUGUAUAUUUUAGUAACACUAACAACUAUGGAAAAAUAGUAUGUGAUUGCUUUUGCUCAAUUAAAUAUUUAGAAAUUAAAAGAACCAAGAAGCCAUAUUUCCAUUUCUGAGACACAUGUUGAGCAUGAUUUACAGAAAGUUGACAUGGGGGAGUGGAUGUAUUUUUCUUUUUGAGUGUGUGCGCUAUGUGGACUGAAGCUGGACAUCAACAAUACCCUCAAGCAGCAAAAAAAGAAUACCCAGUGUUUUCCCUGUGAAGUUUUUCUGAUUGUAAGAUGUGCAAAAAGAAAUAUAAGUUGCCCUUGAGCCUUUUUAAACCCCACCGGUGUAUUUGAGACCGGUGCAGACAAAGAGAUGUUCUGUUUGACUUAAUUUGAGGCCUUGUUUGUUUGGGUGACUUAUUCAUGGGUGGUCCAUUUGCUAAGUUCAGUCAGCUUAGCUUAACUUUUAGACUCAACAGCUCAGGAGGUUUUUAAUAUUUCCAGCUUGGAUUGUGCUCGGAUUCAUUCCCCCUUGUUACCCCAAAUCCUGCACUCUUAUGGCAUGGACUUAAUACUCAAAGUGAUGCUGCAUUAAGGGCAUGUUACCUUUCUUUAUGGUCUUGUGUCUCCAACCCUUGAGGCUGCUCUAAACAGAAUUAAAGCCAGUUGGGAAACUGAAUUAUAUACAAACUUUCCAGAUGAUUUCUGAGAGCAGUGUGACUAAAUUGAUUGUCCAGCUGUGCUCGGCUUUCACCUGUACAAUUCAGAGUAUUUUGUAGAUGUCUCUAUACCAAGGACAAACUCUCCAGAAUUCACCUAGAUCAAACAGAUGAGGGAUGUAGUAGAUGCUCUCAGGCACCAUGCAGCUUGACCUACAUGUUUUGGUCAUGCGCCAAACCUUCGAGUUUCUGGCAAUCUUUCUGUAAAGCAGUCUUGGACAUUGAAGGUUUUCGUAUUCAGCCACCCCCACACAUAGCUUUUUUUCAGGAGACCUCUGGAUUAUCUUGGUACUACAGCUGUGCAAGAUAAUAUUAUCACUCCCACCUGUUUGAUUGCUUGCAGAAGAAUUCUCUCAUGGAAAUCCGCUCAGUCGCCCUCAUUUAAAGUGUAACUUAAUGUCAUUUUAUGCCUUUUAAAGUUUGAGAAAUUAGUUCACUCUUUGAGGCUCAUCAGAUAGGAUUUCCCCCCACUAACUUGCACCAACAACCACAGUAAGUAUGCAAAUGGAUAAGCAGAAGAAAUUGAACUGUGGCUGUCUUCCUGCAAAUGGUUUUAGAUCAUACAGCCCCUGAAGCUGAGUAGUAACACCCUCCUCAUUUCUCACAGAACUGUGCCAGUUCCAGACCAUCCAGCUCAGUUACCAGCUCUCGGCCUGUCAGUUUCCCACUAGGAACCAGCCCAAGUCAGGAGGAGGAGACCACCCCAACAGACACAAACAGCUCCAACCAAGGCUCAGGGAGGGAGGAGGAGAAGACCAGAGGUGAGUUUACAGACUCAUAUCACACAGCCAUUGGUUCUUGAUGCAAUCCAUAUUUUACUCAUAAAACCCCAGUCAUAAUUUAGGGUUCCCCCAGCUAGCUGAAUAAUAGACUUCUUUGACCACUAGUUGGGGCUGUAGGCAACAGUCAACUUGGUUGCUGACAAAAUAGCAGAUACUGUAGGGGCGGGGGCUAACUUGCCUAACUUGUUGGGUUGAAAGCUUUAACUAAACAGGAUUCGCAUUUAUUUCUGUGGAAGUCAGAAAUGUCAGGUUGUUCCUGAGAAAGUACAACCAAUGCAUUUCACUGGAACCAGGGAGGCCACCCAUCCAGUGGUGUUUUUUUAAUUAGCAUGACGAAAUACUGUCUUAUUCAUUGGUGAAUGAAAUAUGUGUGAUGUGAGCCUGAUGCUUUCAAUGUACCAUUUAUCUUAAGGUUGGCACCACCUGUAUUCUUCUUACUGACAAUUUAAACUUUAGAUAAGUCGUAACAGUUUCUGAAGGAUGACAUUACUGAUGUAUGGUUAGUAGCUCAAAUGCUGCUUAAAAAAAAGCUGUCUGCAGCAGGACCCACUCUCUCCUUUUCUGUCAUUCUGAUGUUUACUGUCACCAUCUGUGUAUUACCAUAAGUAAGGGUGCUAAGAAACCAAACCGAGUGGCUUCUUCUGCUCAGGCAUCUCACAACAAACACAAAACAAACAACGCUGUCCAUGGUGCUGGACCAGAAGUUCCUGUUUUGCAUCAGUCUCAUUAAAGCAGAUUGGAGUUGUUGCAUCUUAGGACAGUCCUCACAAAUGCAUAGGUCACCAGGUUUGCUUGGUUUAGGCUGAGGGGGCAAAGGUUGUGUCUGGUGCCAAGGCAUUUUCCCCCAUGUUUCUGUAACUGCCAGCAAGGCCUGUUAGGGGUGCUGAGGAGCUGUAGCAGGUGCACUGUUGUUGUUUUAACAUGUUGUUGUCUUUGUUUUGACCAAGCAGGCAGGAUUGUUGCCAUUUUUUAAUUCUAACCACUCAUUAACCAUUUGGAAAUACUCAAUGAAAACAGUGGCUGCAUGAAUCUGAUUAGUCUAGUGCAGCAAAAGGUCACAGCAGGGACAGACACAGAGUUGUGCCAACUUGUUGAAAUGUAAUUAACAAAUACCUACAACACUAAGUAUCCAUGCUAUUGUAUAUCUAAAACAACAAAACAAACAAAAAAGUAGACAGUUUUUUUUAGCUCCUCAUAAAAGACUCAGGGGAGGCUUUAAAGAAAGCUCAUGUCUUUUCAGCAGAACCUUCACCCCUGUUAUUCAAACCAUGCUUAUGUCUCUGCCACAUUUUUGACUAUGCCUUUUUUUUAUAUUUUAUUUUUUUUAUUUGUAUGUGGAAGAAAUUCACAUAAUUGGCAUAAACUUUUUAUUUGCUCUUAGUUGCUGGUCUUAAGGCAAACAUAGUUCAAACUAAUGCAAUAUAAUGCGCUAGUUCUGCAUUGAAUUGUGCAAUGAUUUAUGUUCUAGUGUUUCCUUUCAUAAAAACUCUUUUUUAUGUAUUGAAUUAGUAGAAUAGUAGUUUAAAGGCUCUAGUUAAUUUGUGUUGCCAUGUGAGCAGUAUCAUGUUACAUACUACAUAAAUACUUGGUCUUCCUUCAUUGUUAAAGGUGGGUGGUCAGUUUAGUUAAAGCACUGUAGAUUUAAAAUGAUCAUGAAUUGAGAUCAAGUUUAAGCUCUGUCUGUAUUUCCCCCACUGUUUCCCCACUCGCAUAUCUGCAAGGCAUUACUGCAAGGCCCUGUGAAACAGAGCAACGGCUGGCUUAUUGAGUGAAAUCAGACAUCAGAAAUCUCCCGUUAAACUUCAACACUAACCAGACACUCUGGCUUCAAUCUAGCCACAUGACCCACGCUGCACUCAGCAGAGUUAAGAGUCAUUUGGUUGUGGAAAAGAUUUCAGAGACCAAUUUCAAAGCAGAGAAGGAAAGACGAAGAAGAGGUCACUCACGGGUUUUGUUCUGUAACUCAAAACUGGUAUUUGUGCCAAGCUUGUCCUGUUCCUUUGAUUGAUGCAACAUUUACCUUACAGAGCUAAAAAAGUUAUCUAAAUGAUAUUGAUAAAUGAUAAAAGGGAGCAAAAAAUGUCCAAAGGGCAAAGAGUGUGCCUAUCUAAGUUUGAGAAAAAAUCAGCGGACCUGUAUUAUGGUUUUAUAGUUUAACCAAUGUUCUCUCUAUUAAUAAAGGAGAGCUAGUAAACCUACACUGCAGCCAAUCAGUAUGCUUUGAAUCUUUUAGCUUUACAGGUACAGCAUUAAAUUUCAACACACACUCUCUGGUGUGUAUUAGUAAUGAUAGGGAGCUUUGAAUUCACUACAACUUAGGUCACCUAACUAAGCAAACUAUGACCUAACACUGCAUGAGAGGUGAGCUUACAUUUUUUGUGAUGAAACAUGCCAGGGAAGCUUUAUAAGUAAGUAAUUGAUAACUUUUUUGGGGAUAAGUGAGAAGUCUGGUUGUUUGAUUAAGUCUUUAAAAACAAAUUGGGGCCUUUCAUCGCUCUUUUGGGUUGUUUGGGUUGGGACAAGCAUUUAUAUCAAAUUUUCUCUAUCUGAGAAGUAGACCUGUUUUAAUUUUAGUACCAAGUGAAGGCCUGAUUCACACAAGGAUUGCACAGCUUGUGCAAAUGAGCCAGUAAAGACGGUCAAAUUCAUUGAGCAUGCACUAAAGGUUAAAUAGGAGCAUAGUGUUCCUGUGUGCCAGUGAUGUGUGCAUUAUUAAAAUGAGCUAUUUUGUAGUCAUUUACAGCAAAGUAUGCUUCUUUCCAUACAAGACAGCCUCAUGCUAAAUAAAAAAAUAAAAAACAUAUUCACAAACAUCAGACCUUGUAGCCAUAUACAGUUAGUGAAAUUUCUUCUGUCUGCUCAAAGUUGUAUUUGCGCUGAAGUCAGCUUGCCCUUUAAAGUAAGUUGGAUGAAAACUGUCAAGUUUGUGUCACCUCUGUAAUGAACUGACUCCACAAUAAUAUAGUGAGAACUGUCCCUUUUCAUCCAGCUCAUCUAACAAGUUGAUUUAUCUGUCUACUACUAUAAAAAGCAAAACUGGAGCAAACUGCAGAACUUUGAGGUCAUUUUGCCCCGGGACAUUAUGUGUCUAGUUUGAUUUUUGUAUUAGACCUUCAAACAAAGGAGAUAAAAGUUCUCACAGUUAUUAAUCGGAAACCAGCCUUUACUCACCAGUAUCCCAGUCAUAAUAAAGGGCCAGGCUACAAAUUUACUCCCGGCCUUUAUUUUGAGACUUAAAGUCAUUCAUUUCAUAAAUUUCAUAACUCUUUAAAGCACUUGUAUGGUGACUUAAUUUCACCUAUCGAAAUUAUCCUGAGAGCCACCAAGGUGUACGAUAGCAAGAUUUACAGUUCCUUAGCCUACUUAUUUCCCAGCAUAAAUGAAACAGUCCGUCAAAGUCACAUUUUUUUGUUUGUUCUUACUUACUUGUUGAAGCAACCGAGUGCAAAUAAAAGACAAAGGCAGAAUCAGACAAUGACAGUGACGUUGAUGUUGAUGGUCAAAAACCUUGGUACCAGGACAAUUACAAAUGAUAAAAGGUUUUCAAGACAAACCCUAAAAACAUACAACAAGUGGCUCAAACCACUUGAAUACAGUAAUAUAAAUAUUUUUGUUGUUCCUCUGUUUUUUUGUUGAAAUUGAAUUUCUACUUUAAUGAUACACUGUAUAUGCCAGGACCUAACCUCAAUUUAACCCUACACAAAUGGUACAGUAAUGUCUCACCAUAAAACACAAACAAUGAAAAAACAGAUGGGCCCCAUUUUGGGAACAAUAACCACAGCAUCUCUUCAGUGAUCUUCCUAGCUUGAAUAUACAAGGUCAACCUGUUCUUGGUAGGGAUGAGAGUGUUCUGCUUUUGAUACCUUUAUGCCUUUUCCAUCUCUGUUUAUUCAAGUUGUUUGGCACAAAUGUCCAAAGCAGGCAGCGGGUUAUGUCGAGAGUACAUGGUAAAAAAUGUGAACAAAGUAGAGCACAUAUUUGCUGUGAACACAAGAGAAGGACAAGUGCAUAAUGAAGGAAUUAAAGAGGAAUAGGGGGUGAAGUGUGGGUGGAUUUGAAUUGAAAGGGGAAGGGUUGUGUGGGUGUUUGUGUAUGUGCAUGAGUGUUGUAUUCCUGAUGAGAUGGCCCCAUACAAUGGCUGAGUUGAAGGUUGCGAGCCCUUUUAAGCGGGCAUAAUAUGCUGGGUCACCAGUGUUACCUCGCGUCAUCGUCUUGCUUUGUUAAAGCUCCCUUCUCAACAAGCACAAACAGCCAAGCAGUUGUCUUUUUUUUUUUCAUGCUUCGUGUUUUGAUUUCAAAAGGUCGCUGAGCUUUCAUUUGAGGUCCCUUCUGCUCUAAACUCUUUUUGACUAGACACACAAGGUCCUUUUUUGUUCUAAUGCAAUUUGAUGUGUCAUAAUGUUUCGUAUCUAAUUUGUGUAAGUAUUUAUUGGCAAUGGUAAAGACUUUAUUUUGGGAUUUCCUUUUGAUACCUUUGUGUUUCUAAAUUAAAGAGUCGCUGUCAUGUCGGAUUUAUAGGAUCUGAUUUAGAUGUAGGCACUUUGAAUGUUCGUAAAAUAAACUUACAGGCUGAUAAGUUAGACUGGCAGUCAGUCCGACAUUUUAAAAAUAAUAAAAGAUAUAAUAUUACGUGGCAUCAUGAAGUUUCCACAAGUACAUUGUAGCAAACCUUAUUCCUGGUGUCAUUACCAGUUUAUACUUCUAACUUGUAGAAACCAUGUGCUUGCAUAUUGCUGACAUCUGACACUCCUUCUGUUCUUCCUCUUCUGCAAACAUGUGUUUCUCAAAACCCUCACAAUUAGGGGCCUUGCAGAUAAAGUGGCGUGGCGGUCUGUUGCAUGCAUCUUCUGUAGAUUACAGCCAGAUUCUGCGCUGACACCAACACGGGGUUCAUUCCCUGUAAACUAUCCACACACCAUCACUUGUCAUGCAUACUUAGCUCCAUUCAUUGACAUACAACAGGAUCCCCCCCCUCCAAAGGGAAUAUUCCCAUGGGUAAUGACAGCAUAUUUGCAGCAAUUUCACCUGAGUGCUCGCCGUUAAAUCUGUAUUUGCAAGUCUCUGUCUGUAGACAAUGAGCUAUGAGUAGGUUUGAAUGUUCAGUAAAUUACCCUAACAUCAUUAAAGUGACAUUUUUUUGGGAUAAAUAAUAGGACUUUUCCGAAGAUGUAAACAGUAAAACUUGUAUACGGUGACUAAAUUGGUUGUAUGAUUAGUGAUUACCUAAUUUCCGCGCUAAUUUCUAACAUCGUGUAGCACUAUCCUUUGAAUUCAGUGGAAAUUGAAGUCAUAUUGAUAAUUACUACAGCAGAAUCACAGGGUUUGUGUCUGUGUGACAGAGAGGUAUCUGGCAUCUGUGCAGCAGCAUGUGUUCAGUGUCUCUCUGAUGCGAAGUGAUGUGUGCUAAUUCUACAUCUGCUCAAACCAAACAGGGCUCAAAAGUUCAGCCAAGUCCCAAAAAAAAAGAUAUUUCCCCCGAACUUAUCUCCCUCUGCCCCCUCACCGUUCAAAAAUAAACCUGAGACAGUUUCCCCCGCAUCCUCUGUGCGUGUAGAAGUAAUUGACAAAUAAGUGGAUAUGACUCUGGUGCUCUUUGUGUUUUACUGUGGAUUUAGAUUUGGUUGGUUGGCUUGACUGUUUAGAGAAUAUCAUGGCCAUGAAAUAGGCUCCUGUCAUGUGGGCUGAAGCUUUUGAGGGCUUGAUUGUAGCUUCACUGUGUAAAUAUCCAAACAAAUAGGCUAUGGUCAAAAUACGCUGUCGGUUCGCCAUGUAUUUACAUUCCUCUUUCUCUCCCACUCAGUUUCUCUCACUCUCUCUGCCCUUUUGGAUCUGAUUUGUUAUUUUGUAUUUACUUUCUGUCUUUCCUGUCUUUUUUGUUUCUGUAGCUCCCUCCUUUUUUCUGACAUGCACUCCAUCUAUGCCCAUCUUCCUCUUAGAUUGUGAUUGAUUUUUGUAACUUUUAAAGUUCAGUGUAAUGCCAAAAACUAACAACAGACUGUUAUGGGAUGAAUUAAGAUUUAAAUGACCAGUUACAGCAUUUUCCCGCUGUUCCUCUGUGUAGUGUGAAAAAUCUCAAAAACAUUCCCUGAUCAUUUAAAACACUCAAAGUGAGUACAUUGUCUGCACUUGUACUACAUUCUGGCAUUUCAUAUUCAUCACACCCAAUGAAACAAAUCCAAAGAUGAAAAAUUGACUCCAUUUGGUCGUUCUUAAGUGGCUUUAAACGCAACUGUUUAUGCAUAUUCGCCCAGCCGCUGCAAAGCGUACCAGGCUCCAAAGAUUUGUUUUCUGCAGCUGUUCUGCAUAACAACGCCACGCUAUCACGCACAGGAGAAAGUCUGGUGAAGGGAAUCUAUUCAUAAUUCAAAGAAACAACAAGGCACAAGCUGUGGCAUUGUCAGAUAUAACAAAUUGAGGAGGAAAAGAGUUGAAUUUGUAUCUGCUUACUGAGGUUGACUGCAUUAUAUAUACUGCAGGUGCCGCUGAGUGCGUGGUAAUAGGAUAUAUGAUGGAUGGCUAAGCUGCAGAGGUUCCCAUUCUUCUGGGUUAUUCAUCUAUUUAUCCACUUAUUUAUUUAUUCCUUCACCUAGAGAGACCCUCACAAACUCAGGAUUUGCUUAAGGUGCAAUCGAAAGUGUUGGCCAGUAUGGAAAUAGGGCUGAUGUCUCCGUGGUCUGGGAGCUCUCUGCUGAGCAUGUGUCAGGUGCAACCAUGUCCGGUCUGAUGUUCCCCAGUGAUGCUGGCCUGCAUUUUUGUUGAAUACUGAUGGCUCCUCUUGUAGCUAAACCCUGAGAAAAAAACCAUUACAAUUUCUCCAUGAGCUACUUCUUCAAAAUCAAACUAAAACUGCAGAAAAUGUUUCGAAAAAUGUAUGCAAAUUUGUCCAGAAACGUUUUAACAUGUGAGGGCCUAGCCGAGGGUUUUCUUCUCUACCAGCUCAUUAUACUGCCAAAUAAAUAAGUAACCUGCAGUUUGUUCAUGCAAAAUGUGUUUACAAAGCAGCAUUUUUUUUUUAAAGUUUAAUUUAGGAAUAUUAGUUUGUUUCAAUUAUAGCUGUCAAACACCAAACGUGAUACCACAUCUACUCGGACUCACUCCUGUGACACAGAGGUAGCAUCAUCCCACCUUUGAUCACAAACAACCCUCAGCCAGAUGCUUUCCAUGUUUAACCCUGCCAUUACUCCUUCAUCAAGGGUGUAAGUCAAAGACCUGCGUGUAUCCUGGGCUAGGUCACCUCCCCUGGGCCAAAUUGUCUGACAGUUAAUCGCCCCCCACCCCCCAUGUGAUCGUCCCUCUCUCUCUAACUGGCCCCUACGCUCUAUUCACUCUACCAGAGUAAGGAGGCACCAGAAAAUAGUUCUGUAGAAAAAUGUGUCAGCCCAAAUCAAUAGUUUUCAUGUCCUGGGUGUGUUCAUUGUGUGUUUUCAUACACACACACAUCACAUCCCUCUUUUCCUGCAGUAGUCCUAACACAGCCCAAAAGAAUUCACUGCUGCUACUACCUUCAAGCAGCUGCCAACAGCAGCUCUAAACCAAUAUCAGCACCCCCACACCCCUCCAGAACAUUUUCCACCGUCCUCAUUUCAACAGCCCAUGGCAACGACAUAGCCGGCAGCUUACGACAAAGCAAAGUGGGGAAGAGGAAGGGGGUAAGGGGGGAGUCAGGCCGUAGAUCAGGGCAGGGAGGAUGGCGGCGCAACCAGGAGGUGACAGGGGAAUAACAUCCCUUUCUCCUCAAUCGACAGGGACCAUAACUCCUGCCUCUCCAGGGACAGAUUGAGAAAGGCAAUAGCCCAAGGGGCUGUGAAGCACGGAUGCUUAGGAGAAUUGAAAGUUAAAAGAAAAACGCAGUUUGCCAAUCCACUGCCACAGAUUCAGGCGACAGCACUACUCUGGGGCACUGGAUUUUUCUUUUUUGUAAUCUUGUAUUUUCAGUUUUAUUUUUUCAAGACAGCAGUAGAAAAGCCUGAGUGGCAAAGUGACCAUGUGGUAUUUUAAACAAUAAAUCUCCUAUAGUAGCUGAUCCUACAUUACCCAUUUUGGGUGAGUUGUUAUGCACUUAACUCUUAGAUUUGGUGCAUUUUUGUGCACAUCUUUUUCCCUCAGUUAUCUUAUUUAUUUAUUUAUUUUGCAUGCACCAAGUCUAUUCCAUGGAUAGUAGUCAUAUUCAACUUGUGCAUUACCAUUUUUAAAAGUCAGCCAGCAAAUGUAUCAUUUUAAAAAUCAGACAAAUCAUCUGGAGCCUCACACACUGCUGCUGCCUUUGCUGAUAUGUAACUGACUGAAGCACAUUGGUUAGGCCUUUUCCUUUUUUUAAAAACAGCAGAAAGCCAACAACAACUCAGUCUAAUGUGAGUGUUGCAGUGUUGAUCUUUAAGGAGAUCGUCUUCAGGAAAAGUUGGUCUUUAAAAGACCAAGUGUAAAUAUGCUGAAUAGUCCAUUAAAACAUUUACUUUUUUCAAGACAGCUCUAUGACAGAUUCAGAAACACUUGGCUUUAGGGAAAGGGGAGCAGCAGGUGACUUAUUUUGUUUAUGUUACUCUUCGUAGACCUUCUUAUUUAAACCUUAUUUUCUUUAAUAAGAAAAUGUGAGUAUUUGUUUUGCCAUAUAACCACAAAUGUUGAGACUAAUAUGUUUUAUUUAAAGGGGAGAGGAGGAAAAUGUGAAGAUAGUUGAUUAUUGCUGUUUGUGUUUUACUACUAAGAUGAGUGUGAGGAUAAGUGCAUUAAACUCAACACAUUUGGUCUGGUGAAUGUUAAUAGUUAAAUAAAAGCACAGCAUUGACAAUCAAACCAUUUGAUUGUGAUUAACAGAGUUAGCUGUGUCAGCAGAUGUUUGUUUCCCUCUCAAUCAUUUCCCUCUCUCUCUGUUUUUCCACUUUUACUGUUUUUCUCUCUGUUCAUAAUCUGCCUUUCAUUGCAUCAGUUUCUUCCUCCUUCUUCUCUCGCUUGUUUAACUACAUUUCUACACUCGCCCUCCUCUCUUAUCCAUCUUCCUCUCUUUAUCCAUGCUCUAUAUCAUUCCUUUUACUCAUCCACAGCCAAAUUCUCCUGUUUGGAGCGGGGCGGUAGGAAAGAGAGCAGUUGGGCUGCAGCUUUUAUGGCCUGAUCAAUUUUACAGUGGCUUAUUGAAUAGCUUUUAAUGCUCUUCUUUAUUUUCAGUUGUAACCCACAGAGUGUCUGCCGCUCCAGGGCGGAUGUGAUGGCUCGCUGGAGAGAGAGAGAGAGAGAGAGAGUGAGAGAGAGACAAUAAAUUUUAAUACAUCGUCUCUGGAAAAUUACACAUGUUUAAUCAUUGAUUUUUAUUGGCUCAUCACGAUAACAUUAUCCCAGUGGGUGAGGCUCAUAAAAGAAAAGAGGAUGAAUUAGUUAUGGCAUUUGGAAGCAGAAGGUUGAAAACUGAAACGAUGACAUAACCAAAUUUCUUUGUCUAUUAAACAGCGUAUCGAUCGGCUCUGUAACUGUAACCCACAUGGAUAGUUUGAUAGAGUGACCGCUUAAAGAAGUAGAAACUUCCUCAGAUACUUUUCUCUUUCUGCUUAUGUUUCUGUUUUUAUUGGAAUUAAAGUUGGGUUAGUAGGGGUGUAAAGAUCUAGUUAAGGAUCUGAAUCGGAGACCCAUCUUUUUGUUGAAGAACCAAGAACAUCAAGUUAGCUGAGGUGGUUAGCCAGUUAGUGUUAGCUUGUUUAGAAGGUGAAGAUAAUGUCUGCAAAGCAAUUCACAGUCAACCAAGAAACCAAGAUAUGUAGAUUAUCCAAAUGUGGACUUGCUUACCUGUGGACUGAUCCUUCAACAGGAGAAGGGCAGUGCACUCUGAUGUAUUUUCUUUCCACGUGGUAGCUUGAGAGUGAGGCGAAAGGAAGAGCAAGGAUUUCCUUUCUGGAUUCUUUUUCCUUCAAAUUUAUCCAGCUAAGCUUUAUCAAUCAAUUUACAAUGACUUGAUCUUUGAUUAGCAAACAGUAUUUCGAUUAGCAACAAUCAGAAGAGCCCACGUUUACCUUAAAGUUUACUUUACUCUUCAGCGUCACCUCGAGAAGCGUACGGUUAGAAAGGUGAAAUUUGAAUGUGCCCCAAGAUUUAUCGACUGCAUAUAAAAAAAUAUCAGGAUCAUUAAGUCCAAGUCUACUGCCAUCAAGCUGAUGAAAGCUGGUAAACACACACCUCAUAAUACUUCAUGUGUGCACAAGUGGGGUGUGUGUGUGUGUGUGUGUCUCUGUGUGUAUAAGGGAUGUGAUAAGAUAGAUUGACUUCUAAUAUAAAUGGUAGAGGUGUCUACUGACAUCCGUGUAGAAGUGCCCUUUGUGUCCCAGCCUGGUAACCUCUUUCUGUCCGUGUGAGAAGAGGGCAAGCAUCCAGUCUUAGUAUAUCUUGACAUGCUAUAUGUUUUUAUUGGUGUUCCUGCGAUUUUGCAUGUUGUCAAACUCUAUUUUGAAGCUUGUUUGUGUAAGAGAUUGAGUAUGUGUUACUUAAAGAAGCAAACCACCAGACUUGUGUACAUGUCUGUUCAAACCUUUUUUUUUUCCCCUUUUAUACACAUAAUGCAUUAAACACACGCAAACAUACUCUGGGGCAGGUUAGCCCUCCUCGACACCAGCACCUGCUCUGCUGAAGGUGAAAGAAGUGCUCACUUGAGCUCAUUGAAAAGUAGAUGUGACAGUAAAUUUUUCAGGCCCUUGUGAGAUGGGAGAUCUUGUUAUAGCAGUCAGGAUGGGGGUCAGGGCAGUGGCUGCUUGAUGAUUGAGGAAAAGAGAAGUAAAUUCAUUCUGCUUCGGGCACUUUGUCAAGUGCCAGUAGCUUACUGUUGAGACCCACUCACCCAUCACCGUGUUACGGCCCCAGAGGUCACCUCCACCACCAUAAAUCUGCCUCGCCUGCUAAACCUACUGCCUUCCCCCGACUGAGCACGAGCCGGGAGAGAGGCUGCAGCUGCUUCUGCUGCACCUCAUAGUCACUCAAAUGAAAAAAGGCAGAGGGGGGAAUAUAGAUUCUCCUUUUGAUGCUGCUGAUGUUGUAAGAGCAGGACACUUGGUGUGCAGUGCUACAGGGGGGAUGUGUAGGUUUGGAGUGAUGGUUGUGUUGUGGGUGAGUGUGUGGAAAAGGAUCAAUGCAUUGCAUGUAUAUUUCUGCGGAGGGCAGAGAGGUGUAGUAGAGGUCGGGUUAUUAAAGGACUUUUUUUUGCAGCUUUUUGGUGCAAAUCCAAGAGGGUGUGCUGUUUAUUUAUGGUACUUUGAAAAGAUAAUGUUUUGAAACAGAAAUUUAUAAAGAGAAAAAUGAUUUAGGGGUAGAAGACCAGUGCAAGACAUGGGUUGUAUUGCAUACUGCUAUUCAUAAAAGGGAAAUAACUAAAAGAAGUGAUUAUGUAAUAAUUGAAUUCAUGCAUCGUGUGCCUCUUCUAGUCACAUCAUGUUCAUCUGCCUCAACAAGCUACAAGAGAGUGCAGAGUAAAAAAGAGAGUUUCUGUAGAAGAUGAAAGCUGGCUAGAGAGAGUAGAGAUUGAUGAAAAGGAUGUCAAUAAACAAAAUGGAGAAGAAGAUAAGAUAAGAGGCCAGAGGAAGUUUGUCCUCUACCAGACAGUAACAAAGUACAGGCAGAGCUGUUGAAAAUGUGUUCAUCGCUGUCAGACACACAGGACAGCAGGCCUUAGUAGAACCACAUCCUUUAGACUACUGAUUUCAUUUUGGGCUGAAGACCACCAUGACUAGUUUAUGUGAGGCCAUUUUUUUUCUGAUGAGGUGUCAGGUCAGUGGUGAGGAGAUGAUGUCUGCUACUUUACUUUGUGUUACUUUAUCACUUAAAGCAUAUUUUCAAGACUCUUCAAGGAAUUUCAGAUAACAUCCAGAGAUGUUUGGAGACAUUAAUGUUUAAUUUUUACCAUUUGAGUAUUGAAGAGGGUCACUUUUCAUGUUUAUCUUCGCAGUCGUUAAGGCAAUCUUCUUUUAUUAUCAUUUUACUUUUUUUUUUAAUCCUCUCUGCUAUUACUAGCUGUAUUUACCAAUGCCCUCAAUGUCUGUUUUAUUUAUGUUUUCCUUCCCUUUCUUUCUUUCUUUCUUUUCCAUACAAGCUAUUUAUUGCAUUGUAUGUAUUUUGUUGCCUUUAUCUGUCUUUGCUUCUUUAACCUCUUUUUCCUCAUCAAUGUUUUUACCUCUUUAAUUGUUUUUUUUAUCUCUUAUUUCUUGCUUUUAUCUAAUUUCUUGCUUUAAAUUCUUUGUUGCAUAAAGUUUCUUACAUAUUUGAUGCUCUUAGUCUCAGUGAACAUUGAGUUGUGAUUUUUUUUGUGAUAACUUGUCAAGGUUAGGUAUUUUAUUGUUUAGUUCUCGUGUCAUUUGGGUUGUUCUGUUCUCUUGUGCGCUUUUGUGUUUGGUUUCUUGUUUUGGUCUUGAGUCUUAUUCUUCAUUUCAAAGCACUUUGAAGUCCUGUUUUUAAAGCUGGCAUACAAAUUAAGUAAUUAUUAUCAUUACUAUGAAGGUUCACAGAGAGUAUCCCGCUUUUUAGAGUUUAGGGAGAACUUCAGUCUCUUUGCUUGGCCUCCUCUUCCUCCAUGGAGUUACUCCACAGCAGACGCCACCCCUACAAUACCAAAAGGGGAUCCUGUUCUGUCUUUCUAAAUUGAUAAUUGGCGUAUCUUGGAAUUAUCGAUAUCGUUUACCAUGUGCUAACAUUUUUCUAAGAUGGUGGUUGAGGUCUGAAGUCAGAAGAAGGAAAACUGAUCUGGAUCUGGUAUGAUUGUCUGUGUAUUUAGAUAUGUGUGUGUCUCAUAAAUGUGUUGUUUUUGUACACAUGGGAGCCCACGUGUGUACAGAUUGUGAGUGAUACACUUCUUUCUGAUGUGUGUCACAGUGCACCAUAAUUACGUCUCCCCUCACUGUGCGUGCAUACGUGUUUCAUGGAGCUCAUGCAUGUGUGUGUGUGCACAAACCCUUCGUGCUUGUUGUGUAUGAGUACCAGGCUGCUUUCAAUAUAGCCUCUUAUUAGGUGGUGAUUAUCCUGCCUGUAUCUGGCUUCUUUCAGCGUUUGACUGGAAGUUGGAGAGGCCAGGGGCACCAUGGGAAGAAAGGAGUGAAAACUUCCUGAACGUAGCUUCACCCCACACCCCUUAACAUCAGUACCCUGUACCUUUUGAAGCCUUAUAUCCACCCUGGUUUUAAAAAUGCAUAGAAAUUUCUGAAUUGGUAAAGGAAAUGGGUGGUGCUCAAAGGAAUCGUAAAAAGGUCUUUUUGAUAGAAUUGGACAGAAGCACUCACUGUAUCAUAUGUCUGUCCUGAUUUAACCCUGGAAUUCAGGACAACACUUUUCAACAACUAUUAUUCAUUUUUAACUGUUUUGUCAUAUAUCUUGCUAUUUUUUUUAAUUUUCAGACCAGUCGCUUUAUCCUAAAACAGAGUAAUUUUGAUAACAGUAUGAGAAUAACUUUUAAAAAUCCUAGGGUUUUAUUAAAAUAAUAACAUUUGUCAAUCGCAGUAUAUUUGGAAGAUGCAGAAAUCUUGUCUGUAUUCAAGUACCAAAACCAGGCCACAGCUCCCCUCUUGAAAUAAAUCUAAAGUAUUUGACUAUAAAACUUAUCCAGCCUAGCCAUCAAAUACAAAGUUAUAAAGCACUGUCAGGUAUGUGCCUGAAUUUAGUAAUCUGCAGCUUUUCCAUUUAGCUGACAUUUUUUUAAUAAUUCACCACCCUUUCUUGUCAAUUUAGAGUCACAGAGACCAACACUGUGAUUUUUAAAAAGAAUUCCAAGAAGCAGAAAAGAAACAGAAAAUAUAACAAGACAAGACAGAUGAAAAAGAAGAAGACCAGGAGAAAACAGUGGGUCAAAAUCCCGAGGGCCUGGCUUGGGACUUUGUAAAAGCCCAUACAUCAGCUGUCACCCGAUGUGCUUCCAAAGAGCCACAACAGAGAAACACAAUAGACUGGACAGAUGGUCCCAAACAAACUGCAGAGGGUUUGAUGCUAUUAAAAGCUGUUUACCUCAUGCCAGACACCAGCAAGUGUAGUGGAAGCAUUGUGUGAUUUUUUUUCAGAAUGACUGAUUGUGUGUUUAUGUGUGCUUAACUACAAGCUUCUGGUGUUUCAAUAAAACCCUCCGGUGUGUGUUUUGCCAGCCAAUAACCCUUCUUUGCCUUAGUAAGAUGUGUACGAGCGUGUGUGUGUGUGUGUGUGUGUGUGUUUGUGAUGUCUCAUAAUUAAGAUACAAUCAAAGGCAACACGUGAUGGUGAAAUACAAACAGUGUGAUGAUUGAUUUGUUCUCAGCAGAUGCAAGCCAACCCUGUAGGCUGUGACAAACUUUUGGCUGAUGACCAAUAACUGGACAAAUUUAAAACAGACCCCCCCACCCACCCACACGCCUCCACCGCUCCCUCCCGCUGAACCUCUCCCCUUCAUCUGCUCUCCUUAAGAGCAUCUCUGACACCUCAGAAUGAUGAACUCCUUCAAUGCGCUGACCUUUCUCCUCCGGACUAGUCACCCGCCCUCCUGCCCUCGCUCAUGUAGAUGAGACAGAGACAGAUGAAGAUAUUUUGCAAUGUGUGUGCAUGUGCGAGUGUCAGUGGGGGUGGUGGGCGGGGGUGUCAUGCAGUGACACAGUGAAAUUAGUUUUGGUGGUGGUGGAUGGCAGGCGACCCACCUUCAGAUCAGCAGUCACCCAGAGAGAUUAAUCCAGACGCAGGAGGCCUGUUUGAGAGCAGACAUGACAGGCUCUUAGCGAGAUCAGAGAGACAGGCAGGUAGACAGACAGAUGGGGCGGAUGGGUUCAUGACAGUGAUAUACAUACUGAGAUUGUGUCCAUAUAUCUGAGUAUGUAACUUUCAGGUUUAACAUACAGAUUAUUGGACUGCUUGGAACAUGAAUAAUGUAGAGACCAAAUUUUUGUUGCCGUAAAAGGAAAAAGAAAAAAAAAAUGAAAAGGCUCAGAACAGCUUUUGAACUUCAUUGACCUGUUUAUGUAGGUCAGGUAUUAACUAAGUGGACAUUUUAUAUGGUUGUAAAAUUGAUACAAUAGAACAAAAUCUCAUGAAAUGGGACAUUAUAAACCUGCACCAAACAUACAGUAUUAGUACACACAUCAGGUUUAGUCAUGGCCAAGAAAAUACCAUUAGACAAAGCAUGUACAUGGGGGUUUAGCAGUUUAAGUGCAGAGGGAAUAGUUUGCUGCAUGUUUUCCCCACCCUCUCCUCCCCACAUUUACUGACUCAUGUCAGCUGUUAUGUCCAGUAAAGGCAACUUGCUCCCUAAAUAGCAUAAAAAUGCAUGCAUCCACAAUAUCAGUUAAAUGUGCAUGCUUUUGAUUGUUUGAUUAUCAUGUAACAGUUAUCAUAAUGACUCCAGCUAACUCUACUUACUAGCUAACAAAUCAGCUGACAUUAUAAUUAAUUGGCUAUUUUUCACUUGAAUACCUGCUUCUUGUGGGAUACUCCUGUAAAGUGAGAAACUCUCAUAUUAACUUGAUUUACCAGUUCAGUUUCAAAGGUCACUUGAUCACUGUAUUUCAGCUCAUUUGAGUUGUUGAUGCACAUGUAAAAAUGUGUCUAACUCAGCUGGUCCAACAUGCAUCACAAUUUUGUUUCGUGUUUAUAAAUGUUAAAAACUUCUAUAGUCUAUGUGAAUAAAUUUUCAUGAAUCAGCUUCAUAUGAGGAACUACUUUGCUGUAAUUGUGCCUCAUGGUUGUAUGCUUAAGGCAAGGUGUUACCUAGUCAGAAGUUUUCUGUGUGUGUAGACUGUGAUAUAGAACUAAUAUAUAUGGUGAUAUUUUGAAGUUUAGAUUUUUUAAAAUUUAUUUUGGGAUGUGUCGCCAGUAAACAGAGUCAGAAAUACUUCAUUGAACCCAGCAGAAAAUGAGCAAACCCUCGCAGAACCUGCUCAGUCAUUUCAUAACAAUCCAGAUAUGAGAAUCCCCUUUAAUGCCUAAAAAGGAGAACAAAUGUCUGAAGUUGAUGAAUAUGGUAUCAUUAGUUACGCUUGUCUUGCCUCCUUCAUUUUCAGGUCUAAUUGGCUCCUAUUUAUAAUCCUUCACCUUUGGGCCAUCCUUUGUAAUACUGUCUUGUUUCCGUCUGUAAUUGGUUCAGAUCAGUGAAUCUUACAGGUCACAGAGAGGGGAGAAGUCCUUGGAUGAUUUUUUUAUUUGGACACUGAAAUACAUUUUGUUUUGUAGGUGAAUGAAACUGUCUGCUCUGCUAUUCAGAGUAACUUCCACCUGUUUGGUUCUGAGUAUUCAGGAAAAAAAACAUGAAACUUUUUGUAAAAAGCAUCAAAGACAAACUAAAUAAACUCUACACUUUACAAGAAUGAUAACACAGAAAAGGGAACCGUUUUCCUCCCAUCUUUUGAGAAGCAUCUGUUAAAGUGUGUGUUCAAUUCCUUGGUAGUAAUUCUGAAAUUACCAAAAAUUAUUGGUACUUCAUUUUGGUAACCAGGGAUCUUAACACAGUGCAUGUUUUUGUGUAAAUUGUCAGACUUUUGAUUUUUCUUUGUCUUGGAAAUGUAAACUGAACAAAUCAAUUCUAUACUUUUUAGUUGCAACACAACAUUCAGGCAGUCCUGCUCAUGAGCUUGCUUCACGUGUCCUUGUGUGUGUGUGUGUGUUUGCAUGCAUGUGUGUAUUCAGUCGCUUUAAAGUGGAGCUGAACACUGCUGGCAGACCCAACUAUGUGCGUGUAUGUGCGUCUGUCUGCAGGUCAGCUGUCCAUUCCUUCAGUUCCAGAGAGACUGGAAAACCCCAUGAGCCAGACCCCUGAAGGCACUCAUCUGCAUAGAAAGGUAACAGGCUCCCAACACACACACACACACACACACACACACUCAGCAGGGUGUAUCAGUCACAGUAGUGGGAUUUUGAGCAUUGGGUAACAGGUCAGUUCAAGGGGUCAACAGCGGCAUUUCACCUUUGACCUCAGGACAAAAACAGACUGAAGUCAGGGGCUGAGGGACUACUGUGCUGGGUUAACAUCUUCAACAGCGGCAGGCCUUUAGUUGUGUUCGUUUUAAUAAUCCCUGACCUAAGAACAGAUACUUGUUAUUCUCCACUAUAAAUGAUGUAAUGCAGAUAAAUACAUACACCUUUGUAGUACAUAUAUACAGUAUACUACAGAAUAAGUAUUAUUGAGAUAUUAAGUCCUCAAAAGGAAAAUCAAAAACAUAGAAUCACACUUCUCCUUUAAACACUGCCACAUUUCCUCCUUUGAAAACAAGAUCCAAAAUCUUUUGCAUGGAUGUGUUAUCAAACUCUUACAACAGAAAUUCACAACUAUAAGUUUAUCUAAUUAUCUUCAUUAAAUUUAAUCACUUUAAGUUCUUUUAAACUGUUGAUGUGAAAACAGAAGGAUUUGACUUAUUAAAAGUAAGUUUUUAGAUAUCACAAUAUAAAACUAUCAACAAAAGGUCAUUUGAAAAAAGGGUACAUUUAUUUGAAUCAUUAAUAUUCAACAAACUGAUCUGCUACACAAAAUCGAACCUUUUGAGAGCACAAAUCCCUCUCUCUUUUUACCUUUUCCUUAUCUCCUUUUCACACACACACACACACACACACACACACACACACACACACACACACACACACACACACACACACACACACACACACACACACACACUCUCUCUCUCUCUCUCAUAUGCUCACCAGUGCUCCACCGCCUCGCUGAAAAGAAAUAAACACAGACUCUGAUGACUGGACACACUCUCUGCAUAUUAUCAGCCCCCUGGUGGCCAACUUUAGAACUACAUCACACAUCUUAACUUUAAGAAGCAAGUUUUUUUAAGCUUAAGACAGAUUUUCAUUUCAUCUAUCUCAAAAAAUAGACGUGUAAAUAUCUGAUAUUCACAGUCAAUCAGCAAACAAUGAAGAAUUUCUGCAUCUGUUUUAUGAAUAGGGAUAUCUCUGUAAUGCUCCCUCAAAUGUUUUGAUGUGCAAUUCAUUCUGACAUGUAUAUUGUUGGAGGGGAUACAAAAUCUGUUAUAAUUGCAAGUGCUUAAAUUUUUGAGCAUUCAAAACAUAUAAAAAGGGGAUUUGAGAAUAGUGAACUUACAUUUUCUCUGUUCUAAAGAAAGGAAAUCAAAGCUCACAAACAUGAAUGAAACAAGUUCAGAUAUGUAAAAUGAAAAACAUCAAUGCUUGGAGUAAAUGAACAGUACUUGUCAUGUGCGCCUCCACUUACUUGUUACCACUGGAAAACUGACAGCUUUGCAACCUUAUGGAGACAAAAAUCAAAAUGUCGCCUUAUGAAGAACAAAUACAAACCUUAAAAACACUCUGAAUUUCUCAGCGUUGAACUCUCUCCUCAUCUGCAUCUGUCACCCUUGCUGAACUGCUACCAUAUAACAACAUCCAACUGUCCUACCUCGAUGUGAUCGAAGCUGACUUUGCUCUCCACCCAGCUUUGUUUUUCUUUGCAGCUGUUGGGUGGUCCAUGUCUAUUGCUCUGUCUCUCUUUUUCCCCGUCUUUUCCCUGUCUCCCUUUCUUUCCCCAUCUUUCCCUCUCUCUUUCUUUCCCCGUCUCUCCCCUCCCUCCAUUAUUUCUCUCCCUCUUUCUCUUUGUCAAGUUCACAGCGUCUGUUUCUCUUUUAGUGCUACAGGACCCAGGUAUGAAAUUCAAUACCACAGUAUACACAAUUAAGUUCACACCAGAGGUUAUUGGGUGGAAGUGUGGUCCCAUUUAGAAAAAAUGUGCAAGUCAGUCAAAGGAUAGGAGGGUGUGAGUGUUUAUGUGUGGUAGGUUAGUUGGUCAAGGUUAUCUGAAUUAUAUGAGGUGGAGGUGUUGUGUGUUCUCGGGACGGUGCUGCUCUGGUUUUUAACACAGGCCAGAGUGGAAGACUCUGUACUGGCAUGCUGUGCCAUCGGGGGUUUCGCUGAAACAGGUUGUGUUAUUCAUUCUCAACCAAUCAUAAAUCUUAAACUGAUGUUUGCUUUCACCUGACGAAUCAAAUCUGCUCUGGAAACAUUGAUUUUUUUCAUCUGUUACAAUUAUUUAAGUCCCAUUCUCAUAUUCAGUCAAUUUAAAAACGGCAUUUUCAAUCAAAAUUGAAGUUUUGAGUAAAUCCUCAGGCCCUUAUUAUCUGUUACCUUUCAAAACAAUAUUCCUGCUUUUGCCCUUCUGAACUCACCCCAGCUGACCCCCCUAACCCCCCCAGCCUGUUGAGUGUUUCAGAGUUGGAUCAGUUAGCCAUAGCUCCCUCUGUGAAACAUUCACACGCGAUGGGAGCCUCAUGACAGGCCAGCUGGAUCCUUUAGUCUGCCCCCCCCAAACACACUCACAGACACAAAACCUCCAUGGAGUCCCUACUGGCCAGCCAGCCUGUCACUCAUACAAUGGGAGGGUUAUGAACAUGUGCCUGUAUCUGAAUGUGUGUGUGUUGUUGGGCUUCCUGUUUUGGCUGUGUACUUCAGUCCUUCCUGGCAGGGGGGACUGCUUUUGUCAUUUCUGUCUGCUCUGAUACUAGCAAGACAAAUUAAACAUACACUGAACUGAUGUGCGGAUGAUGCAACUGAUAUCUGAUACCUUUUAACCGUUUUUCAUGUCAAAACUUGUCAUCUUAUUGUAUUUUAUCCAAUUUAGAAAUUUGAUCACCAUUUAGGAUUUAAAAGCUGUCCAUAGCGAUCCAAAUGUCAUCUUAAUGAGAGAGCAACCAUUCAAAAACAGUCUGAGGCAACAUCUUUAGUGUUUACAGACCUGAUUGAAGUUACCCCAUACCAAUCUAUAAUAAACAAACUAUAGCCAAGCAGGUUUCCAUCAUAUCACAACUAAUCAUGUCAAAAUAGCCAGUUGGAAAUGAUGUAUUUUUCCCCCUUUAUACCCAUUUCAUUGUUGUGAGUUGUAGGGAGAAAAACUGUUGUUGACAUAUGUAGCUUGUAGAAAUGGUUGAAAAAGAGAAUCCUCAGUAACUUAAAGGGAUAUUCCAGUGUAAAAUAAAGUUAGGGUCAAACACACCCUAACACUGAGUUAGACACCCAUAAAUGUUCUUCCUUGAGCUGCGUCACCCCGCUGCGGUCCGUAAUGGACUGGUCCGAGGUCUCGCUACAAACAAGCAGCUGCUGGAAGAGAGUAGGUGAGUUGUGUUUAGUCUCUUUGCUAAAGAAAUUAGGCAAAGUUAAAAAGAUGUUUGGUGGCUAAUGCUGUGGCUGGGACCCUAUAUGUACUGUUGAUGGAGUUAGGUGCUGUUGGUUGAGCGCGUGGCUCUCUGUAGUGCUAUCAUGCGGUCGUUACUAAAGUUGGUAUAACUAGAGAAGCAAGCGGUCGGCAACAUUCAUCUCUUGACAGGUUGUCUAACUUGGUGUGAUGGUGUGUUUGACCCUAAAUUAAUUUUACGCCGGAAUAUCCCUUUAAUUAGACUUUUGUGCCCUUUAUUUCUGUCUGUUCGUCUCCCCCCGCACUCAAGCACAUACAUAAAAUACAUCCACCCGAUCACUCAGAAGUCAGUAUGUCUUCUAGUCUUGCGAGGGAGCACCAGUCAUGUUCCAUUAAUCCUGAGCAACCAGUGGUGAUUGAUCAAUUAGCCCUGCUUAAAGCCAGGGCUCGGGCUGAUCAAUAGCACUGAUCACCAGCCAAAGGUUUUUCAUUAAGACCUGCUGCUCUGCAUGAGUAGACUCCAUUAGCAUAGACCAAAUGGGCUGUGAGGAAUGCAAAUGCCCCCAGUGAAAAUACACAUUCACAUAAAUUUGUCUAGUGGUCAUUGUUUUUUUUAUCAUUUACAAAAUCUUUGGUGUCAAACAAGUUUAUGCUUUAGUUUGAAUCAAAGUUGUUUAAUGAAAAUAUUUUUUUUUAUGAAGAUUAUCAGUGGAUUAUGUUUCUUAGACCUGGAUUAUAUUGCAGCAUCAUCACAUUAACAAUCUCACUUGCCACUGUUACAACACUGUACUUAAAACAUGGAGAACAAGAUGGCAGAACAUACAGAAAACAUAUAGCUCAUUUUUAGAAAUUUAACUUUUUCUGUAAGGGAAUCGUGCUAAACUCUAUUCAACAUUGUUGUUUUUUUUUUCGCUAAACUUCUGUAUGCAGCAAAAGCUACAUCUUUUUCUUAGUCUGUAAUGUGGCCUUAUGUAAUAAAAAGCUUGUGUUGUGCUUUUCCCUGAUACUCGCAUGUUCGUUAAAGGGUGAUCAUGGUAAGAAUUGCCGGAAGCAUCAUCCCAAAAUAUCAGCGUUUGAGUAGUUUUGCUACAAUAGUCUUAAAGGUAUGAUAAUGGACAUGUUGGGUAACUUUUCCCUCUCAACCAACUCCCUGUCAACUUUUUUUGUUUCUUACCUGAACAACAGCGGAUGUUGUUGCACCACAUUGAUAUUUUUGAUCCACAACCCCAUUGGACCCUCGGGAUCAUUCGUAACUUAAAAUACGAAAACAACCUGCCGGCCAUCACUGACAGACUCACCUUUCUCACCCUUUCCUAACCCUCAGUGGGACCAGAAGCUAUUGUUUGACUUAAACAAUCCUCAUUGAAUUAAAAACUGGCCACAUGCUUUGUUCGGUGAGACCGAUGCGUACUGCUGUCAUGGGUCCUGUCGUUAAUGUGCCAUCACUGUACCUCACAUCCUCCACAGACACAGGGAGUGCUGAGCUUACUUCCUCCAUCUGUAGAUGUAUGUGUGCACGAAUACGCCUCCGUGUGUGCAUGAGAGACACUCAUGCUGUACCGUGUGUGUUUGUAGAUGAUAUGAAUGAGUAAGAGCAGAGGUUGGAGGGUGGGUCAUUUUGUCUGUGUUUGUGUGUCAUUGUCCUGUGUGUGUGUGUGUGUUGGAUGUGAGUAAACUUUAAAUCAGUCAAUGUGGUAGACUCCUGGUGACGUAUCUAUGUAUACCCAAACAAAAUGUCAUUUCUCUACAGACACAGACCGUUGAAAUCUAUAUCUCAUUUUUAUAAUAUGUUGAACAUAAACAAUAUGCACCAAAUUUUGAUUUUCAUUUCCUUGCAGACAAAAGUUUUACGUAUCAAAACACUUUGCAUUUUCGUAUUUUGUCAAGGAUCCAGUUCUGCGUAUUUGAAACCUGAAAACCUCCAACAUUUGGCCUUCCUAUUACUUCUAUUGAAUCUCAUGAGUCCAAUGACAUUAUACCUCGCAUCGGGCCACAUGUAGAUUAAAUCACUAGCGCACACACAUAUCCAUUAUCUAAGAAUGUGUCUGAGUAAAAGUUAUUUCCCUGCUGACAGGUAUUACACCACAUCAAGAAAAAUGUUGGUAUUCAGUUGCUCAUGAGGAUAAUUGAAAACGUGAAGUGGCCUUAAGUCUGGCUGAGUACCUACACCUGUCUUCAGGUUGAAAAAGGUCCAUCAACUUUCAGCUAAAAAGGAAGUUAAAAAGGAAAAACCUGAUCCACUUCAAGAUUUACUGCAACAAAUACAACACUACCUUUGUCCAAUCUAUAAUGCUCAAUUUAGUUUUUCUUUCUGCGGUUUAAUUUUAAUAGCACUGACAGUGGGUUCAGUUUUAUAUUUAUUUAUCAAACCCUGGAACAAAAGGGAAAUCUCAGCAGAAACGAGGCUCAGAUUAUGGCGAAGUUUUGGAUUAAAGAGAGACUCUUCAAAUUGUGAUGCCCACGGUAAAACAAAUGUUCACGUGUCACAGUGUGUAUUUAGCUCAAAGGAAGGGAGUUGGUUGCAGAGAUACUGAGGCAGACAGGAAGAGAUCAUCCCAGUGUAACCAAGCCUGAGGUUGAACCCACUGCCUCCUCACCCCAUACAUAGUACACUUGGAGAUUAUAGUCUGGACUCUCUGUUUCUCUCGCUCUCUCUCUUUCCGUCCGUAACUCACACUCUCUUGUACACACUCAAUUUAAAAUGGAUCCAGAGGCCAACUCAUACAUGGUUACACACUACAAUAAUAUAUCUCCUUCCUCCUGUCCUUUUAUGUCUUUAACAUCAUUUAUGUCAUCAACAUCAUUUCACCUCAUAGAUAGAUAGAUAGAUAGAUAGAUAGAUAGAUAGAUAGAUCCACUAAACCUACCUGCCUACAUCUACAAACAUGGCUACUUGCGCUUUAAUUUAACAUUUGCACCCGUGUCUGGAGAUUUUUGCAUUGACUGCAUGGCGAAUGAUAUUUCCAGCAGUCAAAGAUGGGUGGAUGGGGGUUGUUGAGAUGGAUGAAUGGAUGGACGGUUGACACCCCUAUCCAUCCCCGCUGGGGAAAGGAAGUCCCUAUCAGAACACAACAGGAAAGAGACGGAGCAAAAACAAGGGCUUGUCUUUUUGGACAUUAAAUCACUUCCUGUAGGUCUUUGGGCUGCUUCCCCCACCAUCCUCCACCUCCACCUCUCCGUCUAGUUCAACCACCCUUUUAACAGGAAAAGAAAUUGAUCAAUUCUCUUUAUCUGCGUGCGUAAAAAGUGCUCUGGUUCCUGUGGGUCUGUCUGUGAAAAGUCCAGUAACUCAUCAAUAACUCAUAAAAGAGGCCUGAGACCCUGUGUAACGUAACAGUGCUUUAACCUUUUAACAAUUCAAAAUAAUCUUUGCUUUAAAAGGAGAAUCUGUCACCUCAUGCCCAAAACAUUCAUAAGUAACGCCAUAGAGCUUGCCUGUUUGAUUUACAGGUGUGACUUGCAGAUGUGAUGAGUACCAUAGGAUGCAAGUGCCAUAUAAAUUCCAACCGCCUGACAAAUCACAAGCUGGCUGCUGGACCUGGUGCUUUGAUCCUCCUCCAAGAACACAAACAAAGAGACAAAAAGGUUUAUCAUGGUGGGUGCAGGAAAGGACCCUUUUAUUGGUGACAGGAAAAGACAAUGACCACACUUUUCACCGAGAACACAAUCAACAGCCUCACUCCAUCUGGCUUGUCAUUUUUUUAGAUUUUUUGUGAUACUGAACGGCUGACUGCAGACACCAGGAAGAAUUGAUCAAAUCUCAAACUUAUACAGAAAAUGCAGCUUUUUGCACAGUGUUGCCCUCAUCCAGGGCACAGCUGUAAAAAAUAUGACUUCCUUCCUGUAGACUAUUUCCUGUUUAUGUCCGAAUUCAGGUCAGUCAAGGGGGACUGUGGCUCCCCCUCAUCUACAGCCAUCCUUACCCAGAAGUGACCCCAGUAUGAUAAAGCAGAAUGCAGUGUUAUCGCAUUUAACAAAAUAACACUUUCUAUACUCUCAUUCUAUUAUCUUUCUCAUCCCCUCUUAAAAAGUUAAAGCUAAAGAACAUUAUUGAACUUAAUGAACCUUCUACAACAUACCAAAAUCUGCAAACACUCUCUUUUACCCAUAAUACACAAAAGCAGAAGUGACAUUAUUUGCGUUUUUCUGCUCCCGCAAGACCUAAAAGUUCCCCCCAGAACAUGUCUCAGUUGCACACACAUGGAUCUUCCUGGCCUGUUUGUUUCAUUUUCUGCUGAUUUGCCUAAAACUGGCAGCGGCUGCUCCACUGAAUGUUUAAUUUAAGAGCUCAUGUUCCCCUCUGUAUGAUCUGUGGUGGUGUUGUGAGCAUGGGCUGGCUUUAGGAGGGAGGGGGUCUGAUGGGUGUGGGAGACCCCCAGGUCUCCGGGCUCAGUCAUUAAGAUGGCUCCUUGGCUUGGAGAUGAGAAAGCAUGCUCGGCACUCUGGGUUCAUUGAAGAUGCUCCCCUGCCUGCUUGGAGCAUCCAUUAUUUAUGAGUUUUUACAAAUUUCAACUGACAUUUUUAUCAGUUAUGUAUGACUGUUUCUGAUUUGGCAGUACUAGGUGUGUCUGUCCUCUUUACAACAAGAUAAAAAUGCUGGUCUAAAUCCACAGCUUGGUAGAAAGAAGAAAAGUGUUGUGGCAGGUUGUGGUUUACUGUCCCAUGUGAACUUCAUUUUGGCUUUUUUUGGGGGGACUGGUUCAGUGUCAAAGAGACUACUCUAAACGAGACAUAUUGUAGUCAUUUGGGCUAUGUGAAAAUAACAUUUGGUUUGUCGUUCAUCUAGCAAAAUCCAAGAGUGUGCAGAGAUAAGGGCUCCUCUUACAUACGUUAGUCGAACCAUAAAAUGUUGUAAUCAAAACCCUCAUACCUCCUCGGAUCCUUUGCAUUUGAUUGGAUGUUAAGCAAUACUCCCCCUUGAUGAUGAUGCUCAGGCCCAAAAGUUUUCUCAAAAAGGAGAAGGGUCAAAAGUUUACGAGAACAACAAGCAAGGCGACGACAGAGUAGAUAUUAACUUCAUAUCUCUCAAGUAUGAGGCAAAAGUUGUAGGAAUGAAAAGAUUUACUUCUGCUUGCAUCGUUUGAUCUCAAUACUUACCGUAUUUUUCGCACUAUAAGGCACACCUGAUUAUAAGGUGCACCAUCAAUGAACGCGUCUAUUCACAUCUAUUUUCCUCCAUAAGGUGCACCGGAUUAUAAAGCGCAUUAAGCCAAACAAAAUAGUCAGAUAAGUCAAACUUUAUUUAACUCGUUCAAUAAUUCUGCGAGGCUACGGUAGCUGCAGUGCUCUGACAAGCCAAAAGGAUUUUAAGUGCACUUUAUAGUGCGAACAAUAUGGUAUGUUUUUUUUAAGUUAUAAAUAAUUUUUAAAAGGUCUAAUAUGUCACCAACACAAGCAAGCUACAAAAAGACUUUACACUUUUUUUCAGAGAGAAAAAUGCAGAAUCUGUCGAUCAUUGUUGUUGGCAAAAUCCCCAAAUAUACUAAGAUUGUUUUUUUUGUCAAUAUCACACACUACUGCUGCGUUAUUGAUCAGUUUCACCCAUGAGCAUUUUUGAUAAUUUGAGAAGAGAGUUUCUUUUAUACAAAGCAGCUGCUUCAAAAAUCACAUAUUUUGUGAAUGAUGCGCAGCUCCACAGCUCCGAAGUUCUCUCUCAUGUUGGAUUUCUUCAUAUGAAAUUUAGACUGUGCAGGAGUCUAGAUACUCUCAGCAGAUCAGCUGUGCUCUUUUUAAAGUGGAUUAAGGAAAAGAAAAAUUCAUGAUUAAGGUAGAACGCUACAAUGACUGCUAUUACAGUGACAAAUUGAUGAGUGUGUGUGUGCAUGCAUGUGUGUGUGUGUGCGUGCGUGUGUGUGUAUGAUCAGCCCGUAUCUGUUAUAGGACGCCUACCGUCUUCUCACCACCCUGACCUCGUUUGUCUGCGGCUCAGCCAGUAUUGAUCCGAGCACUGCCCUGUGCUUCAGUGCUCAGCCUCCGGCCUCAGACUGCCUCACCUCACCUUACAUCACUCACUUAACAUUAGGCUCUGAGCUUGACAUGCACAGUGGAGUUGUGGUACAGUCCCUGAGAGAGAGCUUGUCAAAUGUCAGUUAAUACAAGCUCUGCAAGCGCAACGCCCACUUGUUGUCAAUCUUGCAGUCUAACAAUAUUCUGCCACUUAAUGCACAUCUUUGUUUUUGAAGUUAUUUGAUCAUUCUCAUCAGUAGUACAUUAAUAACUGCAGAAAUUUUAAUUUUUCACCAUGCAAGAAUCAGGCCCGUUGAUUCCAGUGAUUGAAAUGCAGCCUUUUUCCUGUCGCGUUUAACCGCUCGCCUCUGUACAGCAGACCCACCACUCCAAACACGUGUCAGACAUUCCUCUGGGUCCACACUCUGUGUUUUUCAUAGCUGUUUCUGGGUCUAUGAUGUUCAUUUGUAAGUGCCUUUAUAACGCCGCUCCUAGCUAAAGCCCCUCAAGUGUCCUCAGUAGCAUACAGAAACUGUUGCUGUCCCAGUGGAGGAGCAGCAGACUAAAUAAUCAGUUUCCCAUCACAGUGACAAUCUGUGAGCAGCUGUUUGUAUCUGAAGGCCUGCCAGCGAUUGUCCAUGGCUCUAUGAAACAGAAAAAGAAAGAAAGGGAGCGCGGAGAGGAGGAGAGAUUAAAGGAAAGUUUCUCUCUGCCUGUUUUUGUCCUCCUCGGGGUUUUGAUAUUGAUCUCACCAACAGACAGCAGAUGUAAGUGAAGAGCCACGUGUAUAAAUAGUUUCGUCCACCUGUGGAUACGGGCGUGUGUACAUUUAAACUCACAAAUACUGAAGCGGACUCUUUUGUUUUUGUUGUUGGAAUGGAUGCAGAAAAGUCAAGGAUGUAUAGUAUUUGAUAAUUUUAUUCAUUUGCGUUUAUUUUUUCCUAUAUUUGUGUAGCACUUUGCACUAAGAAACAAAAAUAGCUUUUUUGCUUGUAAACAAACACUGAUGUUAAGAGGAGUAAAGACGGUCCAAUGACAGCUCUUACAUUAAAGGGAGCCUGAAAAAAAUAUGCUUUCAAAUACCUUACAUCACCUCCCGAGGCAAUCGGUUAACAUUGCACAGGGCCUUGAAUGAAAAGCAUUCAGUUUUAAUAAAAGUAAUACUGGCCAAACCAUUUGCAGCUUUUGUUUGACGCUGAGCACGUCUCACAUCAAAAACAUUUGUUUGCUUUCUUAAAAUAUUGUUGUUUUUUUUUAUACCAUAUCUCUGGAUUUGAGGGUAUAUUGUACAUUACCAUGUGAAGUUCUGCCCACGUCUUGAGCCUGCAAAUUUAAAGAAAAAAAAAAUGUGGUGGAUAUAUGUGACGGGAUCAGAGGCAGCCCUGGUGUGCACCUUGUUACCUCAGACACCCAAAACUUAAAAAGUAAGAUUGUAUUGACUUGGUGUCAUACAAAGUUUGUGACACAAAUAUUGAUUGAAAAAGUAAAUAUUUUUGAAUACCCUAAACCCUAUUGUCGGCUAUUAAUGAGAGGGUUGAUACCUAAUUCAGGUAUAGACUGAGAAAGAGUCUGAAUUCAGUAGAAUAUCAUAACAAAGAUGUUUUGUUUAUUGGCACUCAAAGAUACACAGUUUUAAUCGCACUUCUCACAAUAACCUUUUCUCUUGAGUGAUAAACAGUCUGAUAUUGUUACUGAUAAUUGUUUUAAUAGCAAAGACUGUAUACCUUUUUAUUUUAUUUUAUUGUUUUAUAUUUUAUGAAGAAGCAGAACUGUAUUGUUAACUUAAGAUUCAUCUUAAUGAAAAUCAUUUUGAAAAUAAUUUCUCAUCUUAUAAGUUCUUCUGGCACCUUAAUCAAUCUGUAAAUGUUGAACUACAACUUCUGUAUGUCAUAACGGCACCGCGUGGUUCACACAUUUACAUGCCACAAUAAUCCGUCAUUAACAUAAACAAACAAAAGCUCAUUUAACGCAGCUAAACUCUAAAUUUCCCGUCAUCGUUUUGCUCCAUUUUAGCAGCUUGAAGGUUUUCUUUUAUAAUUGUUGACGAUCCCAAAAUAUGUUUUGAGGUCAGUCCAAAACCAUAAUUAUUUCUUUGGAUUCAAUCAUAGUAAAACAUUCUCCAGACCCCCUUUUGCAGCUGAUGAACUGUUGUGACACUCGGGUUGUCGUGUUUGUGCAGACGACACAGACCUCUUUCUUUCUCUUUAUGACACUGUUGAAGUAAAGGUCAAGAUUCCACAUGCAGUCAAGCGCUCACCUUCGCCUCUUGGCUGAGGUCUGGCAAGAUUAAGCCUUUGUGUCUUGCCAUUUCUCUAUGUGCCAGGUUCAUCUUUCUCACAAUAGAGCCAGGCAAACACAGGGAGGAAAAGUGUGUGCCUCAAAGAGUGUUUGUGUGUGUGUUUGUGAGUGUGUGUUUUUAAAAGACAUUGGUGCAACCGUUUUAACAGGGCGACUCUGUUUGAAUUAGAUGUUCUAACCCCCCGCUUGCUAAAUGGAUUUCUGAAGUGGCUGUAGUUGGAGGCUUUCAAUCGGAUGCAACCUUGAGUCCUUUUUUAUGUGAGCUCUGUAGGAUUUAAGUGCCGGUAUAACAUGAGCACGACUGAAUGCAUGCUCCUCAUUUUUUGAAAUUGAAAAAUCUCCAAAGGCUCUCCCUAUUGUGCAGGCAAUUAAUGGAAUGCUGGCAGCGAGGUUCAGGUGCUUAAAAGUUGUAUUUUUUCUCUCUCUCUCGCUCUCUUUUUAAUGACUAAUAAAGGAUAAUCAUCGUGGAAAAAAAAACAUCAUAAUGCUGUAGGCUUCCUCUUUAUGCACAAUGAUGUAUAAUGCAUGCUUUGAAAUGAAACGGCAGCGGCCUUCGAACCAUUCCAUCUCCAAACCUUAGUGUAUUUGUUUUGCAUGCCAUAGUGAGGCUUUUGCAUAACAAUAGUGAGUGUUCCCAUUAACAAUGCUUGCCUAUUAAUUUGAUCUUUACAUUUUUAAAGUUUGUCCAUCAGGCCGUCAAAAAAUGGAUCUCCUAGUUGUGGUUUGGUAUAAGUGAUUAGAAAGUUGGCUAAUUGCCCCUCUGAAGAGUUUUGCUGUUUUUUUUCCCCCUCUCUUUCUUGUUCUUCACCUGUCAGCCUCUAACAGUCCUAUCUCUCAAAAACAGCAGCCUGUUGCACCAGCUCUGUAUGGGUUGUUUCUAAGAGUUUAAAGACUAAACUAAUAAGUAAAUACUGACAUCUAAACUAACCAAAACAUUGUCGCAGAAACGACGUCCAGCCGCUUGGUGAAAGGGUUUUCAAAGAUAUUUGAAAUAUGACAAAGCAUUGUGAGAAGUUGUUAAUUAGUUUACACAGUAAAUUAUACAGCAGUGACAGGAAGUGGUAAAAAUGCCAAUUACACUAUCUGUUCAUGUUUUCCCUUAUAGAAAAUGUACAGAUCAGAACUGUCAUACCAUUCAUGUAAGAAUCAGAAUCAGAAUGCCUUUUAUUGUCAUUAUACGCAGUACAAUGAGAUUAAAGCCACCCAUAUCAGUGCAAAACAUUUGAAAAAAGAUAGAUAAAAAAUAUAGAAAAUAUGAAACGAGAGUAAUAUGAAGUAUAUACAAUGUAAACAUAUGGACCUGAGAUUCGUAUCAAGAAGAACAAGUUGACAACAUGCAAACAGAAGGUAAAAUCCCCCCUGCUUUUCCUCAAACUUCAGAUUAUUGAUGCACCAUGGCAGCUAGUAUUUUACAGAAGUCUUUUUGAGCUGAUGUCGCCCCUAAAAUAAGUUUCACUUCUACAUAAUGUGGAAAACUGUCUUCAGCUUCUCAGAGAAAUCACACAGUGACCUAAAAAAACAAGGGAUUAAGAGAGUGCUUGGAGUCCUUCCCAUCUUCAUAGUGCACAUAAUCCUUAAAUGAAGAAAAGAACAUUUAAAAGUUUUAAUUGUUCUUUGAAAAUCAAAGUAUAUAAAAUGAAUAAGUUCAGACUCUCUCCUGAAUUAAAAUUACAUAUAAACCAGCUUGUGAUAUUAACUCACACUGACAUUAACUCUCCUCUUUAACUGAGUAAUCUGUGUUUUUGUUGUGAACAACUGCCAAAAACUAAUCAUCUGCAGUUUCAGUAAAUAAAUUAGGAUUAUCAAUGAGGCCGAGUGGCAUAUAUGGAGUCUUUUUCCAUUAGAGGGAACGUUUAAUGAAGACUAAGUUGCUCUGACUAACUAUACUAUGUGUAAGAUAAGGAGCUUAAAUUUAGUACAAUAUAAAAUCAUACGAUCACCUAUUAUGUGACGGGUUUUCUUCACUAAUUGAUCUGCCAAAGUUUUGUCACCAUGUGGCGCUGGACUAGUUCUACUUAGGCCUCUUGGGGUCCCUCUUGAAACCGGACUGAAUCCUGAACCGGCUUAUUUCAGUUGCACCUUUUCUUGCAAUCUUGGAACACUUCCAACAGCUUCUGUUUUUUCUUCUGCCCUCAACCUCUUUCUCUUUGACUGCGCUUUGACGAUGCAGGGAAACAUACAAGCGCUUCUUGGUAAACACGAGUGAUGUGGUUCCAGAGUUUAAAAGCUUCACAUAACACUGGCAGACACAACUUGGGGCUGUUUGUGUGAUGGAAAGGAAAACUUGUUUAGAAACUGACAGCACUGUAUCUGUGUGUGUGUGUCUGAGAAAGAGAAAAAACUGUGUAUGUGAGUGAGAGAGAGAAAACUGUGUGUGUGUGUGUGUGUGUGUGUGUUAUGUUGCUUUUGGCAAGUUAUUCAUUUGUGCUUUUUUUCCUCUUUUUUCUUGCCCUCUGUGUGGUUAUCUUUUGAGUUGGUCGGUUUUGAGCUGAUGUCCACCUUCGGGGAUGCGCAUAGCAUGCAUUUCUGAGUAUUUUCACCUGAGGCUGCACUUGUUAGAGUCUGUGGAUAAAUGUAUAUACAUUAUUUAUACAAAUUCAGGGCGAGUGAAAGCAGGUUUAACACAUUUACAGACAGGAGGCCAGGCACUGCAAGCAAAGCUCCAAGAGAGGAUUGCAACGCUGUGCGCCGGGGAUCGAGCUAGCCUCUCACACAACUGUGACCAGCAUCCUUAAUGCUGCACAAGAACAGUGCAAACAUUAUCAUCAACACCUCAGCAAUCAAACAACAUUAUUUGCUUCAGUAGAGGCGGGGGCGAGGAAAAGAUUGACAGGAGACUUUUUUUUUUUUUUAAAUUAAUUCUAAGGGAUACGAUCGCUUUAAGUGCUAAAAUUUAGUUUGGCAAUAUGUAAUCCUUCUGAAUUAUAGAGACAAGUUCAGCAGUUUUUCGUCCGGUUGCUGCUCUCAUAUUGACUUUGGCAGUGACGUACAAUUCUAAUUUUAUUAACCUAACAACUUUCAGUCACCGAUGUAGCUCAAGAAUUUGCGUGAUUGUUGAAAACAGUGAGAAGCAGAAAGAAGUGUUGAAGGAAAAUCCUGUGUUCGCUUGUAACUAGAGGUGAACUGAUUUAUCUGAAAGACUAAAUCAAUUUCCAAAAACAUUAAUUAUUAAGUAAUAGUACUGGUCACACAAUCUCUCAGAAUGAGUCCAAACUUAAAACUUUAAGUAUUGGUCCAAAAUUAAAAGUUAGAAAAUGCACUUAAAGUCGUAGGUUCAGACUGACUUCACCUGUAGGGCAAUAAAAAAGACAAGCCACAUAAAUAUUUGUUUGAUUCCACCUAUCGCUCAUGAAACUGCGCGAGGAAAACGAAGGUCAAUAGUUCGUUAACACGCACUGCCAAAAUCACUUUGUAAACGCAUAUGUGCUUUACAGUAGAUAAUGGAUAUUUAGUGUGUAUUAACACCACUAAUCAUCCGCUGAAGGUUGAUGGAGGAAGGAGAUCAAAAGUUGACACAAUGAAGGGAGCUGCUCUUUGAAUUUUAAUUGCUUUUGAUAGAAAACACAUUUCAAUUAUAGGCUCAGAUACCUUAAACCGGGUUAAUUCAGUCACUUAGGGUUUAUUUGAAACAGUUUAUACAAUUUAUUUUGCUUUUUGAUAAAUUCACCGUUUAUAAAGACUUGUUGCAAUUACUGUAACUAAAGCAUUUUUAUAGCAGGGCUGAAACAAAAGCUGAACUUUCACAUGAAAACUGUAUGCAGACUUCAGAGCACAAAGUAGAGAGGUCAUUGUCAGUUAAGUAAAUUAGUUCUUAGUGUCUCAAAACACUCAUUAGGAAGAUAAGCUAUUACUGAGUCGGAAAGGAAAACAAAUAAGAAAAGAUAAAAACACAAGCCUGUGUUUGAGGGUGUUUAUUGGCCAUUCAGCCAGUAACACAUUACACUUUUCUCUUCAUGGCUUCAUACUCGUCACUUACCCCGUCCUCUUCUCUCCUCUUCUCUUCUCCAGGAGCCACCCCCCUCAGAGGUGGAUGCCUUGCCAGCAGGUUGUAGCCUUCAUGUUCCCAUGGAGCUGGAGUUCGCAGCUUCCUGUUUCCCCCGCAGCCCCACACCCCAGAAAAGCUACGGCCUCGUCUACGUCGGCUGACCUGGCCGCUGACGGUGAUUUUUUAGUUUGGAAUCACUUUUUAAUCACAGUUGGUGAAAUGGCGUCUUUUUUUUUUUUUAUUAUGCAGCAUCUUUCUCCUGAACUUUAAAUUUCCUGUCACCUUUCAUCACUGGAGAGACACGGGGGACACUUGGUGGUGGAGACCUUGGUGGUG